CAUUCAUUCUCUGCUACAUAUGCAGAUAGGCAGUCCGGCCUGGGCCAAUCCCUGCACUGUAUGGGCCGGGCAUCGGGAUCACAUAGCGGAUUGCAUUGCUGGGGGAGAAUUAAGGGAAAAGUUUAGCUGGGAGAAGUUUGCGGCGAUGCUCCUACUGAGCACUCUGCCAAAUCCCUGUAGGAAGGAAAGAUAGGGGGGCAGGAAGAAGGAAAGGAGAGUUAGGAGGAAGAGGGUGAAGAAGGAGCAGGAGGGAGAAGUAGUCACAGGCUGUGUUUGAGAGGAGGGGGCCAGAGGCUGCCGUUUUUGUUCCCUGUGUUUAGGGGGGAGCAAGAUGAGCCUUCUGUCAGCAAUAGAUACCACUGCUUCAGUAUACCAGCCUGCCCAGCUCCUAAACUGGGUCUACCUAUCCCUGCAGGACACACACCAAACCAGUGCCUUUGAUGCCUUCAGACCAGAAUCAAGCAAUGCCUCCCAUCCUGAUAUCAACAGCUACUCCAAAAGCCCCCCUGAUCUGAACUCCUCCAUCCACUCCAGUUAUCUGAACAGCUUCCUGCAACUCCAGAGGACUGAGGUGUGUCCAUAACUUUACAAAGACCCUUCUUCCUUUUUUGUGUCACUUCUAGUUGCUUGAUUGUUUUGCCUUAACGCUGAUGAAAGGGCUCCUUACUGUAUUUUUUGUCUUUUUCUUACAAAGCCCCCCCUUCCCCCUGGUACAUGAAAGGGUUAAUUAUAUAUGGCUGUCCCUGUCCCGUUUCACCCAUCCUCUUGUUUUAUAGCAAUCAGAAUCUUUCACUACUUUAAUGGAACGUCCACAAAGACACAGUGUAUGCAUUGAUAAAUUAGUGACCCCUGUGUGAUCAGACGCAGAUUGGUUGAUUUGCCUGUUUCCUGUUUCACUGUAUAUUCCAAAACUUUUUGUGUGUGUGUGUGUGUGUGUGUGUGUGGAGUAAGAAUGCAAACUUUGGCCUUUUCUCUGUAGUAUGUGUGUUCUGUGCUAGUAGUUGCAAAUAUGAACUAGGCAUAAAACAAUCAGCAAAGGUUACUGUAACACAUUUACUCCACAAUUGUUCCACUUUCAUAAUCUGCAAAAAUAGUUGCUCAUUUGUACUAUUGCAGUGUUGGAUGCUGUGUUUCUUUUAUUUUUGCACAGGGCUGAGCCUUUUUGUUACAUUUAAUAUGACAAUUAGUUUUGGUUUGUAGAUUUUAAAUAAUUUGUUUCACUGUUUUUGCUUCAUUGUACAGUAUUAAAAAAAUCUGCAAUAUAGUGACCAUGUCUGGAGAGUAAGGAUAAGUUAAAAGGUAGGUGGUCUGUCAGAGGUCUAAAUCACAGAAAUGUAUUAUGUGUGUCUAAAAAUAAAAUAAAAUUAAAAGACCUUCCUCUCCAAGCAGUUUCUUCUAAGGGGCAUCUGGCUUUACUCUAGGGAUAAAUUCCUCUAUUUGCUUUAGAUCUGCUUCAGACCAGGAAAGUGUAAGGGUAAUAAUGUUGACAGUCUGUUUAACCUGGUGAGUGCCAAAUACUGGUGCACCAGUGUCAUGCCAGCUGUUCUUGCAGACAAAUGGUUAGGCAGAUUUUGCUUUGAGCAAUUCCAAACUAAUCUAUUCAAGGCCUGCAACAACAACAAAAAAAAGUAUUUCCAUGUACUUUAUCCAAGAUCACUCUAAAAAAAAAAAAAAGUUUAAUAACAAUUGCAGAUAUUUUUUUUCAGCAUACUUCAAAAGAAUCUCAAAAAAAAAAAAAUAACAUUCCUUCAGACCAUUAUUAAAAAAAUAAAAGUUUGGUUCUACAAAUUCUUGAUAAGUUAUAAAGUAAUCUAGGCCAGAAGUGAAAGUGAGUACUAAAACUGAACAACUGUUGCUUUUGUAAUUUCAAAAUAGUCAAUAUAACCCAAACCAAAAUUAAUUAAUAAACCUUAAUUACAUAUACUUUUCAUUAUGACAGCUUUUUGAAAACAUAGGUGUGUUGAAAAUAUAUACCUACAAAUAGUGUGUAUUCAUCUUCUUAUUAAAAUGUACUAAGAAAAAUACUUCAAAUACAGUCAGGGAACCCUAGCUCUUUUUAUAUUUGAAUGAAUUAUUUAUUGUAUAGCUAUACAGAUAAAGAACAGAAAAUAUAUAAAACUUGUAUUUUGUUAUGUAAAAGUAGUUGGAAUAUAAAUGUAAAGUUCUUAAUGAAUAUUUUUUUUUUUUUUUUUUUUUACUUUGGCCUUAAUCCAGAUAACUGUCAGAAAAAAAAAAGUAGUUAGAACCUUGAUGGGCUCUAUUUUUGUUGUUUGGUUAAAUAUGCAGCAUUUGUCUCAUAUUUUCCCAUUAAUAAGUGUAACUGUAAACUAGUAAGAGUUGGCAAAUUCCCUAGGGCAGCAAAUGAAGGUUCUGCAAACAUUUACUCAAAGUUAGGCUUUUGGGCCUACUUAUUAAGAGUAAGCACACAAAAGAUGUUCCUUUGCCAGUUCUAGAUUAUUGGGUUUUUUCUCUGUGGAACAGAGCCGUUUUUUCAAUGUUUUUCUAAUCAAGAAAAUAAUAUUUCAAUUUUGUCAAGGUCACAACACUCAAGUUGAAACUUUGUAUCCUAAACUAAAGAGGGUAAUCACUAUCUCUCAGAAAACAAAUGCGUCUGAACAUUAGUUAAAAUAUUUUUCGGUUUAUAUUUUCUUUCUUUCUGGAAAAUGAUUCUUGAUGAAAAUGCUUAAUGUAGUGUUGGCAUGUAAAGCAAGUUUAUUAAAGCAACACUAGAAAAUGGUCUAUUUCUUUAAAAGCAACUUUGCCUGAUUAAGGGUAAAUUAGGAAAAAAACAAAUAUAUGCAUUUCUUACAAUUUUAAGAUUUAAAUCCCACUUGGAGAUUAAUACAGAUUAUUGCAGUUAAUUUAUCAACUAGCCACAGUAAAUAGUUUAGUGAAUACAUUUCUUAUAAUCUAGCUCUAAAUGGAUCAAGCCAAGUUCAGAUUCCAAAUUUAAUGUAUUCUGGAUAACUCGUAUAAACAAAAUAUGUGCAAAUAUAGCAGCUGUUCAAAUGGAAUAUACAGCCAGUCAGUUUCAGACAGAUUUCUUUACAUUCUAAAACCUGCAUUACUGACUAUGUAAGAGUCUCUUUUCCAUUGGAUGCCCGCAACCUCUUAACAUGUAUAUUUAGAACUUUUAUGACAAAUAUUAAUUUAAGGCCUGACAUUUUGAGAAUUUUAAAUGCAAAAGAACUGUAUGUAAAGGUUUUCCUUUGAACACUUCAAGAUAGAAAAUUACAUUACAUUACAUAGACAUGCAUAGAGGAGGGAUACAUUUAAUUUCUGUGUAGAAAGUUGUGAAUUGAUCGUCUGAUAGUUAAUUUUGCCUGUGAGGCUUUUGUCAAUUGCAGCACAGUUUCCUAGCUUUUGGGGAGGCUCUGAAAUCUAAACAAGAGUGAAUAGAGCAUACACAUUGAUAACUCCUCUUUAACACAACGUGUGAUGCUGUCAGAAUACAAAUGACCCUUAACAGUUAAACUAUUCACUAGUCCUGGUGUGCUGAGAGUGGGAAGUGCACAGUGCUGCCCCUAAUGACACAGAGGGGAGGUUGGUUAUUUUAUUUAAUGUGCAUGAGGACUUUUGUACCACUGGUUUAUGUGACCUGAGCUAAUAAAAUGAAGUCCUCCCAUUUUUGUAACCCCUUCAUUGCCAGUGCAGUAUAUAAUUACCCUGCCAGAAAUGCUGAUUGGUUUGUGAAUCAAGUAAAUUCACUCCUUUUAACGUUAUAAGAAACUUUUUCAUCCUGUUUUUAGUACGAUGCAUUUUUUUGCCCUGAUAUUUUUUGUUGUGUCCAAAAGUACAGUAAAAGGUUUCAUGCAAUAUAUCUAUAUUACUUGUUGGUCAUAUUUAUGUUUAAUUUUAGAAUUCUAGUCGUGUUGUAGUGUGGUGCAAAUGUAUUUUUCUUUGAAUUAAACAAGUAGUGGUCUUGUAAAAAUGACAAUGAUGUAAACAAGUGCUUGAUAAACAGUUGCAUAUAACAUAUAUAUCUACAGAUGUAUCUCUAUCCCAGCUCCUUGAAAUGUUGAAGAUUGAAGUAAACUGAUUCAAAGAAAGGAGGGCCUUGUGCUCAAGAGCUUGAAAGAUGGAGUUCAUUAGAGAAAAAAAAUAUAUAUAUAUAAUUUUCUUGAUAUGUUUAGGAAUUAUUUCCUGGUCUAAUACAUAUUAUUAUGAGUUAGCAACACUCACUGUAUAGACCAGGGAUAGGCAACCGUCGGUACUCCAGAUGUUGUGGACUACAUCGCCCAUAUUGCUCUUACACCCAUAAUGCUGACAAAGCAUCAUGGGAGGUGUAGUCCAAAACAUCUGGAGUGCCGAAGGUUGCCUAUGCCUGGUAUAGACCUUUACAGAUUGAUUUAUUUUUAGCAGGCAAGUGGCUCAAUGAAAGUACCUCAAAAACACUGUGUGACAGACACAGUCAUUUUGUGACCCAUAGACAGACAUUGACUUUCCCUCUUAGGCUGAUGCAUGACAUUUUAAAAUGGUAUUCCACAGGAGUGUUGAGCGUUGUGAGGCUACCUAAACCCUGGUCAGUUUGGGUCCUUUGCUUACUACCUCCUUGUCUUUUGGGAUUGUUACAUUAUAAGGGGAUAUUUAGGGACUAGGUUAAAAGCCACUUUAUCACAUAAAUCCCAAGGUUUUGUAGAUGCCAUGCCUCCAAUACAAUUUCUCAUUGUGCAUUUUAUAUUUUUUUUAACCACAGAUGUGAAUUGGUAUGUUCUGCUUUUAGCCAUAUUCAAUUCUCCCCCGCAAAUUAAUACCAGCUUAUCAGUCACUGUUCAAGUCUCAUCCACAUUUCUAACAUGCUAUUGGCCAUACUUUCAGCAGCCAUUCAAUAAUAUUUUUAAAAGAUUUAAAUCCUUUCUGCCAGCCAUAAUUUAUUCAUUUUUUAACACUCCAGCCUUUUUUUGUAAUCAUUGGAGAGUGGUAAUAUCCCCGGGUCCCGGAUGGGGGCACAGACCUAUAUCGCUACUCCCUUGUGUGGCCCAUUUCAGUUCAGUAAAUAACGCAGUAAAGGAUAUGAUAUCAUUAUACCACCACUAUGCCACUAAGCAAGCCUCACCACCCAGGAAUAUUUUUGUCCAUAUGGCAGUUUCUGCCCACUCCCGGCUUUGUUUGAGAAGGGAGGGGCUUGCGAAUUCUCACCUUAGCAAUUUAGAUACUUGCGAAACGUUAACAUAUUUAGAAGUGCUGUGAUAUAUGUGUGUGAAUGUGUCUAGUGUGUAAAUACAUGUGUAGUGUGUUCUAAUACAUUUGCAGCGUGUCUGUGAAUGCAUGUGCAGUGAACGCCAAUGUUUGUACAAUAGAGAUUUUUUAAAAACUCACAUUUCCUUGGUUGCCUGCAGUAGAGGUACAGGAGGCUCAUGGGAGGUUUCAAGUGGCUUUGCAUGACUUCUAAAUAACCCCCCCAGACGUCAUAUUGGUCACAGGAUAGCAGUUGUUAUACAGAGUUUCUUGUAGUGAGCUCUUCGUUUGGUAACAUAGCACCCAAAUACUGGACUAUUAUGCAUACAGUGACAGCUUUAUUGGAGAAAAUAAAAUUUAAGUGGAGACCAGGCGCCCUAUUAUUAAUCUAUCUAUAACUAAAUAAUAUUGCUAUCAGCUCUACAGUCCUAUCAUCAUUUCUUCUUACUUUUCUGCAAAAUUUUGAUCAACAUUUACGGAUUAUUGCAUUUAAUCAUAAUAUAAAAACAAACAAACCAGCACAACACAACAAAAACAAAAAUACCUAAUAAACCCACUUUUUAUUGGCCCUACAAGUGUGUGAAUCAUGUACAGACUAUAACCAGCAACUCAGGCCUAUGAAUUUGUGACAAUGACACACGCCCAGCUGGUGGGGUUUUAAAAUUAGGAUAGUGACCUCGCAUAGACCAAAAUAGCAACAGAUUAAUAACCGAUUACAUUGCAAGACGUAAAAAUAAUCUGUACAUCAGAUAAUGCGUGAGAGGCUGUAAACGUGAAAAAGUAUGACUUAAGUGUAACAAGCAGUUACUAGCCAGGAAAGUAAAAGCUUCUAAUCCACUCAGUGCUACAAAUAUGGACAUAAAUAUAUGUGUGAAUGUGUGUGUGUUAUAGAUGUAUUGAUAUAGAUACACAAAUACAUAUAUGCACACAAACAUACACUUAAGCAGUCCCUUGCAUUCUACCACCAACCUGGAAUUAAAAUAUAUUUUUAAUGGGAAGGUUGAUAUUAGUUUUACACAGCAUGCCUAACACUUGCCAAAUGUAAUGUAAUAAUUGUAAUGUAAAAUGCCAAUUCAAAUGUAAUAUUUGCAAUGUGAUGCAAAUAUUGAACUAAAAAAAACCUAGACAUUUGUUUACAUAAGAUUUCACUCCCGUUUCUAUGAAACAAUGAAAAGAAGCCAUCUGAAAUCACAUAAUUAAGUGAAUGUACUUCGCCCACAUGCAAUUAAGGUCUCAUAUGAUAUCAACAUAAAUAGAAGUGUUUUUGUUUUUUUGCGAAGGCCCACAAUUUGUUAGAUUGCAUAUCUAAAGUAACAGGGCUACAAAGACUAGGAUAUCAAAAUAAAUCAAAUAUAGACGUUCUUAAGAAGAACUAAUGAGGGUUUGAUUCUUGAAAAUAAUAUUCCAAACUUUGAACAUGCACAGAAUAUGGCAGUAACUGUGUAGACAGAGUCAUCUACCAAAACUCAGCAACUGAGUAGGAGGCCAUUGGUCAGAAAAGCACGUGAGGGGCCAGUGGUAGCUCUAAAACGGUUGGAUAUAAGUUGAUCUUUAUGGACAUAUGUUGCUCUUAGGUUUCAUAAGACCAAAAUUUUAUUUUUCCAUCCAUCACACUGAGAAUACCAUCGCUAGUGACACAUGUUGGUGGAGUAUGUUUUUCAUGGUCAGGAACUGGGAAACCGGUGUGGACAAUAUGAAUGGAGGUAACGCAGGGAAAUUAUACAGGAAAACUUGUUUCAAUCUGACACCCAGGUCUAGAGUUUACCUUACAGCAGGUGAAUGACCCUAGACACACUGCCAAAGGUUAAAAGCCAAGACUUGUAAUAUCUUAAGAAUGGCUCAGUCACAGUCCUGAAACACACACAAAAAAAUCUACAGCAGGCGCUCAACUGUAUGGGCAAUUCAGUGAUUCGUGCACACAACCUCAGUAGGGUGCUAAAAUUAGAGAAAGCCUAUUACCACACCAGGACUACAAAUACCUUGUACACAUUUACCCAGUAAUGUUAUAUCAAGUAUACUGACCCAACGCUGGAGACCCAAAAAAUCCUGAUGUCUCGGCUGGCCAAAUAUUAGUUUUUUGCUUUUUUCACACAAAAACAAAUAUGAACGCUAACUUUGGCCAGUAUUUGUGACUAAGUGGCUACUAAAUAGACUAAACAUACCCCACUUUCAAUACUUUGGGUUGUCUAAUUUUUCAAAUGGUAUGCCAUUAUGGGGGUAAUUCUCAUUCCUGGGCUACCACACCGUCUCAAAGGUAACAUUACUAAUCUGGCAAAUUUCAAUUUGAAAAUGUAACUUUCCAAAACACCAUAAAACCUGUUAAUGGGGGGUACUGUUGUACUCGUGAGACAUCGCUGAUUACAAAUAUGUGCAUUUUAUUGUAGUAAAACCUAACAGUAUUAUGACAUUCACAGCUAAAAUGUCAGAUGGAAAUACAAAUUAAAAAAAAAUAAAUCUUAUUUUCUCACAUUUUUUAAAAUUUUAUUCAUAAUAAAUUAUGUUCCAUAUAUGAAUAGUUAAUGAUAAAUUAAAGCCCUGUUUCUCCUGAACAAAAUGAUAUAUAAUAAGUGUGGGUGCACUUAAUGUGACAGCGGUGAAUCACGGUUGAACAGACAUAUAGCGCAAAUUCCAGUUUUUGUUUACGUUUUGUUUUGAACAGAACGUGCACUAUUGACUUUGUCCUGAAGGGGUUAAGAUUUCUUUUGUUUUCAAGUAUGUCCUGGGUCCACAAAACAUUGCAUUGUUACAAUAGGAUACAGUAAGCGCAAUCAGAAAUGGCCACAUAUUGUAAUUGGUAUAAACCCCUUAAGGACACAUGACAGAAAUAUUCCGUCAUGAUUCCCUUUUAUUCCAGAAGUUGUGUCCUUAAGGGGUUAAACAUACGAUCGAAACCAGGUUAACAGACGAUCACCAAUGCCUGAGUUUUCACGUUUUUGCAAAAGAAUGCCAUGGUCUACUGUGUCAAAGGCCUUUGCAAAGUCAAGGAAAAGAGCUCCAGUUAAGUCUCCUUGUUCCAUGCCAACUUGGAUGUCAUUGCAAACUUUUAAGAGGGCAGUCUGAGUGAUAUGGACGAAAGCCUGAUUGAUCAGGGUUUAGAUAAUUUGAUCGUUGAUAAUAUUCACAUAGUUGCGUGUGGACGCAUUUUUCCAAGAUUAUUGACAAUACUGGGAGCUUUUACGGAUAGGUCAAACUUUUGCAAUCUUCCAAAGUUUGGGUAUGUAUCCUUACACAAGGGAUUCAUUGAUAAGCUGAAGCUCAGUGCGCCAGGUUUAGCAAUUGCUGGCGCACUGAGCUUCAGCAACAUUGCUGAGAUUUGAACUGGUCCACACUGGUUUUUCAUUUUUAAAUUAUUAAGAUGUUUAUUAAGACACUAACAGGCACAGGUCUAAAACUGAAUUUCUCUAUAUGAGGAUUUUGAAGAUUUGGCAGGGCCUGAUCUUUAUUUGCGGGCUGAAAAUGAGUGUCAUUUGUUAUCUUAGCAACCAGGGUGGUAGCACAUCCAACAAAAUAAUUAUUAAAGGAAUGUUCUACAUCUAGGGGGUGUUGCAGUGUUUGGUUGUCCAUUUUGACAGUGGAGGGUUGGGAGUGGAUUGUGGGGGUUUGUAUGCAAUUUAUGAUUUUCCAAAAGUUUCUUGGGUUUGACAGGUUGUUCAAAUUUUCACUGAAAUAUUAAGCCUUUGCCAUUUUUGUUUUGUGCAUGCAUUUUCGCCAUUGUCUGUAGGUACAGUGAUCGUUCAUGGGGCCUGUACGCUUGAACUUUGACCACAGUGAAUCUCUAAACUGGUACAUUUGAAUGAGGUCAGCUGUAACCCAGGGCAGGUGUAUCCUUUUAAUUGCACUUUACGCAGGGGGCAUGCAAAUUCCAAACAUGCAAGAGCUCGGACUGAAAACAUACAAUUGCUGAGUCUAGAUCUGGUAUUACAACUUCAAGCCGCAGGCAGAUUUAUUAUGACAGAAUGCAACGCAACGUUUCGACCGGAAAGGUCUUUUUCAAGCUUGAAAAAGACCUUUCCGGUCGAAACGUUGCGUUGCAUUCUGUCAUAAUAAAUCUGCCUGCGGCUUGAAGUUGGAGUGCCUGUGAGUUUUUUCCUCUUGGAUUAUUGUACUGGGAUUGCUGGUCCUGCUCUGGAGCACCCUUGGCCGCUGGGAUUGGGUGCGGUUCUCAUCACUUACUCUGCUCAAUAGAUCUGGUAUUAGACCUAAUCUGUGCCAUGGUAUGUUCUUGAGAUCGUUUAAAAGGAUUCGAGAUUAAAUUUUUUGAAAGACCUGGUGAUUAUAAUCUUGGGAGGGGAUUUAGUGGCCUUUAAUUUGCGUAUGCAGUACACUAUGGGAGGAAAUUAAUUGUGCUAAGUCUUAAACAGCGUACAUGAUUUAUUAUUUUUAGGAUUCAGCCAAUAAAUAUUAAAAUCUCCAAAAACCAACAGUUCACUUUUUUAGUUUUGAGCUACAGUUUCACUUAGUAGUUGUCAGAAAGGGAGUGCUCCGGAGAGCUGUAUGUGCAGUGUUUUGGAUUACUGGAUUAAAUGUACCACCUUUUGUUUUGUUUUAUAAAAGGAAGGGGGCGUGUAAAUAAGGUACACUCUAACAUUAAAACCUUUUAAAUUAAUUUAUAUAUGUUUAAUUUAAUGUUAGUGUUCCUUUAGGGCUUCCCCCUCUCAUACUUCUCUAUUUUCAAUAGUCUAGUUUCAAAGGGAAACGGACUCCCCUUUUCUACACAAUAUAUAGAUAAAAAAUUAAAAAAGAAUGCAAAAAAAAAUAAUAAAUAAGUAAAGAUAUAGAAAUAAAAGAAGAUACAUACCUUUUCAAUUUUCUGCAGAUGCAGUUCAGUUUGUAUCGGGCGUCUCAACUUCCUGUCCAUCAGAUGAUUAUGGAAUAAACAGUUUACCACCCCAAGAAUAAUUCUAUGCAUCAUAUCAUGGCUAUGGACACUUACCCCUCAAUCCAGCCGUGUCAUUUAAAAACCAAACAAAAUAUACCAUGCAGAUGACACUGUCAUGCCAAAGCAUGAGUUGGCGUUUGAUAUAUGUUAUAAGUUGUUUUUGUACACAAUGGGAUAACAUUUAUUGUAGGCUUUUAUCUUAAACCAGACCUAGGCCAUAAAACUACUAGAUAACCAUCACCAGAGCUGGACAUAGGAGAUCAUAAAAGGUAUUGGUGCAUAUGCUCUGACUUUGGGUUCUUGGAAUGUCAACAUAAUUUAAGAAAAUAUGGAGUGAGAAAUAAACUGCCAGGCCAAACCCCUAUGAUCCACCCAGGGGUCUGCCUAGUUUUAAGGCAUAUAUUGAGCAUGUUGGACUACCCUGGGGGAGAGAUUUUCCUUUUUCAACACCUACUUGGAAACCUGUAACAUCUGAAUCUCCCACAAUAAUUAUAUAUAAGGGCACUGGCGUACAUAUAGGGGUCGCAGCUGCGACCAAGCCCGUCACUCCAGCGGGCCCGGCCACCCUGCUGACCCCUGCGAUCCAGUACCAGCCUCCAUGUUUUGCAGCCCUGGCCCGCGCGGCAAACCGCCAGGCCGCCAUUCAAGGGGUACAUCGGGUGGCCCAUGCUGUUAGGGCCAACCGAUGGAGAUUGAUUUUCAAGGCCCGGUCAGCGCUGGGCGCUUUAACAGUGUCUGUUUGUUUGUUUGUAUGUGUGUCUGUCUGUCUGUAUGUGUUCCUGUCUGUAUGUAUGUGCCUUUGUAUGUGUGUGCCUGUCUGUGGGUAUGUAUGUGUGUGUAUGCGUAUGUGUGUGUCUGUAUGUGUGUCUGUCUGUCUGUAUGUGUGCUUGUCUGUUUGUAUGGAUGUGUGUGUGUGUGUGUCUGUAUGGGUGUGUCUGUAUGUGUCUAUGUGUCUGUCUGUCUGUGCCUGUGUGUAUGUAUGUCUUUGUGUGUGUGUGUGUCUGUGUGUCUAUAUAUGUGUGUCUGUCUGUGUGUGUGUGUGUAUGUAUGUGUCUUUGUGUGUCUUGUGUGUGUGUGUCUGUCUGUAUGUAUGUGUGUAUGUGUCUGGAUGUAUCUGUCUGUAUGUAUGUGUGUCUGUAGUCUGUAUGUGUGUGUGUCUGUAUGUGUGUGUGUGUAUGUGUGUCUGUCGAGGGGGGAGCGAAGGGAAGGGGGGCACAUGGAUCAGUUUCGCACUGGGGCCCCAUGGAUUGUGUGUAUGUCACUGUAUAAGGGUAAAUAUAUGUAAGGAAUUUCUUGUUUUCUCCUAUUUUAUUUUAUGGACUGUUUUGUAAUUUAUCUGUGUUUCUGUAUGUCAUUUAUUUAUGUAUUUUUGUACACAGCACUGUGAAUCUUUUUGUCAGAUUAAAUGCUUACUUAAUCAGCUUGUGUCUUUGUUCUCUAUGAGCUCACUCUUCUGAGGAAAGCUCAGGUAAACACGUUACCAAAAGGGUUAAGUAUAUAUAUAUCUUAUCAGUAAAAUAACAGAUUACUCCUAGCACCAUGACCACUGCAGUGAUUUUAAAUUGUCCUGGGACCUGGAGUCGGUAUGUGCACAUAUGGAGUUUAACCCUUCUCCUGCUGAAGGUGUAACUCCACCUCCGCCAGUUUUAUUGGGAAGUCAACUAAAGUUGGCUAAUGUUAAUUCUGCGCAGCUUCUUUCAUUGCACAGAAUGUUAGUCAUUGGCUGAUGGUCUCAGCCAUUGAAAGAGAUUGGCCUCGAUUUUUUGUUUCUGCGGCUCACCAGACCUCCAGUGACAGGGAUCCACGUAAGGGGGCAAACCAUUGCUGAACAGUUUGCCCCAUGCCAAAGAGGCAUCAUAAACACUACAGCAGGCUGUAGUGGUUAUGAUUAUUGGAGUAACCCUUUAAUAUGAUGUUGAUAUUAUAAUAAUGCAAUUUAUUUUUGUCAAAAGGCAUUGCAGAUGUGCCAUCCAGAGGCAAGAUCAUCCUGGGUUGUUCUUUAAAAACAUAUUACAUUUGUGUUAACCUUUACUCUCCCUUCUUAACCUAUUUUACUUUGCUGUACAGAUGUGGGUGGGGAUUUAGUUACUGACACAGAUGUUGAUGGGUCCUAAAAAGAAACCCAGCAUGUGUUCGUGAAGAUAAUGACAGAGAAAUGGAAAUUAAGGGAAAACUAUGAGAAUCCCGGAAAAAGGGGAAAUGAAACACAGGGAAAGAAGGGGAUUUAGAAAACUGCACAAGAAAACAGGAGAGCUAGCUUUCUGCCUCUUUCCUGUACAAUAAGAGUCUUUUCAAAACCCAAGAAACAGAAAACAGCUGUUUGGGCAGGCCAGCUGUUUCCCCGUGCAAACUCCCUUUGUGCCCUGAAACAUGUUCGAAUACAAGCCUCAUCUGUAAAGGAACAAAGGCACAGAGUGUGUCCAGUGUCAGUUUAGGAGAACUCACAGCUCAGAACAAUUUGUUCUUGUAAAUUGUGCAUUUUAUAUUUAACCAUUUCAUCUCCCAACGUAUACAGCAUAAACAUCCAGUUAGGGAAAAUGUCCAGGAGGCGAGUAUUCUCCAAGAACGACCUAAAGAAAGGGGAGGAGAGUGUAAAGGGCCCAAUGCAGCAUUUCAAACAACAGUUUUAUUAUUCAAUGAAUAAGACUCUCCAGGUAAAUCCCGGACGAAUCGAUUUGUUCAGGUGUGAAUUAAAAAGAAUUUGAUGGGGACGAACCACUCCAAACGAAUUGUUCCACAAGGCUACUGAUAACCUUUGACACUAAUGCAGCUGUGGUGCAUUCUUGGGUACUUCCCAACAGUUAAACAGCUGAGCGUCAUGUGAGACAUAGUCCUAAACAGGUGUAUUGCCAAAGGUUAAUCAUUACUACACACUUCUCUGUUAAACUAGGAAAUACUUAAAAUCUGCAGUUGAUAUGGUAAGUGGAAGUUUUAACAGUAAAAAGGGAAAGAAAUAUCUGUACAUUGUAAUAUUAGAAUUUAAGCAAAUGUAUAUAUUUAUUUUUCAAUUAAUCUAAAAAGGUUCAUCAGCUAUCAAUCAGUUGUUGUUUGCCUGUAGCAAACAUUUGAGGGAUAGGGAAAAGCAGGAAACACUCCUGCAGGUAGUUGUGUUGCUCUGUCACGGCAACUACAGCACAUGCUCUGUAGCUGCUGAGAUUAUUUCACUAGUGAGAAUGUCUUGCACUUGACAGAGGCAGUUCUAUACUCAGGACACUUAGGCAAGCGCCUAUGGCCUCACAUUUGAUGGAGAAUCACCUCAUGUCACUCCUCAACUCUAGAGUCAGUGGAAUGUAGAAACAAAGUGUCAUUGUGUUUUAAUAGCAAUGUGACAAUAGUGAAGCUAACAUAUUGGCAUUAUGUGACAGAUUUGCAGGGUUGGCCAAGUGCUGCCAUGAGUGUAAGAGGGACAGGACGUUGGUGAGAGCAAGAGGUGGCAGGGAAGCAAGUUCUAAAUUGACAAGUCCUAAAAACAUUACAUUUAGAAAAGAUUACCAUGAAAAAAUGAAUCACUUCAUGUUAUCAGUUAAAGUGAUCCCGUCAUGACAAACAAACAAAUCCUGUUAAAUAUGUGACUAUAAAAAUAAAUAAUUAGUAAGAAGUCACACUUUAGAAAGAUUAUGUCACGGUGCCCGCCGGCCGCUCUCCUUUUCAGCGCUGUCUCUAAGUAACCUUUGUUUAGAUUGUGUUUCAUAUACAUCUGUACACAUGAAAAUUUAUAUAAAUAUAAAAAUAAUCUCUUUAACCUACUUAUACAACACCGAAUGCAUAUUUCACAUGAAAUUUACUAGGAAAAGACACAAGAUUAUAGUCUUAUAGUAACGAUUUUUAGUUAGACACAAAAGUUGUGUUUUGAACCAGCAAAUAAUUGUAGCAACGUUUCUAAAAUAUGUCAGGAGCAAGCUUUUUCCAUUUUUAUCAAACAACUUAGAAAAUGUCCAGACUCACACAUUGCAAUAGACCUGACGGCCUGACUUUUUUAAUUUUUAAUUUUAUGAUCUGCUGGUGUUCUGAAUUGCUCAGUGCCAUAUUCAUAGUAAUAACCUCACUGACCUGGCUCAACAACAUGGAAUACAAUUGUUUAAUACAUAAAGUGUCUAAUGUGGCUUUGGCACUCUUUGCACAUGUACAUGGAUUGCAGGAUAAAACUUACCAGGAAAGGUUAAAGGAUCUUAACAUGUAUAGCUUGGAGGAAAGACGAGACAGGGGGGAUAUGAUAGAAACAUUUGAAUACAUAAAGGGAAUCAACACAGUAAAGGAGGAGACCAUAUUUAAAAGACGAAAAACUACCACAACAAGAGGACAUAGUCUUAAAUUAGAGGGACAAAGGUUUAAAAAUAAUAUCAGGAAGUAUUACUUUACUGAGAGGCUAGUGGAUGCAUGGAAUAGCCUUCCAGCUGAAGUGGUAGAGGUUAACACAGUGAGGGAGUUGAGGCAUGCAUGGGAUAGGCAUAAGGCCAUCCUAGACUUAAGAUAAGGCCAGGGACUAAUUAAAAGUAUUUUGAAAUAUUGGGCAGACUAGAUGGGCCGAAUGGUUCUUAUCUGCUCUCACAUUCUAUGUUUCUACCUGCUCCAUACCCAUUGCCCCCAGUCCCUCCGUGCACCAUAACUGUUUGAAUGGGUUGCAUGUGUCCCAUGACCCAUAGAACGUGAUCUCUCGUACCCCUUGCUUUCCCGCUGGAUUUCUCUUUGUCUGGAUUUCUCUGAGUUUUAUAUGAUUUAAAUUCUCAGUUUCUAAAUGUGAUUUUAUACAUGGCUGCAAAGUUUAGUUCAGACUAUUGAUCUCAUGAUCUUUUACUCACAUGACAAAUAAAUCACAAAUGUUCAGCUCCAAGCCUAUGAAACCCCUUAAGCCAGCAUUGGACACUGUAGUUGUUUUUUAAUUUUGGACUAAUAAUGUCUGCUGUAUACUUCUGGUACUAAGUAGUCCAUGUUUUUACUCCAGGAUGUAUAAAUCUUUAUGCAGUCCAUCUACAAACUAUGUAACCGUAAAGCAUGACCUUAAAUCUUUUGGCUCGGGGACCUCUUUGUCCAGUUGCCCAGCUCUUGCUCUUCCUAACUCUGCUAUGUUUUUUUUUCUUAAAGCAGCAUACUAAAUACAAUAAUCGUUAGAGCUUAUUGUAGUGGUCAAGGAGCAAUUAAUUUGUGUGCUAGCUUUUGUCACACUAUUUGAGCCCCCCCCCCAAAAAAAACUGAGCCUCUCCCAGUACCCAAAACCUGGCUUCUUUGCUGACUCCGAGAUAAUGCAGAAGUUAAACUCUACUUCCUCCAGUACUCGUAACCUAUCAUUGCUGUCCAAAUUUGGAUAGCUUUAUAUGAAUAACAAGGAAGUGAAACUUUGCCAUACUCUUUGUGACAGCAUAGGGGAUAAGAUUAUUGGGUCAGUUGAGACCUUUUUUUUUUUUUUACAUUACUCAAAAAUGGUUUUACAGAAGUCAGAGGAACUGUACCUAUAUACUUUAGAUUGUGAGCUCAUUUGGGCAGGGCCCUCUUCACCUGCUUUUCCCGUAUAUCAUACAUGUUUUGUUGGAAUUAAAUGUUUGCAUUUUUAACUUUUGUACAGCGCUGCAGAGUAUGCUGGUGCUAUAUUACCAAUUGUAAUUACCAUAUGCUCUAGUGAUUAUGGUGUUCCUUUAAUCUAGUGAACGUUGUGACUUUGGGGUUUUAAGGACUCUGCUGUUUGAAUUCUUCUCCAAUGUUAUUCUGUGUCUAAAUGAAAAAGAGCUGCUGCUUUAUACUUCCUUACAUAGAUUAUGUGGCUAAUUUGUGUUUACAUAAUAUAUGACUAUUCGAGACAUUCACCCCACGACUCCAAUUAUUACUUUUGUGAAAAUUGUCUUAAGCAAACUUUUUUGUGUUGCUUUUAAUUUUCGCAGUUCCUAAUUUUCUGUUACAUUCCAUUAACAUGUUCACCGUACCACUCUGGUGGGAUUAUUGACGGUGUACAAAGGUCUGUGUGUCUCCAUAUGAUCGCAGUAUGUAGACUUAGUACUUAACUAGCCACAUUACAAGCACUUAACAUCAUUAAGCAAUAAUUUAUUAACUAUUAGUACAAAUUGUGUUCUAAUUACCUUCCUACUUCUCGACAUAGGAGAAUUUCUCUUUCGCAGAAAAUUGAUGGUCUCCAGAUUGUAUUAGUGCAAGACCUUGUCAUGAUCUGCAGCUCAUCAUGUUAUCUCUCUCCUGCGUCUAUCUAUGCAGGAGUUUUCUGACUCAUCUAAUAUUACAUAGAAAAACCUAAAUAUAAGGAUUUAAUUUAUUUCCCUUUUGGAACUGCUCAUAUUACCAAGCCUUAGAAAUUAACCUUAAAAUUACGCUGUCAUUUGUACAUACCUCCCAACUCGUGACAGCGUCACCGGUGCAGCUCAAAGGGGGAGGGGAGGGGGGGUUCCCAGAAGGAUUGGCAGGUCAGUCUGGUGUGAAUCAAAAAUGGUAACUGUCCUGCCGAAAUUUGAACGGUUUAGAGGCCUGUAUGUAGGGUCUCAGAAUGUCUGCAAAGGACAACCCCAGGUGUCACGUCAGCUAUAUGACUGCUGCAUGGUUCACUGUCUAGAUCAGUGUUAAGAAUUAUAAAAUCAGUAUGGCUAGAAGGAGAUCUGUAAUGUCUGCCGUAGCCAUACCUCCUGUUUGGGACGGGGCUGUGGACGGCCAGGGACCCUCAUUCGGUUUUAAACUGCUUGAAAACAGGAUAACACGAAUGGAGGAGCAGAGCCAGAGGACUCCAGGCACUAUAACCAAUUCAAUGAGAUUAAAUGGUGAUAGUACCUAAAGUGUCAUUGAUACUGACAUACUCACAUACUGAAAUACUACAUACUAAGUGUUUUCCAUGUGAAGAGCAGUUCUCUAGUGCUUUGAUCAUAGGCAGAUGCCCUAAAAUCAUUUUGCACAGUGCAAGUGUCAAAUGAUUUGCAUGACACCAGGAAGCAAAUCAUUGUUUUGAGGUAUGUAUAUACAAUUUGGGGCCUGAGAAGGUCUGCAGUAUGCUCUUUUAGCCCAGCACGGAGAGACAAUUGUUGCAAUAUUUGUAUGGAUAAUUAUGAAAUUAUAUUAAAUAUCCUUGGGGAGGAGCUUAAAAGUCAGGGAAUCUCUGAGUUCUGGACAAAAUUUUGGAAUUUCUUUGUCUAAUUUUUGGAAAAUUGACAACGCCCAAGAGAUUAUACAAAGUUAAUACAAAUAAUUUUGGUGGUUAUAUGGAAGACAGUACUCCAUCAAUGCAUCCUACAGAGAUCAAAUAGUCCACCUUUUUAUAAUUCUUUUUUUAUACUUAAAAUAAUAAUAAUAAACCAGGGAAGGAUCCAUUUAGCUCUGACUGGAUUUUCUGGAUCCCUGUUAUUUUAUUGCAUACAUAAACACACAUUUCUCUUACAUCAUGGUGCUGGUACAAGGAUCUGUCCUUAAAGGACCACUAUAGUGCCAGGAAAACAUACUUGUUUUCCUGGCACUAUAGUGCCCUGAGGGUGCCCCCACCCUCAGGGUCCCACUCCCGCCGGGAUCUAGGGGGUGGAAGGGGUUAAACUUACCUCUUUCUCCUCCUCCUCUCCGCCUUCUGUCCUCCUCCUCGGCUGAAUGCACAUGCGCGGCAAGAGCCACGCGCGCAUUCAGCCAGUCUCAUAGGAAAGCAUUCGCAAUGCUUUCCUAUGGACGCUGGCGUUUUCUCACUGUGAUUUUGAGAAGCACACAAGCACCUCUAGCGGCUGUCAAUGAGACAGCCACUAGAGGCUGGAUUAACCCUAAUAUAAAUAUAGCAGUUUCUCUGAAACUAUGUUUAUAGAAAAAAGGGGUUUACCCUGGCUGGACCUGGCACCCAGACCACUUCAUUAAGCUGAAGUGGUCUGGGUGCCUAUAGUGGUCCUUUAAGGUUCUUUCCACCUGUUUCAGCAUUACAUCUUCGUAAUGAUAGAUGCCAGAUGGUUUCAAACAAACUGAAUGUGACUGAUUUAUAAACAGAACCAAAUGAUAUACACAAAGUUAAGACUUUGAGCAGAAGAACAAACUACAACAUAUUCACAUACAGCCGUAAAAAACUAACAGGGAAAAUUAAAAUCUGAAAUGUUUAUGACUUCUUCAGACAUCCGUCUUUGUGAAACCACAUGCAGCAUAAAGGAAUCCAAAUGUCUACAUCUUUCUAUCCUUAAAUUCCUUUUUCAAGCUAUUAUUAACAGUUACUUAAGACAGUCAGGGUUAUUUACUAAGGUGAGAAUUGUUGUGCAUUAUGUGUAUACAUCCUCUAUAUUUAACAAACAUGUAUUUGUGAGAUUUAAAGAAUAACAUGAAAAGCAUAAGUAUUUAUAACUAUGUUGGGACUGAAUGUCCCUCCAUCAUGGCUACCUUUGGAUAGAUUUUAUAAAUUCUGAGUUUUCUAUCAUUAAACAUAGUAUGUGAAGGAGAAUUGUACAGCGCUGCUGAAUUUUUUGGCGCUUUAUAAAUGCCAGUAUUAGUAAUAACAAGAAGAAGAAACAGCAAGAAUAGGAUUUAUCCAUAAAAACCUUUUGUUGUUUCUUUAAAGUGGUUUGCGUGGUGACUGCCUCACUUUUAGUACUUUAGACCACUUUUUAAAACACAACACUUUUUAUACACAAACCUUAAUUUCUGCUUCUCUAAUGCAAUCUGUGCCAUGGCUGUGGCAGAACUGAACUGUAUUGCAAUCUUAAUUGCUAUAUCUUACAAUUAAAAAAGGGAGCACCACAUGAAAAAGGUUAAACAAGUUCUAGGGAUUUUCAAAGUUUUAUCCAAUCAUGUAAUUUCUAGAGACGUGAUGGUUCCCUAUUAAUGGGUGAACAAUUUGAAUACCUUGUAUCUUCGAUUUUAAAAAGUGCACAUUUCUACUAAAUAAUGAGCCCUAAAACCCUCAUGAGAAACACCCCCUUAUAUACCUAGGACAUUAAAAAAGUAGACCUUUAAAAUGUUUCUCCCAUGAGCCCACCCACCCCCGGUCAUGUUCAGCAACCAUAGAAGCAGGCUUAUUGCUGUAGAAAUUGUUGCAUCAUCAUACUGUAUUUUCCGUGAUCAUAUUGGUAGCAUCCCGGUAAAUAGGUGUGUCAUAAUAUUCUUUGGGUUUUCACCCUUAAUGUGUCCUAUUGUCCGGACCUCACCUCUCGUAUCUCGGUACUCUACGAACCAUGUUACAUGUGUUGUUCCUAUCAACUUCUCAUUGCAGCUAUAUGGGCAUUUGGCAUUGUCUUGGGUAAUUGUCAGUGCCACACAGUACAGUGCAGCAGCAGCCAGCUUCCUCCUGGAAACAGCGUGGUGCUGGUAGCAAUGGUCUUGCUGCUGCCAGCAUUGUCCAUUUACCAAGUGAAUCCCAAAAAGGGCAUGUGCACCAGUUGGGUGCAAAAUAUAGCAGAGGUGUAAGGGACAAUGUAAAAAUGAUACGGGUAUGAUGCAGGAGGGGGUAUCUUCCAGACAUCCCUAUAUAAGGCUGCUCUAUGCACUAUAUCAUUAAUCAGACGUUCCUGCUCUUUGUAAAGAGCUGUGUUCCUGCUACUUCUAAGCCGGCUACUGACACAUUUGCCGGUCUUAUCUCUUUGCUGCUUUGACUGAUCUUUUGCUUGACCUGACUAGGCUUUGGGUUUACCUGGCCUUCCACUUCCCUGCUGUGCUCAGCUGUCAGUUCCUGCAUCUUGAGUUCUACCAACCCAAACCCUGUCACCUAUUUUAAUUCCUUAAGGACAAGUGAUAUGCACUGCGAUGCUCAAUCUGGCCUGUAAGGAUCCUAACGUCAGCAGCAAAACUAAUUCCUGGUAUCCCAUUCAGUGUCAUCACAAAUAUUGUAAGGCACAGAUUGUUAAGUCAGCACACUCCAUCACUAUUUUAUAACUGUAGAUACUAUUUUCUGUUUGCUGGCCGUAUGGGUAUUUCUUGUUGGUUGGGGUUCAUCUGCAUUCCCCACUGUGUCAUUUAAUUGAUGACUAAAGCUAAGUAGCAUUUUGAAGGUACCUACUCUGGCCUACAGAAACAUGGGCCAUACAGUAAUGUAGUCAUGUCUUUAGUGAGGUAAUUGUAGUGGAAUAGAUAUUGAAAAAUAGCAAAAUACAACAUAUGGCCAAGUUUUGAUAAAUACUAUUAUUAUGCUAAAAAAAAAGAACCUCUUAAAUGACUCCAAUGACCUCUAAAAAUUUCAGUUCUAUUGUGGGAUCCUAGAAGCUGUUAAACAUCAGAGGAACUGUUUAGGAAUUGUAUUGCAACUAAUUCUCUUAUUGAAGUGGGGGAAAAACAUUGGAUACCAAAAAACAAAACUAUAAUAAAAUCACACCAUUGCAUAAAACAUGGAAAAUUACCAAUAACUUGUAACUUUUUUCCAAGUGAAGCUCCAUUUUCAUCUAAAUGUAUCUUAAAAAUCUAUAAGUUUCUAUUUAGCAUUCAAUCUCUGGGGUGUCAAAAACAGAAUUAGAACAAUCUCUGGAACUAAGAUGGAGGCACUCAGUUCCAGGAGAGAUGUAAGUGUGGAUGCAUACACUUAAAGGAACACUAUAGCUCCUUAGCCCUACCCGCACCCGGGCCAUGUAAAGGGUAAAAAAAAAAAAACACACACACAACUUUAAACUCUCUAUAGUCCAUACAUCAAAAUUGAUUGGGCUCCUCCUCUGAUGUCAGCCCAUGGGGGGAACCUAAAGCACAUUCUUGGCAAGUGCCGCACACACCGUAGUCUUUCCGCAUACGAUUCAACGUUUUACCAUGGGGUUUUUCAACAGCCUGGAUGUCCUCAUGUAAAGCGAAGUUAAACUCAUGUAACUGCAGGAAGCGCCUCUUGCCACUAGAGGCAGUCUUAUCACUGUAAUGAUGAUUUAAAUUGCAGUUUUACGGGACCAGGGACACUGCACCCAGACUAAUAUGGCAGAUGUGCAAUCUUUAAGCUACAUUUGGCUCCAAGCAAUGUGCCACAAACUUUUUUCUGAGCACAUCAUGUGUAAGAUGUAACUUUGAUGCACAAGUGAUCCGGGGCUGACUGACCUUAAAUGACCCUUAAAUAGCCCUUAGCAAUUAAAUAAACAAAUCCAAAUGAAUAUUUAAAUAGUUAAUAGAUACCGUCAGUCAGAUUACAUGUACAGGGAGCUGCAGAAGACAAAAUGUAAUAUGGAUCUGUCCUCAUGGUCAAGAUGGACCGCUGGGGAUUUUCUUUUGGUAUCCCUAAAAUGUAGGACCCUGUUAUCAAAUUGGGGCUCUAUUACAGUCUGAGACACUUGGGAACUAUGAUCUAAAGUGUUUAGUCCCAUGUCUACCAAAUAAUCAUUGUUAUUAUUAAUAAAUUAUUGUUAUUAUUCUUUAUUAAGCUCCAACAGAUUGUGUAGCGCUGUACAAUAGGUGGACUAACAGACGUUUAAUUGCAACAAGACAAGCUGGACACACAGAAAGAGAGGGUGUUGAGGGCCGCGCUGAAACAAGCGUUUAUAUGCGUGACAUCACAUGACACAAUGUCACCUGAUAUUACAUAACAUCUCGGGGAGUGACAAAGAGGAAAAAAAACAUGUGGAUGGGGAACAUUUCCUAAAUCACUAACAAACUACAUGUACAAUGUGUGUACUGUGUCUGGCAGUGCAUGUAGCAUUGUGUAUGUGUAGCAGUGUGCAUACACUGUCUGAAUGAGUUUGCGUAAAGUAGUGUGUGUAUAGCAGUGUGUCAUUGUCUAAGUGUGUGCAUACUCUUGUCUAUGUUUGUACGUGUCAUUGUGUGUCUGCUUUGUCUAAGUGUGUGUAUAAUAGUGUAUACAUGCAGUGUCCGAGUGUGUGUACAAUGUGAAUGUAUGUGUGACUUUGUUGGGUUACUGUGUCUGCGCAGGUUUCACUUGUAUGGUCAAGUUUUCGAGUGCAGUAAGUAACGAAAUGAACAUUUUGUUAGAGUGACAAUAUUAAAUAUACUAUUAUAUAGCAGUACAAUCAGUAUGCCAUUAUUUACUGUAUAUUCAAUAUACAUUUGUGAUAUAUACAUUUUAUUUAUCACCUUUUCCUUAAAUUCUUAUUUGAUUGCUUUUCUGGAAGUUAAGUUCUCCUUAACAAUAAGCGUCAGUACAAGUGGGGUUUGUAGCAUUUUACCCUGGGACAUCCAUAAAUCAAAGCUGGUCAAAUACAUUACAAAGCUGGCAUUCAUGGUUCAGAAAGUUCAUUCAAGGUUAGAUAUGUGGUCACUAAUUUUUCAGCACAUCUAGGGGUCUAUUUUCUUAGAACCAAAAAUAGCUGCCAAAUUAGAUGCUAACUCAGCAGAGGUUUUUAGCUUCCACUCAAGUUUUUAAUUGCAAAGUUUAAACAAUUGUUUCCAACAAAACACAGCUUCUAAGCUGUGACUUUCAAGUUUCUGUAGUACUGGCAGCAGUUUUUGUAUUGGUUUUAUAAAUGUGGGAUACAGUGGCAAAGAAAUGAAAUCAGAUUGGUGCAAGUGGGAUCAGACCAGAGCAGGAUUAACCAUAAGGAAACCCAUAGGCGUCUUCCUGGGGCUCAGGGGUUAUGUGAAGAAUGAAGGGGGGCCAAGCUGGUAACCUGCCCAGGUACCAGUUAGGUAUUUAUCCCUUUCCAGAACAGACUGGGUACCAGAGUGCCUGACUGUGGUCAGUUCCUGGAUUUUCAGCUUUAGCAAGAAAUUCAGAAAAGAUGUAUCUCCUUCUGAAGGCAUUGGGUAAUUUUCCUGGUCUUCCAUACCGAACCUUAGACUGUGUAAAUGGUGAUGCAUGGUUGGAACUUUAUAAUCAGAUGAGGUGCACAUUUCCCUGAUGUCUUGCUUUCCUACAGCCAUUAAUGUCAGUUUAGCCUUUAAUGGCUGUGUGUUGAGUUAUUUUGAGGGGACAGCAAAUUUACACUGUUAUACAGGAUGUACACUUACUACUUUACAUUGUAGCAGAGUGUCAUUUCUUCAGUGUUGUCACAUGAAAAGAUAUAAUAAAAUAUUUAUAAAAAUAUAGGUGUGUACUCACUUUUGUGAGAUAUAUAUAUAUAUAUCUCGAAAUAGUAAGUAUGACCAGCACUCACGGUUUUGUUGAAGAUUAAAAGUUGUAGAUUUUAUUCAUACAUGUUAAAAAUGGCAGCUCAACGUUUCAGUCCUCGUCUGGGACUUUCAUCAGAAACAGUAACCAUACGUAAGUAGACAACAUAUAUAGGGGAAAAAAUCAUUAGAAGUUAGCUUACCCCAGGUGUACACGAUCUCUAAUGCCGCCCGCGUUCUAAAGCGCCCAGUGCGCAUGCGUGAUCUACCCAACUACGACGUGACUGCAUGACGUACGUCGCCAUGGGGAUGGGAAACAAGCCCAAUCUCCACGGCAACCCGGUCACAUUCUAGUUAUAUACUGAAAUGAAUAGUCCAAAAUGUGUAUAAUGCAAGAUCUUUUUCCCUUUUAGGUGCUAGAAAGGUUGCAAAAGGAAAAAAAGUAGUGUAGUGAUUUAACAACUGACGAUCUAUACUGAUAUGGGAAAAAGACAUACAUAUAUGACAAGAACAGCCAAUGUUGUUUACAUGCAAGACGUGGAAUCUCUAUACUGUGUAUAUAAAAAGUGCUUAUGCAAUACAACACAGUUAAUUGUAAAGCCCAUAGAAAGUGCUAUGUUUUGUAAAGUGCAGUACAUUUUAAAUAAAGUGCAAAUAGUUCUAAUUAGUGUGAGCAGUGAACUAUGUAGAUAACAUAAACCUAAAUGGCCAAUUAAUUAAAGUGUUGCCAAUUGUAUAAACAGAGAUAAAUGUGAAUAUAAGUGAGUACUUAUGCAAAGUGCAGAUUGCACUUUAAUUAUGCAAAUUAGAAUGCAUUGGGCAGGGGCAGGUAAGGGAAAAGCAUAUAAAGAGGUAGGGAAACUGACAGAUACUGGAAAAUAAAUAUAAUAUAAGCAAAUAGGUUCAAAAAGACUAUUAAAAAAAAUUGAAAUCAAAAAAUUAAAACCAAAGCUUAAAAACACAUGCUACAAGUGACUUAUAUGAAUGAAUGAUAUGAAAUCAUUUCUUUCAGUCCUUUAGGGGCUAUAGUAUCCAAUGUAUAUAUCCAGAAUGUCUCUCGAUUCAGGAGAAGUUUGCCUCUGUCACCCCCAUGUUUUGGCGGUGGUAUGUGGUCUAUUGCCAAGAAUUUGAGUGCUGAAAGUGGGUGUUGAAGGGCGAGAAAGUGCUUGGCAACCGGUUGAUCAGAGGUACCAUCACGGUAGGCCAACCGUAUGCUUGAUCUGUAUCACCUAAUUCUCUCACCUAAAGGUGUCUCGGUUUUACCGAUAUAUGAGAGUCCACAGGGGCAGGACAGUUUGUAGAUCACAUAGGGAGUUUUACAAGUAAUAGUGUAACGUAUCUGGAAAGACUUAUUCCUAUGUGGGUGCUGGAAGAUACGGGGUGGGGUCAUGUGCCCACAAGUGACACAGUUCAAACAACGAAUGCUCCCCCGACUAUGUGCUUUGGUAUUUUUUUCAUAACUUUUUAUCGGAUCCGUAUGGACCAAUAGGUCCCUUAGAUUUUUAUUUCUUCAAUAACAAAUGAGGGGGGGUUCUUUAAACACUUUGGGGAGUGUGUCAUCACACGCCACCAUUUUCCAGUUGUCCUUGAUAAUUUUGGAAAUCACUGGGGAUGCGUCAUGGAAAAUUACGGGAAAGACUAACCUUGGGGCUUUUUGUCAACUCGAGUUGAGCAGGCAGACUUUGCCUUUUCUCGUGCUCUAACUAAGUAAUUCUGUCGAUAGCCACGUUCAAGGAAUCUCUCCAUCAUCUCCCCCAGUUGUUCCUCCAUUAUAUUCACAUCCGAGUUGUUGCGGAUCACCCUCAAAAAUUGAGCUUCAGGCAACGAUCUUUUCAGUGCCUCUGGGUGUGCGCUUGUGUUAUGCAGGAUGGUAUUGCAAUCCGUAGAUUUCUUGUAGAGACAAUAUGUUAACCCCUGUUCGUUGGUAGAAAUCUCUAAGUCCAAAAAUUGGACAGAUGUGGAAUUAAUAUUCGAUGUGAAUCUUAUAGGGCUUUCCACUUCAUUAAGAAAUAUCAUUUCUGUAGCCUCCGUAAUGCUGCCACUCCAGAAUAUCAGCAAGUCAUCAAUAUAUCUAAAGUAGCCUUGAAUGUACUGGCCGUACUUAGAUAAAAUCCAAUAUUGCUCGUAUAUUUACAUGUAUGCGUUAGAUGUGCCCGAAAUUUUAAGGUACCAUCUGUCCUCAAAUCUGAAGUAGUUGUUACUUAACACAAGAGAGAGUAGUUCAAGGACAAACUCUAUGGGUGGUCCUUUAUAGGUUGAAGAAGAGGUAAGGACUGUUCUCAUUGCCUCUAUGCCUUGUCUGUGCAGAAUUACCGUAUAGAGGCUGCCCACAUCCAUGGUAUGAGUACUGUAGUUCCCCUCUUCCUUUCGAGUUGUUUCAAUUUUGUAAUGAGACUGGGCGUAUCCUUUAUACAUGUACUGAGUUCAGCUAUGGGAGCUUGGAAUAACGAAUCAAGCCAUUUGGCGAUAGGUUACAGAAGUCCAUCUAUCGCCGAAACGAUAGGCCUUCCAGGUGGUAUAAUGGGGUCUUUGGGAUCUAAUGGAUCUUUGGGAGUGUGUAUAUGAUAGGCGUACGAGGAUGGUGUUUCAAAGGGUAUUGGCUAAGUUGUGUGUCUAUUCAGCCGGAUUCAACACCCAUCUUAAGGAUAGCUUCCACUUUCUUCUUUAUCCUAUCUGUAGGAUCACCUAGUAAUGAUUGAUAAACUGUGUCAUUCUGUAGUUGUUGCUUUAGUUCCCCUGCAUAAUGUACAUAAUUCAUGAUGACUAUCCCUCCACCCUUAUCAACCUGCGGAUGGUUAUAGAGUGAUCGUUGGCUAAAUUCUUGAUACAUUGUGCUUGCUGAGUAGUGAUGUUCUUAUAUUUACAUCUAUGUGUGCCGAUGACCUCCUGUGUAAGAUGGUUGACUGUGGAGAGAUAAGUUUUGAUUGAUGCUUUGUUCGUGUAUGGAUCAAAUAGAGAUUUGGUCUUAAAGCGUGUAGACCCAUCUUGGUUUUUGGUAGUAGAGGUGGAUCUCUCGGGAUUAUUAAAAAAUUCUCAGGCACAUGUCUCCCUAAAUUAAAAAGUUCAGUGUUCCAUUUGAAUUGGUUGAGUAUUAAUGUGGGUACAAAAGAAAGGCCUCGGCUGAGUAUUUAUAUAUACAUACAAUUCAAAGAGGUUCUGCACUCCAGCUUUCCUUUUGUGUCUUGCCCGGUGCUCAGCUGCACAGUAUACAGACCGAUGAAAAAAGACAGCACUCAAGGACUUUACAGUCAAUUCCAAUACAGUCAACGUUUCAGUCUGGAUUUCCUUGAAAGUACCUUUAGAUGUACAGCCUUUAUCCUAUGUGUGGUAAUGUUUACAAAAUACUUGCUCACUCUAUAGAUUGAUUUACUGUAUAAAUCAAUGAUGCAUUACUAUUUCAAAGCUGGCGAUUCAUACUAACUUAGCAGCCAGUAUACUGUUGGAAAUGAAAACUGGAGAUGAAGCUAUAUUUUUCCCUAAAAAUGUAUUUAGCCAUUGCAAAAAUAUGUUUUUUUUGUUUAUUUUUUCAGUUUGCACAUGUUUUAAUGCAUUAAAAAUAAAAAUUAGGAUAAUUUAAAGACUUGAGUAUCCCUCCAUCAAAAAAAAAAAAAAAGUGUGCUUAUUUCUUAUUAGUUAUACUAUGCUCUCCUGUUCAGUAUUCAGAAAGAUUCUGAAAUUCUAGCUGGAAACCCACUCUAGUCUCCCUGUCUGUGCUGCAUGGGGAAUUGGCAUCCGAGAAUGGACUUUAAAUAGAUACAGACAAGCUUUGCAUCCCUGCCUGCUUCUAUUUCAAAACUAAGCUGAGCCCUACAUAUGAAUGCACAGAGCCGAAUGGAUAUGGAAGGAGUUAUUUAAAGGCCUCUGCUAAAAGUUGAGGUUACAUUUAAUCUCCUUAACCUCUUAGUAACCAACAGGCUUGUUUGGAUUUUCUUUCCCCCCUAGUAGACAUGGUUACCAUGUCUACAACAGGUCCCACAUAGCAGUAUGCAUUUCAGUCCUGAUAAACUCCAUUAUAGGAUGUGUAUUGAGAACACAUUACAUGCUUGUUUAAUUUUUACCCUUCUGUCUGAGGACACAACAAACACCAUGAAUGUUUUCAAUUGUACACUCUAUGGACUCGGUUUGGCACGGCUACAAGAAGACGGAAGUACAAUUUACCUCAUAAAAGCACACCUGUAUCAUUUCUCACUGGACGGCGUGAACAUAGAAAAUAUAUCUAAAUAUAUAGCAUAAAACUUUGCACACAAGUACUUAAAAGACAACCGUCAUCAAAAUGUAUCUUCUUAUUUUUAAAUAUUUAUUACAUUUAAUGAAACUUAAUGAUUUUUGUUUUUUUAAAUGAUAUAUUUUUUUUAUUUUAUUUUUUAGAAUUGUCUUUUUUCUCUGGCUGAGCAGCCAUAUUAAUUCACACUCUACUGCUGCAGCUCAACCUAACCUGCCUGCUUCUGUGGUCGCUUCAUGUGAACCUGCAGCAGUAGGCACUUUAGGUUGAGUAUAGCUGGUUAGAUGACAGCAGAGUCAGGCCUAACAUGGCUGUUCAACCAGAUUUAAAACAAAAAACAAACAAAAAACAUUUUCUCAAAAAAAUCAAUAUACAUCAUUGAAGAAAAAAAAAAGCAUUAAGUUUCAUCACAUUAAUGAUCUAAUAAAAAGCGAGAAGUGAAAAUUUGAUGAGAAUUGUUCUAUAAAUCACUUUAUUCAGAUUUGUUUUUUACGUUGAUGGUGACUACAACCUGGUACCUUGAAUAUGACCCUUUUAAAGUCUUAUUCUGACUCUGAGCCAAUGAGGGCAAUUCAGACACCAUUGUGGCAAUCAAAAACUUUUCCGCCCAUCUACCACUCCUUGAAUAAGCAGAUCCUGUAUUAUCAUCCUCUCAGUGUUUGCCAUGUUUGGACUUGUCUGAUGUCAUGCAGAAGCACAAAUCACAUUAUAUUUUAGAUUAAAACUUUGUGAUGAAGCAUAGGCCUCAGUUUUAUAAGCUUACAACAACAACAAAAAAACAACUUUCCAAAUGAUUAUCUACAAAAGUUCCUAUAUACUUUAAUACACAUAUAUAUACCCCUUACAACAUUCAGGAUGGGGGUAGUGGGACAAGAUAGGUGGGAGGACCUAAGUCACUAUUGACACCCAUUUUUUGAUUGGGUAACUAAAAUUAUAGAUCAGGGUGGUGCAGUAGACAUUGCUUACCUAGAUUUCAGUAAGGCUUUUGACACUGUUGCACAUAGAAGGCUUAUCAAUAAACUGCAAUCUUUAAGUUUGGAUUCCAAUAUUGUUGAAUGGGUAAGGCAGUGGCUGAGUGACAGGCAUCAGAGGGUUGUAGUCAAUGGAGUAUAUUCGAAGCUUGGGCUUUGUCACCAGUGGGGUACCUCAGGGAUAUGUACUUGGACCCAUUCUCUCUAAUAUUUUUAUUAGUGAUAUUGCAGAAGGUCUUGAUGGUAAGGUAUGUCUUUUUGCUGAGGAUACUAAGAUAUGUAACAGGGUUGAUGUUCCAGAAGGGAUAAGCCAAAUGGCAAAUGAUUUAGGUAAACUAGAAAAAUGGUCAGAGUUGUGGCAACUGACAUUUAAUGUGGAUAAGUGCAAGAUAAUACAUCUUGGAUGUAAAAACCCAAGGGCAGAGUACAGAAUAUUUGAUAGAGUCCUAACCUCAACAUCUGAGGAAAGGGAUUUAGGGGUUAUUAUUUCUGAUGACUUAAAGGUAGGCAGACAAUGUAAUAGAGCAGCAGGAAAUGGUAGCAGAAUGCUUGGUUGUAUAGGGAGAGGUAAUAGCAGUAGAAGAGAGAAGUGCUCAAGCCAUUGUACAGAACACUGGUGAGACCUCACUUGGAGUAUUGUACGCAGUACUGGAGACUGUAUCUUCAGAAGGAUAUUGAUACCUUAGAGAGGGUUCAGAGAAGGGCUACUAAACUGGUUUAUGGAUUGCAGGAUAAAACUUACCAGGAAAGGGUAAAGGAUCUUAACAUGUAUAGCUUGGAGGAAAGACGAGGCAGGGGGGAUAUGAUAGAAACAUUUAAAUAUAUAAAGGGAAUCAACACAGUAAAGGAGGAGACUAUAUUUAAAAGAAGAAAAACUACCACAACAAGAGGACAUAGUCUUAAAUUAGAGUGACAAAGGUUUAAAAAUAAUAUCAGGAAGUAUUACUUUACUGAGAGGGUAGUGGAUGCAUGGAAUAGCCUUCCAGCUGAAGUGGUAGAGGUUAACACAGUAAAGGCGUAUAAGCAUGCGUGGGAUAGGCAUAAGGCAAUACUAACUAUAAGAUAAGGCCAGGGACUAAUGAAAGUAUUUAGAAAAUUGGGCAGACUAGAUGGGCCGAAUGGUUCUUAUCUGCCAUCACAUUCUUUUUUUUUCUUUUUUUUAUAUAUUUAAUCUUUAUUGAAAAAGUUUUUCUUUCUUUCAUUCUCUUUCUUUUAUAAUAUUUCCUUUUCUCUUUUUUCUCUCUUUUUACAAACAAAAAAGGAUUCACAUACAUUGUUACAACAAUAAACAAUCAGACAUUAGACAAUAAACAUCAGAAAAAAAAAAAUAUAUAUAUAUAUAUAAAAUCAUUACAGUUCAGUCACCUUCAAUGCAGAAAGAGAUUUACAAUAAAUCCAAAAAGGCUUUGUCCACCUUUUGUUCUAUCUCUUUUCUUACUCCUUCCCCUUUUCUUUCUUCACCUCUUCCCUCCUUCCUUCCUUUACCUUCUCCCCUUAUAUAUUAUAUAAAAAAAAAAAAAAAGCUGCCCUUUGCCGAGAGUUAGUCGCAUAUUGCUCCUAGGAACCUAAAACCAUAAUCUUUGACAAAUAUUUUUUUCUACCAAUCAGGCUCCGUAAACCCAUGGCUAAUUUAGAAAUUUAUGCACAGGAACCACUACCCUAUCUACAAUUCCAAGACAUAAAAACCUUAGUAUAUAUUAAGUCACAUUACUUCUUCCUAAUUUCACAAUCCAUUUCUGCCAUUGUUCAAUUCGUGGAUUGUAAUAAUUAUUUUGUCUCAAUAUCCCUAUUUCCAUUUUACAAUUAUUCAAGACCUGAUGUUUUAUCAUCUCCCAUGACGGGGAAUCUGAGGUUUUCCAAAAUCUUGCGAGAGUAGCUUUAGUUUCUACAAGAAUGUGGAUAAUUAUUUCUUUUUUAUCCUUCGGAAUUGUGGGCCAUCCCAUAUGUAAUAUCAUAGAACUACAAGUAAAAUCAAGAUCCACUUCUAUUUCUUCCCUACAGAAUUUCGCUACCUUUUGCCAUAAUUGAACUAUAAUCGGACAUGACCACCAUAUAUGCACAUAGUCUGCUAUAAGGGAAGCACAACGCCAGCAAUGAUAUUGGUUACCUGGAUAUAUUUUUGCUAAUUUAGCUGGUACAUAAUGCCAUCUGUUGAUAACCUUAUAGUGACUUUCCGAUAGAUUUAAGCAAUGUGAAGCUUUCAUUACUGCAUUAUUAGCCUUAAGCCAUUCACUUCUCAUAAUGCUAAUUUGUAUAUCUUUUUCCCAAGCUUUUUUAGCUAGAAAUUCCGGGAGUGGCUUAUACUUACUACAGAUAUUGGAGCAUUUAGAGACUAAAUUUUUACUAUGUGUGAUAUUUAAUAAAUUUAUAAACAUCUGUAAUUCCUCAGAGAUCUCCACUAUUCUAUGUCUCAUUAAGAAGUAUUUUAUCCUUAAGUACGUAAAACUUUCUCUAUAGGAAAGAGAAAAGGCCUGUUUAAUCUCUUCAAAAGGUCUAAUCUGUUGUUGUUGAAAUAACUGAUUUAUUCUAUUAAUGCCUUUAUUUAACCAUGGCUCAAGAUUAAGAUCCUUAAUAUUAAUGGACAAAACCUGCAUAGGUAGGUCAAUAAUAAUUUUAUCUGUAAUUUUGAGUCUUUUUUUCCAGAUUCUCCAUUGAACCAAUAAGUUAUCUAGAAUUAGGCCCAUAUCAUCUCUCUCCCCUUUGUGUAUAUUCCAAAAUAAAGCCAUUAAAUCUGGAAUUUCUGCUCUUUUAGAUCUCUCUUUCAUAGAUGAAAUAAUAUGUGCCAAUGAGCAAAAUUCAUAAAUAUCUAUAAUAUUGGGAACUCCCAUCCCUCCUAGUUUAGGUUUUAGGUUCAAGAUUUUUUUACUAACCCUAGGUUUUUUCCCCAUCUAUAUAUAUUUAUCUAAUGCUGAUUGGAUCAUCAGGAGCCAUGGUUUAGGCAUUUUCAUUGGUAUCAUAGGGAAUAUAUAGCUCCAUUUAGGGAUCAAAUAGGCCUUUACAACAUUGAUUCUACCUGUCCAUGAUAUCUCUGCUGUUCUCAUAUCUUUUAAUUGUUUAUUAAUUUGCAUCAUUAAAGGCAUAACAUUAUAUUCUAGAAUCUUAGCGGGGUUACUAGAAAUCCUUAUACCCAAAUAAACAAAAAAAGUUUUUACCCAUUCAAAAGUAUAUUUCACUUUAAUAUAUAAUUUAUCUUCCUUUUUUAUAUUUUUUGCGAGAAUACUUGUCUUAUCUACAUUUAGCUUGAAAUUAGAAUACUGGCCAAAUUCAUGAAUCAGCCUUAUCAGUUCAUCUAUUGAUGUUAUAGGGUCUGUUAUAGUGAUUAAAACAUCGUCAGCAUAAAGUAGCGUUUUAUAUUCCUCUUGGCCUAUUUUAAUUCCUAUAAUUUUGUCAUUAUUUCUAAUGUCGCAGAUCAGGGGUUCUAUGUAUAGUAGGUAUAGCAAUGGGGACAGGGGACACCCCUGUCUUGUCCCAUUCCUUAUAUUAAACCACUCAGAGAUUAUCCCCCUCCCAAUUGUUCUAGCCUUUGGGGAGCUAUAUAAGGCCAUAAUUGCACUCAGAAUCCAGCCUUCAAAGCCAAAAGCCUUCAAGGCCUCCCUGAGGAAGUCCCAUCUGACCCUGUCAAAGGCCUUUUCGGCAUCCAAUGACAGGGCCAGCAAUGGAGUACCCGAUUCAUGAGCGUAAUCCAAAAUAUCAAUCAUUGUUCUUAUACUAUUAUUUGAUUGUCUGUCCUUCAAAAAACCAACCUGAUCCCCAUGAAUAAUAGACGGGAGGACUCCUUGUAAUCUAUUCGCCAAGAUACUUGCAUAAAUUUUUAUAUCAGAAUUUAAUAGAGAUAUAGGACGAUAAUUCGCUACAAAUUCCUUAGGUUUAUCGGGCUUUUGAAUGGGAAUUAUGUUGGCGUAUAAUAGUUCAUUAGGUAUAUCUUUUUCUCUAACUAUAUUAUUAAAGAGAUCUUUAAGGUGUAUUACUAAGACGUCCUGGAAUUGCUGAUAAAAUAUAUUUGGAUAACCAUCCGGCCCCGGUGUUUUAUUUAUUUUUUUAAGGACUUGAUUGCACUUAUUAUUUCAGUUUCUGAGAAGGGUUGAUUAAUAGAAUUCAAUUGUUCUCCUGAUAAUUUUUUUAAAUUUUUGUUUUUAAAAUAUAUUUCUGGAUUAUAAGAAUAACUGGGUAAAUUAUACAAUUUUUGAUAGAAGGAGUUAAAUGCUUUGCCAAUAUUUUCAGGUGUUAAUUGGGUCCCUUCCUCUGUAAUAAUUUUAUUUAUUAACUUAUUCAAUUUCUCACAUGUAAUGAUCUAAUAAAAAGCGAGAAGUGAAAAUUUGAUGAGAAUUGUUCUAUAAAUCACUUUAUUCAGAUUUGUUUUUUACAUUGAUGGUGACUACAACCUGGUACCUUGAAUAUGACCCUUUUAAAGUCUUAUUCUGACUCUGAGCCAAUGAGGGCAAUUCAGACACCAUUGUGGCAAUCAAAAACUUUUCCGCCCAUCUACCACUCCUUGAAUAAGCAGAUCCUGUAUUAUCAUCCUCUCAGUGUUUGCCAUGUUUGGACUUGUCUGAUGUCAUGCAGAAGCACAAAUCACAUUAUAUUUUAGAUUAAAACUUUGUGAUGAAGCAUAGGCCUCAGUUUUAUAAGCUUACAACAACAACAAAAAAAACAACUUUCCAAAUGAUUAUCUACAAAAGUUCCUAUAUACUUUAAUACACAUAUAUAUACCCCUUACAACAUUCAGGAUGGGGGUAGUGGGACAAGAUAGGUGGGAGGACCUAAGUCACUAUUGACACCCAUUUUUUGAUUGGGUAACUAAAAUUAUAGAUCAGGGUGGUGCAGUAGACAUUGCUUACCUAGAUUUCAGUAAGGCUUUUGACACUGUUGCACAUAGAAGGCUUAUCAAUAAACUGCAAUCUUUAAGUUUGGAUUCCAAUAUUGUUGAAUGGGUAAGGCAGUGGCUGAGUGACAGGCAUCAGAGGGUUGUAGUCAAUGGAGUAUAUUCGAAGCUUGGGCUUUUGUCACCAGUGGGGUACCUCAGGGAUAUGUACUUGGACCCAUUCUCUCUAAUAUUUUUAUUAGUGAUAUUGCAGAAGGUCUUGAUGGUAAGGUAUGUCUUUUUGCUGAGGAUACUAAGAUAUGUAACAGGGUUGAUGUUCCAGAAGGGAUAAGCCAAAUGGCAAAUGAUUUAGGUAAACUAGAAAAAUGGUCAGAGUUGUGGCAACUGACAUUUAAUGUGGAUAAGUGCAAAAUAAUGCAUCUUGGACGUAAAAACCCAAGGGCAGAGUACAGGAUAUUUGAUAGAGUCCUAACCACAACGUAUGAGGAAAGGGAUUUAGGGGUGAUUAUUUCUGAUGACUUAAAGGUAGGCAGACAAUGUAAUAGAGCAGCAGGAAAUGCUAGCAGAAUGCUUGGUUGUAUAGGGAGAGGUAUUAGCAGUAGAAAGAGGGAAGUGCUCAUGCCAUUGUACAGAACACUGGUGAGACCUCACUUGGAGUAUUGUACACAGUACUGGAGACCGUAUCUUCAGAAGGAUAUUGAUACCUUAGAGAGGGUUCAGAGAAGGGCUACUAAACUGGUUCAUGGAUUGCGGGAUAAAACUUACCAGGAAAGGUUAAAGGAUCUUAACAUGUAUAGCUUGGAGGAAAGACGAGACAGGGGGGAUAUGAUAGAAACAUUUAAAUAUAUAAAGGGAAUCAACACAGUAAAGGAGGAGACUAUAUUUAAAAGAAUAAAAACUACCACAACAAGAGGACAUAGUCUUAAAUUAGAGGGGCAAAGGUUUAAAAAUAAUAUCAGGAAGUAUUACUUUACUGAGAGGGUAGUGGAUGCAUGGAAUAGCCUACCAGCUGAAGUGGUAGAGGUUAACACAGUAAAGGAGUUUAAGCAUGCGUGGGAUAGGCAUAAGGCUAUCCUAACUAUAAGAUAAGGCCAGGGACUAAUGAAAGUAUUUAGAAAAUUGGGCAGACUAGAUGGGCCAAAUGGUUCUUAUCUGCCGUCACAUUCUAUGUUUCUAUGAUGGAUGUCCCCACCAGUGGAACUAAAGCAGAAAAGGAGGACUUCUAGGAUGCUUGUAAUGUUGACUACUGUAGAUAAAUAAUUUGGAAUGUAUAACUGUAUUGAAUCAUUUGGCAAGCUUGUGAUUGGACAACGACAGAAAGUCUGGGCGGGGUUAGAAAGGGAGAGUUCGCCAAGGAUUCAGACAAGAGAACUCAGUUUUUGCAAGCUAUUUAUAAUAUACACCCAAUGACAAAAUGCAUAACAAAAUACAGGCAUGUUUUCAUUUGGGUAUUUCUACUAAACAGUGAUUUUUAUUUAUUUUGUAUUUGGGCAGUGGAGUGUCACUUUAAGGAAUUUUUGGAAAAUAUGCAAAGAGACAACUAAUGAAAAUACUGCUUUAAUGAAAGUGACGUUUAUGGUAAAUGCUCAGCAUCCAUUAAAAAUAAUAGCAGACUCGAAGUGGAUGGUUCCUGGUUUAGUCAGUGCUCAGUGCAAGAGCUGCCUACACUGGAGAUUUACAACAAAUUAAAGUGUUACAGGGGUACAGAUAACAUUUUUGCUCCUCUUGCAAUACCUACAAUCACUGUAUAUCCAUAAAGCAUAUUCCUGUACAUAAGUGUUGAAGUAUCUACUUUUGUUUUAGAUUAAGUUGUUAUGGUUCCAGAAUGCCCUGAAGGCACUCUUACCUCAAGGUGUUCAACCUUUCAAGAAUGGUUUAACCCCACAUUUGCCUUAAGCGGUGAUGUCCACUACCUCCCACCUGCAUCCAGCUUCUGAAUUUUCAAAGACCUCGAGUGUCCCUUGAAGUCUCCCCACAUCCUGUAAAGUUAAUCAGUUAUUAUUUUUGGUAGAGUAGGGUCAUAAUUAAGUGAAGGACAAUUCUAAAUGCAGAGCUGUGUGUUUGAGUACUAGAGUGACAGAAAAACAUACCGUUUUGUCAGGAUGGCUGAAAUAAUGCGCAAAAAGUGUUAUAAUUUGCCAAAUUUUUGUUUAAUGUGGGAUACAGGGUGUUCCCACACGAGUGUUGUUAGAGCUUCUAUUUAGGACCUAAAAGUUUAUUGCAAACGCUCAAUAUUUGUACACACCUCCCCGCUACGGGGUUCAUUAAUUGUUAAUGAAAUUAUGCACUUAGAGAAGCAUAGAGUGAAACAAUACAUUUCUACAUUUUAUCAAUAUUACUUGAGAUACAACAGACCCCAAGAAACAGAACACAGCUUGAUGCAUUCUACUGGGUGUACACAACUUUUCAACAUGCUGCAUCCAGUGGAAUGAAAUCAUUUUGCGAUGUUCUGCCAAUUUUUAUUUUUAUUUUUUUUUCAAGGUCACGUUUAACUUUUGUUUGCCUUCCUAGACUGGCUUUAUUUGCCAAAACCAGGGCAAGUGCAAAGUCUUCCUAACAUUUUUCCUUUAUGGAAAACUUUCCCUCGGUUCUACCAAUUUAAUCAAUUGCUGCUGAAUCAUUUAAAGUGAUACUCCAGACUGAAUUCCCUACCCACUUUUAAUGCAUUCUUUAUAUUACUACAAAUAUAGGCCUCAAUUUCCAGAUAUAGAUAUUACAGAUACAGGCCUCAAGCUUUCCAAAAUUAUACUAUUUCAAAUAAUUGAUCUACAGAGGCUAGCAUUUCUACGGACAUUUUUGUAGAUAAAUUGUUCAGAAAGUUUUUUUUGUUUUUGUUUUAACAGUAUUGAUUCAUUUCGAAAGCUUAUUAAAUCGAGGUCAUAAUGUCUUUAAAAAAGGCAUUCACAAUUUUUGUUAAAACUUUCAACUCUGUCACAUUUUGCCCCUUUCACAAUACAAAUAAAUUUUUUACACUGAUCACUAUAGCACAAAAAACAAUCACAUAACACCUUAAAAUGUUUGAUCACUGUUGGACAGUUAACACACUCAUUUUAGUUUCUGUAAAUGUUUAUUUUUAAUGAUGCCUUAGGUGUUUUGCAAUUCAUAUGUAUUUUUUUUUUCAUUUUGGAAUUCAAAAAUAGAAGUUAGAUAACACUAUAAACACAGGAUAAUAGGUGAGCAUUGCGGGUAUUAGUCCAUUUAGACAUACACUGAUAUGGUAGAUUAUCUUAAAAUUAUUCCCAAUCCAUACAGAGUUCUCUUUAGGGGACAACAAAUUAGCUUAACAUGUAAGUCCACCCAUUGUACAGUGCUGCAGAAUUUGUUGGCUCUUUAGAAAUAAUAAUACUAUUUUAAAUCUAUAUUUCAACAAACCGUAAACAUAAUAUAAUUUACUAAAAAUAAAUCUAAGUAACACUAUACUGAUUGAUUUAGAAAAACACUUGCAGUUUAGGAUAUAAGAGAUGCUUCUGUGAGAUACCCUCUAAAUCCACUUAUGGAUCCUGGAUUUCAGGACACGAGUCUAUAACCUCUUGGGUUGCUCGUCAGCAUAUUUCUGUUCAUGGAAAAACCCUGUUCUAGCUUUAUUUUGACACGGCCACAUGUAUGUCUCUGUACUAUGUCCCAAGGUGAUACAUAAUGUGAAACGAGUAGUGCGAUUCCAAACAUUGGAAUGUGCAUACACACACACACACAUAAAAACGGGGUGUAUUGGCGUAGUGGCAGGCUUAUGCAAUGUAUAAUUAUAUACUGUAACUAAAUCCCCAUUAUUUUGGCCUAAGUCAGGUUUAAAAAAAAAUUAAAAAAAAAUACUAUUACAUGUUGUAAACGUAGAAGCUUGUGUUUACUCAGCAAGUGCGCUGGAUUCUGUGGGUUACACACACAUACAUAUAUGUAUAUAUCUGUUCUUAUUGAAGCUACAUUUAGGGCACCUGCAUUUAGGACAAAAGUUCUAAUAUUAGUAGUAGAUCAAUAUAUUGAUGUUACUGAAUCUAUAGCUCCCAAAUUAUACUGGGUUACCUUCUACAUUAUAGAAACCUCAACCAUGUCAGGGUUAUCAACCUAUCAAGCUUGUUUAAUGUGUGUAAAACAAGAAAAAAUGAACUUCGUAAUUUUAUGUUUUUACCAAACAUUUGCCAGUGAUAAUGCCAGCACAACAAGUAGAUUUACCCAGCCGCACAUUGUAUCUGAACAUUUUCAGGUCAAUUCAAUAUUCUCUUGAGCUGAAUCACUCACUUUACAGGGGGUGGUUAUACGAUAUUCUAAAUUGUUUAUAAAAUAUAACAUAUUGGUUAGAGCAUGUAAUCUAAUGAGCCUCUGGUUUCACCAAACUGAUAAAUAACACUAAAGAUAAUAAACAAAAUAGCAAUACCUCAAAGUGCUUCACGGUGAUUUUAUUGGUUGUAGGUAAAUCGCUGGUCAAAACAUUGACAGUUAAUCACUAAUAAAGUUACAAUUAAUUUACUACAUUGUCCUAUACCAGUCACUUUUAUCAUAUGCAAUUAUGAUUCCACUAUGUACAAACUAGCUUUGUGUGCCGAAUUCAGUUAAAGCAUUUGGCCAUAAGCUUUUGGCUUUUUAUGCUGUUUUGUUGUUGUUUUGUUUCAGUGUGUGGUUCCACGCAAGGUCACGGUAUGAAGUCAAAAUCCAAGAUGUCCAUCUAAACUGCCUUUCCUCUUAAAGGGUUAUUGUGUGGAUAUAAGUGUCUGUUGUGCUCUGAGCUUGUUCGUAAGAUUUAAAUGCAAGCUUUUGUCUAUAUUUAGUGAGGUUUUACUUAGUCAAUACUUAUGACAUUUGAAAAUGAAAAAGUUUCUGUAAAAAAUAAAUAAAAGGUUUCUGUAAAAGCUAUCUGAAUGUAACCUUCUAUUCUGUUAUUCUUUUGCAGGCAUUGGGCAACAGCCUUUAUAAAAGUGCAUCACCCUAUGGAUCUUUAAACAACAUAGUUGAUGGGUUGAGCUCUCUAACGGAACAUUUCUCAGAACUUUCACUUUCCUCUGAGAACAGGAAACCCAGCAAGAGGCCCCCUCCUAACUACCUGUGCCACCUCUGCUUCAACAAAGGUCACUACAUCAAGGACUGUCCACAGGUGGGAAUUUUAUCAUUUCUAAUUUGACCUUUGCCUCCUAAUGAACUGUACCAAAGGGGAUAAUGGGAAAAAAAUGAGGAUUAUUGGUGGGUUUUUGAGGAUUGUUCGCAACCACUGGCAUAGAGUGAAUUAUUUUCUGCUUUAAUUGAUAACUUGGAGGGGGUCUUUAUUUUAUAAUUUUUCCUUAAAUUAAAAAUCUGGUAACCCUAAGAAAUAUUUCAUGAACUCAUUUCCUGCAACCCAAGGUCAUCAAAUACAUUUAUUACCUACUAUUGUAUAUAUUCAUUUUCUAUUUUUAUUAUAAGGAAUGUAAACCUCUUUAAAGGACACUUCACAUCAAGGCAGGUUCUGGCUACAAGAUCUAAAACAAUUAAAAUAGGAUUCUUUCCUUGAAUAACCAGUUGUAAAAUUGCAUAUUGCAGCAAUGUUCCACUUUCCUUUUAUAAAAUUUAAACAAAAAGUAAAAUUAAAAUGAGGAGGAAGGGAAUGGGAUCACCAUUCAUAUAAUAUACCCCUGUUACUUAUAUACUGCCUGCUUAGUCUAUUAAUUAUGUCUUGUAUUGAUAUAUAUAAACAGUGUAUAAAGAUAAGAAUAGAGCAAAUAUAACUUUAUUGGGAUUGAUAUCUAUGGAAGGCACAAUCUAUUUCAGUACAUUAAUAGAUUAGUCAUAAUGAUCCAAUAUGUUUUCAGGGACACAUAUAAUUUUGGCAUAUUUAUGAAAAAGCAUGAAAAGAGUUUCCCUGCAGUACAUAUUAUGCAUAUUCUGCAGGAUUCCUAAUUGCCUAAUGUGGCAGAUCACCUGGUACCCUGCCUGAGUACCAUAAGCAUUGCACCGGACACCAUAAGCACUGAAGCCCCUUAGCCGCAACAGCUUGGCUGGGGUCUUGCCUUCUCCCUCCCACCCUGGACCCAAGUCCUGGAUCCAGCUCCCAUAGAGUAGACCUCUCCUCCAGAGAGUAUAGCAGGAUAUAGCCAGUAUGGCUGUUCCCCCCACACAUGAGCCGAGGCUUAAUGCUGGGAAGUCAUCUGUUUUAUUCAGAGCCACACACGGCCUUUAAUGCACAAGCCAAUGCAAGUUGGUUUUUUUACACAAAAUCACAGGUUAAUCCCUCCCCUGUGCCUGAGAGAUAAUUGGGUCAGGAACUGUACUAAUUCAAUUAUCUCCAGGUACAGAAAACACACAAUUUACAAACACACUAAAAGUGCCCCUAAAAUACAUGAAAACCCCACAAAAGUCAUAUCCUCGGAUAGCCACGAUUUGGGUGACCAACGUAUCCAAAACUCACCCAGAUUGGUUCAGGGGUUCAGGAUUUCCAUGGAAGUCUCUUUUUAACCGAUCGCACACGUGGCUCCUGCCCAAAAUUGUUCCAUGAGAAAAGUGGUAGCGGUCGGUAAACUUCUGUAGUUUAAAAAUGAAUAAACUACUGAACGCAGCUUUUAUUCGAACCGUGGAGCUUGUUCCCCUCAUCCAGACGAAUGCAGGUGAUAAUGGAAUGCUGCCUGCAUUCGUGCGAACAAGACGAACACUUAGAACACUGCGAUUAGUAUCGUUAAAAGUUGUUAUUAGGGUUUAACAAGCCUCCUGAGUGGUCGGUAGUUCGUGAGUUGCUUUGGUUCCCAAACAGUCCAGGGAAACCACCCGAACCCAGUCUUUUUACAUGGCCCAUAGUCUUUGGGCAGGAGGCUAGCCAGCAGGCUACAUACUACAGGGCAAAACUUUUCACAUGCUGCCUAUCCAUAUGUGUAUGUGAUACAUUGUCCUUAAAAUAUGGUGGAUUUGGUAACCCUAACUAUUGGCACCCAGACCACUUCAAUCAGAUGGGGCUGCAGUGCCCCUGUCCCCUUAUCCCUGCAAUGUACAAUUGAGACAUUUUCGAGAGACUGCAAUGUUUACAGCAUACUGCCUCUAGUGGCUGUCAACUAGACAGCCAAUAUAGGCAUUUCCUGCUGUUUCACAGAGUUUAACUCAAUAAAAUUACCCUGGACAUCCAUACGCUUUAUAUGAGGAUGACCAGCAUCUUCAAAAUUCCCACAGCAUUCAACACUUUCCUAUGGGGAAGGCCUAAUGCAUGCAGCGCUUACCACACAUACACAUUAGAUUCACCCCCGCAAUGACAUCAGAGGAGGUGGUACCUGGGUCCUGGAAUAAGGUUAGGUGAAAAAAGUUUUUGUUUUUUUAAAAACUCUUUAAUGGCUACAUGGGGAGCAGGGGCGCAAGGACAGAGGGACAACAAAAGUGUUAGGAAUAAAGCUUUGUAUUCCUAACCCUAUAAUGUUGCUUUUAAUAGAAUAAACACUCGAUAUGCAUAUUUAAAAGUCCAAGUACUUUUUAAAAAUGUUUUUAUUUCACUAUUAGUUUGGAAGGGGGUCUACUGGCACUCGCAAUUUAAAUCCAGCUCUGCUCCUUUUCUUUGCUUUUUAAUCUCCUCUGCUGAGUUGGCCUGGUGACUUUACCCAGGAUUUAAUAAUUUGGGAAAGCGGGUGAUGACAUCAUUAUGAAACUUUGUGUGCCACAUUCAUGACUCUCAAGAGCAAGUUUAUUAUUGAUGGCAUCUUCAAUUUUUUUUCUGCAAACUAAACACCUUCACAGUGCCAAAUACACCAAGCUGCUAAACGAGCCUCAAGGAGCUUAUCACUCUGGGAAGCCUUCUGUAAAUUCACCAUGAGAUGGUACCUGGUGCCAUACAAGUUAUCGCGAAUCUAUAAGGAGGCAUCGGAUGCUAUGCUGGAGAUGCAAAACACAGAUAGGCACUAUGCUACACACAUUUUGGGAUUGUCCGGCCCUGGGAGAAUACUGGGACUGGGUGGGGAAAUUUAUCUCUGAUACCACACUCUAUAGAAUACCAAAGAAGCCAACCAGCUACCUUCUGCAUAUCAUCCCUGGCUGAUACACCACCCUAACCACAAAGUAUUGCUCAUCAUUCUCACGGUAGCCAAGAUAAACUUGGCGUUCCACUGGAAGAGCACGACGAUUCCCUCGUUAGAUACUCUCAUACAGAGGUUGAAUAUGAUAAGUAUUUAUGAGAAAAUGGUUAGCAAAACAUAGGGUUGUGUAAGUAGGUAUGUGAGAGAUUGGGAAUGCUGGACCACAAAUAUUGGAAAGGCACAGGACAACAACGCUAACAAUGAGGAAACUGAUAGGAAUAAAUAGCUUAUAGGGCACCACUUUUGUGUGACUUGAAUGUCCGGCCAGGCUCUAGGGUUCUAAGGCCAGGGUAUGUGUCACAAGAACUGUUGCAUAAGCAAUAUCAAUGUGAACCUAACCCCCCCCUUUUUCCUUUCUGUAUUCCCCUCCCUCUAUGUUAUCUUUCUAUGGUAUUCUUAUGUUUUAAUGAAGCUAAUAAGGUUAAGCAUAAUACGUUUAAAGGACCACUAUAGUGCCAGGAAAACACUAGUACUAAUAAAAAUGAUAUAUGAAAAAAAACAAAAACAAACAAACACCGAGCUGCUUAGCAUGCCUCUGCUACCUGUUCCUCUAAUGUCUGUACGAGCACAAGUAAUGCCCCUGGCAGCUACCGGUUUGCCAUCCCCUGGAAAAACGAGUCUUAUUGCUCUCAAUUUUCUGAGGAGCAGAUGGGUUGUUUCUGCUGUCAGUCACUUAUCUAUUAUCUGCAAGACUGCAUUAUUUUGUAACAUGUCCAUGAAAUGAUUAUAUUUGGCUUAGUUUGGUUUUAUUUGGAUUAGAUCCAUUAGUUUUACCAGUCAUCAGGUUUCUAAAUUUCUCGAAGAACUGAGAAACAUUAAUCAUUCCCCCACACCCAUUCUCUUGGCUGAAACUAUAUGUGCAGUACAAAGCCAAACAUUACAUGUGGUUACAUUGUCCCAGGAUAGAAACAGUUAAACUUUCAAGAUACUGCAAAUAAAAUCCAUAUGUUCAUUACAUUCCCUGCCCCCAUCCCUCCUUCCUCUUACCUACCCAAAAUAAUAGCGAGUGCACCCCUCCCCUCUAUCAGCUAGAUUGGGUUACCACUAGUGAAAUGAGGAGGAAUUCCAAGAACAGCUGAAACCUUACCCUAACGUGUAUAAAGUAUUCUUACCGUAAGACCAGUGUGCUUUUCACAUGAAAUAAGUUUAAAUCACAAAUUUGAGAAACUAGAAAACUAUUGCAAACCAUAAGUUCUUAGAUUUACAAUCUGGGAGUUGGGACAUAUUUAAUGUUUUCCACGAUCAUCAUCUAAAUGCUACACAAGUAUAUGUGAACCAGUGAAACCAAUCUGCUGAUGUAUGCUCACUUUUAUUGUGUGCUGUUGCCAACUGCUGGGUUCUUGGAAGCCACUGCAUAAAACUACCCUUUAGCUGUUUACCGUGUUGUCAGUACUCUUAAGAGUCACCUUAAAAAUGACAACUCCUACAUUCGAUGACUACGCACAAUCCUGAAUUCUGGAUAUCCAUAUUAAAGGAUCAUUACAAACACAAACCAGAAUUUUUUUAAUUUUAUAGUUUUUGGCUUAGAUGAGCUGUUUUUAUAUAUAUAUAUAUAUAUAUAUAUAUAUAUAUAUAUACAUAUAUUAUUAUUUUAUUUUUUUUGCAUGAUCAUUAGUGUAUAGAUUGUGCAAAAUAAAAAAUUGUUUUUGCUGAAUUCUGUAUCUUGACCAUUCUUAUUUUGCAUGUUCAUUCCCUCUCCUCCAUUCUUAAAAUACUUCUUUCUUAUGGAUUACAUCACAGAGACACGUGAUGUCACAACUUACUUUCUCUUCCACCCUUCUAAACUGCAGUGUUUCCCCAAUAAGACAGUCCUUUAUGUCAUCACAAACACAGCACAUUUUUCUGGGAGUUCUAUUUCAGCUAACAGUUUUUCAUGAGUAAAAUCUUGUAGCUGAAGGUCCAGAUAUCCCCUUUCUACCCAUAAAGUUCUGCUAUGCAGGGAUUUAUAAGAGAAACUCAACAUCUUUAAAAGUGCCGCCAACGCGCUGGUUUCAUUGCAAGCAUGCCUGCGUCUGAAUGAAGUGAUGUCAGCACGUGUUAUGGGUGGAGAGCAGAAAGACCGCCUGCAGGAGUUUUUCCACUGAUCUCCAUUAUCAAUUGCGCAGCAUAGUCUCAAAUAAUUGAUUGACAGGUGGGAGAAAAACCUAUUUCCAAUCUAUACAUUUGCUGGCAAAACUGCUUGCACAAUGUACAGAUGAAAUCCACUGCUCUUUAAAAAGAGCAAAGUAGUUUGGAGCACGACAGGUGCCCUUUAAACUGUAAAUUAUGCACUUCUAGCAUUCUCGUAUAUAUAUAUAUAAAAUGUAUUGAUCAAUGGUUCUGGGUUUGGGCCUGGUUGAAUAUGAUGUGUCUGUUUUAACCAACGAGUACCUCUAUAAAGCCAUGUUGACACAUUUUUGGGACCCUACCAAGGAGUUAAGAAUCACUGGUGUAGACUAAACAUUAUCUUUUAAGUUCUAACACUUCAUAUGGUGCACUUUCAAUAAGUUCAGUAUAGUUUAAAGAGCCAGUAUGCUGUAUACUAUAAAUGUUAGUUCUUUUUAUAUACCGUAUUUUUCGCUUCAUAAGACACACCUCACCAUAAGACGCACCUAGUUUUUAGAGGAGGAAACCCAGACAAAAAAAUAUUCUGAACAAACUGUUCCAUAGUGUUUCUUACCUUGGGACAGUUUGUUCAGAAUAUUUUUUUUUCUCCCCUGUCCCAUAAUGAUCUUUAACCCCCCUUUCCUCUGUCCCAUAGUGAUUGUUAACCCCUCCUCCCCUGUCCCAUAGUGAUUGUUAACCCCUCCUACCCUGUCCAUUAGUGUUCUGAUCCCAUAGUGUCCCCCCCCAUUGUCCCAUAGUGCACUUUCCUUCCCAUAGUGUCCCCCCCUGCCCUUGUUCCAUAGUGUCUCCCCCCCCUCCCCUUGUCCCAUAGUGUCUCCCCCUCCCCUCCCCUCCCUUGUCCAUGGUGUCCCCUUCCCUUGUCCCAUGGUGUCUCCCCUCCCCUUGUCCCAUGGUGUCUCCCCCCUCCCUUGUCCCAUGAGUGUCUCCCCCUCCCCUUGCUGUCCCAUGGUGUCCCCCCUCUCCCACGCUUGUCCCCAUGGUGUCCCCCUCUCCCUUGUCCCAUGAGUGUCUCCCCUCCCCUUGUCCCCGCAGGUGUCUCCCCCUCCCUUUUCUCCCACAGUGUCUCCCCCCCCUCCUUGUCCCAUAGUGUCCCCCCCUGCCCUUGUCCCAUAGUGUCUCCCCCUCCCCUUGUCCCAUAGUGUCCCCCCUCCCCUUGUCCCAUAGUGUCUCCCCUCCCUUGUCCCAUAGUGUCUCCCCUCCCUUGUCCCAUAGUGUCUCCCCUCCCUUUCUCCCAUAGUGUAUCCCCCCUCCCCUUGUCCCAUAGUGUCUCCCCCCUCCCCUUGUCCCAUAAUGUCUCCCCCUCCCCUUGUCCCAUAAUUACUUACCUGUUUUGGAGCGUGGGCCGGCUUCACAGCGCGCUCCGCGGUCCAGGAACUUCUAUUUCAGGUUCCGGUUUCCGGCGGGACUGAAAGGAAGUGUGCACACUGAGUGUGCACUUCCUUUCAGUCCCGCCGGAAACCAGAACCUGAAAUAGAAGUUCCUGGACCGCAGAGCACUUUCCCUCCCAUAGUGUCCCUCCCUGCCCUUGUUCCAUAGUGUCUCCCCUCCCUUUCUCCCAUAGUGUCUCCCCCCCUCCCCUUGUCCCAUAGGGUCUCCCCUCCCUUUCUCCCAUAGUGUCUCCCCUCUCCUUGUCCAUGGUGUGCCCUCCUUGUCCCAUAGUGUCUCCCUCCUUUCUCCCCUGGUGUCUCCCCCUCCUUGUCCCAUAGUGUCUCCCCCCCUUCCCUUGUCCCAUAGUGUCUCCCCUCCCCUUGUCCCAUGUGUCUCCCCCUCCCCUUGUCCCGCAGGUGUCCCCCCCUCCCCUUGUCCCAUAGUGUCUCCUCCUUGUCCCAUGGUGUCCCCUCCCUUUCUCCCAAAGUGUCCCCCCUCCCCUUGUCCCAUAGUGUCCCCCUCCCUUGUCCCAUGGUGUCCCCCCCCUUUCUCCCAUAGUGUCUCCCCUCCCUUUCUCCCAUAGUGUCUCCCCCCCUCCCCUUGUCCCAUAGUGUCUCCCCCUCCCCUUGUCCGAUAAUUACUUACCUGUUUUGGAGCGUGGGCCGGCUUCACAGCGUGCUCCGCGGUCCAGGAACUUCUAUUUCAGGUUCCGGUUUCCGGCAGGACUGAAAGGAAGUGCACACUCAGUGAAGCCGGCCCAUGCUCCAAAACAGGUAAGUAAAUCUUCACAUUCGCUCCAUAAGACGCAGAGACAUUUCCCCUCACUUUUGAGGGGGAAAAAAGUGCGUCUUAUGGAGCGAAAAAUACGGUAUAUAUUUAUAUAUAGCAUAUAUUGCUUAGGUUAUGGUGCAACUACUGCUCUUCUCCCUACGGCCUUGAUUUAAUAUGCUUAGAUAAACUUUUCAAUUGAUUUAAUAUUUUUGGACAAAAUUUUAAAAUUAUAUUUUAAAAAUUUUAAAAUAUCAACAACAAUUAUAGAUAGAUAUAUAUAGUUUGUAUUAAAAAGAAGCAUAUAUUUGUUCUAGAGUCUCCUGAUUGGUGGAGCCCCUUCCUGCUUCUGAAAGUGUUGUUUGCUGUUCUAACUUACAUUAUUUUAUUUAUUUUUUUAAUUGGGAUUGGCACCAGCCCCGAUGUGUUCCAUUAAGAAUCUGUAAAUCAUUGGGAUUCAUAAUAGGAUAUAGUGAAAGACGUUUUUGAAGUCUGACACACGCAUUUUUUUUGUAAACAUGUAUAUUCAUUUCCUAUAACUAAACAUAACUAAUUUCUACACAUACAUAUGCUAUACAUGACUUGUUCCAAUAUAGAUAGGGUGAUCUCGCUUUUCAAUGGCUUUCAUACAGAUAGUAGUGCUGCAUUCUCUAUAUUCAUAUACCCUUUCCAUAUACAAAGGUGCUAUGUGCACAGUUUCCAAGCUUUUUGUGUGAUGUUAGCAGUAGAAGGAUAACUAGAUAGAGUCUUUUUACUGACCUCCCUUAACCCACAUAAUUAACAUUCAAUAGGAAAAUAUGUCACCAAUCAGCAUACAUAGUAACCAUCUCAUCUUAGUAACAUCACGCAUAGCACAGUUAAGUGACUUUAAAGGUUGCAAUUAUUCAUGCCACACUCAGUCCUGGACCUGCAGACAUAUCAGAUGCACAGAGAGAAGCUAAACCAUUAUGUACUUGAAUAAGGAAAAUAAACAGAAUAUUUAACGUAGUCCUGAGUUAGUACACAGUUCCUGCUGUCCUCUUAGGAGCCGGACCCCUGGGUCAGACCUGAAAUUGAGUCACAGUGCUAUUUUGGUGGGUUACCCUUAUGGAACAGGCAGAUCAUGUUCAUCUGGCCCUGGGAGAGUGAUGGGAUGCCGGCGGGAUGAACUAUAGGUCCACAUCAUAAUAUACAUUAUUAAUAAAUAAGCAAAAUCAACUAUACAUCUCCAAUAAAUAUUUAUGAGAUAUUCCAUCCACAAGCAUAGUCUGCAACAUUUUGAACUUAAAAUACAGAAUAUCCUACUUGUGUAUAGAAUAGAAUAUUUGUAUAAAUGAGUAAUUACCAGUGGUACAUACUGUAAGGACUACUAAUUAAUGUAUGUUAGAAAAAUAUGUGCCAGUUAUGAUUAUAUCGUCAGUUUCAAUUCAUUCUUUUAUUGAUGACUGGAAAUAUAGCUAGUUUUGAAAAGGAAUUGGCAUCUCUUGAGAUUAAAUGGAUAAAGUACAACAAGUCGGGGGGUCAACACCUCACCAAAUUUAAACGUCACCAGCCGCCACUGAUAAUUAGAUUUCAUUCUGUAUUCUCUUAGGAGUUAAGCUGGCAUUAUUACUAAGGGGCACCAUGCUUUGAGGAGUGCAGUAUUUUUACUUACUUUCUCAAUUAUUAUUAGUGUGGCUUAAAAGAUGGCAGGAUAUGGUUGCAGUGUUUGGCAAACUGCAUCAAAACAAUAUGACAAAAAUCAGAGGAUAGGGGCCCUGGACUCAUAGCACCAUAACCACAAUAGUAGUAGUGGUUAUAGAGCUCGCAGUGCCCAUAUAAGAUAUACAAGUGCCUCGCUGAUAAGACGGGUGAUCAUUUUGUGAUGCAUUCAUUGUUGUAUAAUAAUGUAUUUUUUAACAAUACUCAUUUGAGUUUAUCAAAGUUUUCCAAAGUUGUGAAUAAUCAAAUUAAUAUUAUUUGUCAUUGCUUUGGUAUUAUAGACGUUGGAAAUGUUUCAAUGAAAACAUUUUUCGCAUUCCCCAUAAUCCCUUUUAAGUAAUUAUAAUGAAGUAAAAUACAAACAAAUCUCCCACAUACUUUCUCUUCCGCUCUCGUGUUAAAUUACAUCAUGUAUUAGUAAACGAUCCAGGAAACAGGAGGAAAGGUCAUCCGAUGUCAUCAGCAGUGAGACAGGAAUUAUUCUUUUGGAGUUUCCUUUGAAAUAUAUUAAUAUUCGUUCAUCUCAUGACUACUUUGAGCUAUAUUACCAACCGUAGGGGGUUCACUAAUGUGCAAAUGUUUUUUUUUUCCACCCCAUCAGGAUAAUUUUCAUUCCUAAAAGCUGUCUGCCUUCUCUUUUCCAACGUAGGCCUCACUUUAAUUAGAAUUCCAAAUAAUUCAAUACUGUUAUAAAAACUUUCUAAAUGAUUUAUCUAGAAAAAUCCCCAUAGACUUCAGUGGUGACAAGUAGAUAAAUCAUCUGAUUAUUUUUUUCUACCAAUAUUGAAACAUUUGGAAAGCUUAUGAAGUUGAGAUAAUUAGUGGCUCCGCUCUUCUUCACUUCACUCUCUUACCUUCUAACUUUAUUGCUUUUCUACACACUCACCUGUUAAUCAUAGACCCCACAUUGCUCUUCCUCCAAUGUCUUUAUACCUCACCUCCUCUAGAUUGUAUACUUUUUUACUCACUCAGUUGGGGUCCUCAAUAUUUUCUUGAUUCCUGUUAACAUUUGUAACAAUUUGUCUUAUUUGCAGUUAUCUCCCCAUGUUAAAAUUCUUAACUGGUCUGGAAUAUGUUGGCAUGUUAUAAUUGCCAAUAAUAAUAAUAAUAAUAAUACUAUUUAGUAGUACAAGGCACUUUGCAAGAAGGCCUUCAAACUUACAGUACUAAAAAGACAGUAUUCACAGAGUCUGAGACAAAAGAAAGCAGAGGAGAAAAUCAAUUUUAUAACUUGGAAUAUGAGAGACAAAAUAGAUAUACUUUUUUAGGUGUGUGAACUUAAUGAUUUGGUAGAGAGAAAGAGCUGUACAGAACUAGUGAUCGACCGAUUAUCGGUUUUGCCAAUAUUAUCGGACGAUAUUCAGAUUUUUUGUAAAUAUCGGUAUCAGCUGAAAAUUACCGGAAAUACCGAUAAUAAGGUUGGCCGGCGAGUCCAUAAGGCGGCACAAGCGGCCGCCUUAGGGCGCACUGACCCGGGGGGCACUAGAUGGGAGUGACCGGCAGGAGGUGGGCGCACAGCGUGGCUGAGCGGAGCAGUGCGCACCGCGGUACAGGAACUUAUGUGCAAAUGUUUUUUUUUUCCACCCCAUCAGGAUAAUUUUCAUUCCUAAAAGCUGUCUGCCUUCUCUUUUCCAACGUAGGCCUCACUUUAAUUAGAAUUAGAGCACUUCCUGUCAGUCCCACCGGGUACAGGAGACUGAAUCUCCUGUACUGCAGGAGACAAGACAGGGGAAAGUUACUCUUUGGGAAAGGGGAGGGAGGGAGAGGGGGAGGAAAGAACACUAUGGGACUGGGGAGGGGGCAGGGAAAAAUGCUAUGGGACAGGGCAGGGGGGAGGAAAAAAAUGCUAUGGGACAGGGGAGGGGGAGGAAAAAACGCUAUGGGAUGGGGCAGGGAGGAGGAAAAAACGCUAUGGGAUAGGGGGAGGAAAGAACACUAAGGGACGGGGGGAGGAAAGAACAUUAUGGGGUAGGGAGAGAGAACACUAUGGGACAGGGGAGGGGGGAAGAAUACUAGGGGGGAGAGAGGGAAAUAUUAAGGGAGGGCACUAAAAGAUAAGGGAGAGGAACAUUAAGGGGAAUGGGGGGUGGAGGGGAGUUCCAACCACACAUAUUUACACACAAACACACUGCAUCCCCUACCCACACUGCAUCCACUACACAAACACACACACACAUAUAAAUAUUCUUGAAAACAUAAAAACAAAUCUGACUGGCAUGUAUAUUUUGUGCAUUUACAACUUAAUAAAAAAAGGAUUUGCAAAAAAAAAUGCUUUUCUCUCAAAUCGGUAAAUGUACAGAAUAUCGGUAAGCUAUUGGCCUGAAAGUUCACAGAUUAUCGAUAUCGGCUCUGAAAAAAAAUCGAUAUCAGUCGAUCCCAAUACAGAACUCCCAGAUUUUCGUACGUAAUCCCUUGUGCCACAGUCUUUUUUAAAAUGUAAAUGCUGGUGGACCGUCUAGGAUGUCUUAAUUUCUAAGAAUUAAUUACACUCAACGUAUCCCAACAAAUUAUAUCUAGCUAUUAAUAUAAUCCUAACUCCUAAAUUCUGUAUAAAACUGUCCAACUUCUUUCACAGGGUUUAUGGUCAUCUCAUUUCCAAAACAAAACAAAACUGGGUCAAAAGAUGGAUUUCUUCAGAAAAUAUAUUCUUGGAUACACUGUAUUGGAUGAUAUACUGCCAAUGGGUUUGAUCACAUGAACAUUUUUUUUUCUUUUUGGAUCCAGACCUUGAUUUGACUAAAUCUACUCCCAGUUUCCCAUCCUAGUCUAGUGUCUAUAUUAUGAAUCCACAGUCCUACAACAACUUAUUGUCCCCAAUGUGUGACUAAUUAGCCCUGUUGCUUGCUCAGGAAUGUGAGUCACAAAGAACCUUCUUCUUUGCCAGAAAUGCUCUUCUCUGCAGCCCGAAAAGUCUUUCUUCCCAGAAAACAGAGGACACUUGUGUGCAUUGUCCAUGUCUCAACAUUCAGUCUUAUGUCUUUCUUGAAGAACCCACUGUGACACUGUCCUCUAAGCAAAAUUUUUCAAUGGCGCGGGCUUAAUAAUAGAUCAUUAGAAGCUAUGUUUUGUGAAGGCUGGUAAAAAAAAAAUAUAUAUAUUUUUUAUGAAAUCAAUAUAUAAAUAUAUGCAACAUAUAAUAAUAAUAAUAAUAAUUUGUGAUUUUUAUAGCACUUUUCUCCCUUUGACACUCAAAGCACUUUAUAAACAUACAAAAAAGAAAUACAUAAAUGUUUGGAGUUUCUGAUAGUCAGAUGAUCGGACAGAAUGCCUAAUGGAAGAGGUGGGUCUUUAGCUUGUAUUUUUUAAGUCUGUUAUGAGGGUCCACUCUGAUUGAGCAUGGUAAAAAGUUCCAAAAGGUAGGGGAAGCGUGGUUGAAUGCCCUGGAAUUUGUCUUUAUUCUUGGCACUGACAAGAGGGAUUUGCUGGCUGACCAAAGUCAACGCGAUGGAAUUACAGUGUCAGGAGCUCUUUCAGAUACCUUGGGUUUUGAUUGUUUAAGGCUUUGAAGAGCAGCAUGCCAAUUUUAAAAUAAGUUCUCUACUCCCUGCAUUGGCUUCCGAUUAAAUGGCGAACAGGUGUUAUGUGGCAGGAGCAAGUUCGAUUGGUCAGUAGUCUGGCUUCUGCAGGUAAUAAUGGUUUAGUUCCAAAAAUCCAAAAAUAAUUGCAAUAUUGGGUAUCUCACAAAAGUGAGUACACUCCUCACAUUUUUGUAAAUAUUUUAUUAUAGCUUUUCAUGUGAAAACACUGAAGAAAUUACACUCUGUUACAAUGUAAAGUAGCAAGUGUACAGCCUGUAUAACAGUGUAAAUUUGCUGUCCCCUCAAAAUAACUCAACACACAGCCAUUAAUGUCUAUACAGUUGGCAACAAAAGUGAGUAAACCCCUAAGUGGAAAUGUCCAAAUUGGGCCCAAAGUGUCAUUAUUUUGUGUGGCCACCAUUAUUUUCCAGCACUGCCUUAACCCUCAGGGGCAUGGAGUUCUCCAGAGUUUCACAGGUUGCCACUGGAGUCCUCUUCCACUCCUCCAUGAUGACAUCACGGAGCUGGUGGAUGUUCGAGACCUUGCACUCCCCCACCUUCCGUUUGAAGAUGCCCCACAGAUGCUCAAUAGGGUUUAGGUCUGGAAACAUGAUUGGCCAGUCCAUCAACUUUACCUUCAGCUUCUUUAGUAAGGUCGUCUUGGAGGUGUGUUUGAGGUCAUCAUGUUGGAAUACUGCCCUGCGGACCAGUCUCGGAAGGGAGGGGAUCAUGCUCUGCUUCAGCAUGUCACAGUACAUGUUGGCAUUCAUGGUUCCCUCAAUGAACUGUAGCUCUUCAGUGCCGGCUGCAUUCAUCCAAGCCAAGACCAUGACACUCCCACCACCAUGCUUGACUGUGGGCAAAACACACUUGUCUUUGUACUCCUCACCUGGUUGCCACCACACAUGCUUGACACCAUCUGAACCAAAUAAGUUUAUCUUGGUCUCAUGGUUCCAGUAAUCCAUGUCCUUAGUCUGCUUGUCUUCAGAAUACUGUUUGCUGGCUUUCUUGUGCAUCAUCUUUAGAAGAGGCUUCCUUCUGGGACGACAGCCAUACAGACCAAUUUGAUGCAGAGGGCAGCGUAUGGUCUGAGCACUGAAAGUCUUACCCCCACCCUUUCAACCUCUGCAGCAAUGCUGGCAGCACUCAUACCUCUAUUUCCCAAAGACAACCUCUGGAUAUGACGCUGAGCACGUGCACUCAACUUCUUUGGUCGACCAUGGCAAGGCCUGUUCUGAGUGGAACCUGUCCUGUGAAACCGCUGCAACUCAGUUUCAGGGUCUUUGCAAUCUUCUUAUAGCCUAGGCCAUCUUUAUGUAGAGCAACAAUUCUUUUUUUCAGAUUGUCAGAGAGUUCUUUCUCAUGAGGUGCCAUGUUGAACUUCCAGUGACCAGUAUGAAAGAGUGUGAGAGCGAUAACACCAAAUUUAACAUACCUGCUCUCUAGUCAGACAUUAGACCUUGUAACACUAACAAGUAACAUGACACCAGGGAGGAAAAAUGGCUAGUUUGGGUUGUAGGAAAAAUUAUUUUAGACUAAAAAAGGAAAAAAGUUGAUAUUGCUAUAGCAGAAUGGCAACUUCUGCUUUACUUGUGUUUUAGCUGAAAAGAGACAUGUGUCCAUCAAGAUCAGCCUCAUAUUUGUUUUUGCGGUUGAUCCAAACGAAGGCAAAAAACCUUGUCUGAAGCACUUCCAAUUGUGCAACAAACUAGGGGAAAAAAUCCUCUUUGACCCUAGAAUGGCAGUCAGUUAUCUCCUUGUAUUAAAAAACUAUUAACCCACUAAUUAACAAAAAAUAUAUCCCUGUAUAUUAUGUAUUUGCAAGUAUUUAUCCAAUUGCUGUUUAAACAUCUGUAUCGACUCUUAAAAACAACACAUUUUCAGGCAGAGAAUUUCAUAUCUUUAUUGUUCUUACUGCCUUGGACUAAAUCUCCUUUCUUCCAGUUUAAAUGCUUGACCUCAUGUCCUAUUUAUAGUCCUAUUUCUGAAUAGAUUAGAGACAAUGGUUUGUAUUGCCAUAAUUUCCUUCUUUAGAACAGGUGUCCAAAAUUGCACAGCAUAUUUAAGGUGGGGUUAAAUUACCAGUUAUUUAUUAGGAGGCAAAAUUAUAUUUUUAUCCUGAGAAUAAAUGCCCUUUUUUAUACAUGACAAUACCUUUCUGGCCUUAGCAACUGCCAAUUGACAUUGCAUAUUGAUAGUGAUAACACAGAAUAUCAAAAGGAAUUCAUCUCAGCCAAUGAAUAAAAUCCUAAUAAGAAACAGAUCAUAGGAAUGCCUGUUUUAAUGAUAUCUGUGGGACAUGGGUAAGUAGCAAAUAUUUUAAAACAUUUUGACUCCUUUUGGUGACUCUAGGGGACUUCUGAUACCAUACCUACUACAUUGUGGUGUAGCGGUUAUAGCACUUAGACCAUCUCUUUAAACUCCAUGUUCAUCAGCAAGGGCAAUCCUUUUGCUCUGCUUUGCUAAUCAAUGACUGUUCUCUGUUCACACUGCCAGCAACUGCUCACAGAACUUCUCAAGGACUGGCCCAUUUUUUUGUGAAUUCCCUUUUCUCACUUUGUCAAAUUUCUCUUAACUUCCAGAUCAUUAUAGAAACACUAUACGGCCAGGAACACAAACAUGAAUACCUGACCCUAUAGCAGUGAUAGCAAACCUUUUUGAGCCCGAGUGCCCAAACCGCAAUACAUGCCAACUUUUGUUUCCUCAAUAUUUACCUAUAAAUAGUUUUUUAAGUGCCGUUUAUUCACUUAUUGUGCACUUCAUCACUAUGUACACUUGACUAAACCUUUUGUAUCUGUCUGCCCAAUUUGUUUUGCCACAAAUAUUUUGGCAUUUUUAUAAAUUAAGGUAGGUUUAUUGGAUGAAAAAUAUUUUUUAAUGUACACAAUUCUUAUUUAAAAGGAUAGUUGAGUGUCAUGACAAACUUUGUAUAACUUUUUAUAGGACUUUCUGUAAGUCUUGCUGUGUUAGGCAUAAUGUGUGGCUCUACCAGUCAAAUAAGAGUAUGUAUGUAGCUUAUUCACAAAAGCAGUAAAAGUGGACAACUGCCAAGGGAACUGCAAAUUUCAGGAUAAAAUAGCAGAAGUGAAAAAUAGUUGCAGCUUUUUACAAGCUCAGCUAUUUCGAUAUAUCAUUUACAGCUAAGUGAAUACACCACAUUCGGCUUUAAUCACUUCUAGUAUAACCAUUUAUUUAUUUGCCAGAGAAGCACUGUUAUAUUUCACAACUGGGGAAGUGAAAUGACGUGGGAAUUUAUGCUAUACUUGAAAACUUAAAAAGUGAGGAUUCAUUUAUACCAUACUUUAGAACGGGGAAGCACGGGUUAACCUAUGCAUUAUUUUUGCUUGUCUGAAACUCCUACACAUCAGAUUGCAGCUGUACAAAUCAUUAGAGAGACCUCUCAUACUGUGAAUGUUUUAGGAUGACAUGCCAAGUUGUCUCCUAAUCUCUCCUCCACCGCAAAGCUACUUUCAAUUACAUUCUAUAGGUUUUUUCAAAUAAAUAAAAGUAUUUAACCAUGCAUCGCAACGUCUUUAAGCUGUAUUGGUGUAAAUAAUGACUUUACAAUUCAGAAAGACACAUUUUCGUUACAUUAAUCAGAGUAAAUGAAGAUUAUGAUGAUGAGGAGCUGAGCAACCUCAGUGAGAUCUUGCAGAUAUCUGUUGAAGCCUUGAGGCUAAAUUAUACAAAACUGUCUCCAAAACCUAAGAAAUUAAAGCUGUGUGUGAUGAGCUAACAAAGCAUUUAUUGUAUUUAUUUGUAGAACAUGAUCUUAUUUCACUGUACUGGACAAAAUUAAUACAGUAGCUAAGUUUUCAGUUUGUAUAAACCAGUUAUGCUAAGCUCAUUUGCGAAAUGUCUUCAUCAGUAUCUCUUUUUUAAGUCUAGUUUCCAUCGCAAAUGCUUGAGAAUUGUACUACUGAAAAAAUAAUUAUCAUAAGAUAACAUGGACAGGGAUAUAAGUUCAUUACAUUAUAUUUUUUUUAUUGAUGUACUUGUGUAUCUCUACUUGUUAUUUAAUAUACAAACAAUACAUUACAAUAUUUAUUAAAAAAAAAGUAAAGUAGCAUAGCCUUUUAAAGGGACACUGUAGGCACCUAGACCACUUAUCCUAAUUUAUUUUAGCUAUGCUUUUCACGUUACCUCGUUUGAAUGCUUCUCAUGGAGAGCAUUCAAUUGGAGGAUCACAGCACUGGAAACACACACGUUUCUAAUCUCCAACACUCCUCUAGGAGGAGCAUUGGAUUGGACGAGAAGACAGAGAUUCAGCGUGACUUUGCGUGAUCAGGUUGCGGCACGGACUAGAUCUCGGCACUGGAAAAAAAAUGUAAUACCCUUUUUUGCAAUUAGAUUUAGGGUUGCCCUGUAUCUAAAUAUAAUGGUAAGUAGUACACUGUAGUGUUCACUACGGCACCCAAGGGGCUGUUACAAGUACUUUACAAUACAUGUAAUACUACUCACAAAACGUAUAGAGAGAAUAUUAGUGGAAUUAACACUGAGAGGCAUACUAAUAGGGUCUUCACAAGGUUAUAUAUUAAAUGGAUUUAUUCACUAAACAGUGACAUUUUGUGAAUUAGAAACCAAAUUGCAAAAUUCAGGCUAAAAUAUCAAAGUUGUGACUAUAGUUGUAGAUUUUUUAUUUGGCUAUUUUUGACUAAAUUUAGCAAUUUGCCUUUCAGUUUCCUACAAUUCAGUGUUUAAAGAAUAAACCCCAAAUGUGAAUUGAAAGUAACUCAAAGAGAGAUUCCUUUCAGUUCAUUUAUUGAGAACUAAAAUUUGAAAUUCCCUUUGAAUUCAUUUUGAUACUCCCUUAAGAAUAGGCUGCAGUAAUGGAUUUCUGUUUUAUAUCAAGGUUUUUGUUUUGGCUUUUUUUUUUUUUUAAAUCUGUACCUCUGUCUGUCUGCCAUUCCUCUGUUCCAAAGACUUUCUCAUGUCUUUCUUCUUGGGUAGACAGGAAGGAGUAAGGGGGAGGCUUUAUUACAUAAAGCAAAUCAUUAAAACCCCCCAUCCCUCUGAUCUGUCUGCUCUGUUGAACAGGGAGGAAAAUAUGAUCGUAAAGGGAUAGUUUACUAAAGUCGAACAUACAUGUCUGUGCAGUUAAUUCUUCUAAAAAAACGGUUAUAGGUUCUGAACCUACCAGUACAUUUUCACACUCCACAUUGACUGGGAAGUAGAAACCGGGAUGGAGAGACUGACCUAUGAGGGCAAUGCCAGUUAUACGAUUGUGUCAUUGGUGUAAACACAUGGAGACAAGCCUGCGUAUUAGCCUGACUUACAUUCAGUCACUGUGCUGGUUGGCCCCACCACAUGUGUAAAGUAGGUAAAGCACUCUGCCCAUGAACUGAAUCUGUGCAAUUUUUACAGCGAGAACCAGUCUAAUUACGAGCUAACGCUGUACCCCAUGGACAUACCAGAGAGCAAACCCAGAAAGGCAGGACGGGACCCAAAUUUGUGACCGUCCUUCCAAACAUGAGACUGUUGAUAAGUAAGCACUAAGCACCAAAAACCGGCAUUAGUUAUUGUAGUGGUUAUGAUGCAAGAUGUUUUUGCAUGUUGUUACUCCUUUUGUGUCAAAUCAUUUAGGAGACAAACAACAGGCAUCUUUAGGAACCCUUAACUGUGCAUGAGUUAGACAAAACCGAAUACUUUGAAAAACUAUUAUAGAUAAUCCUUAAACUAUCUGCAUGUUUAAUGUAAUAUUAAUUAAAAGCAUUCCUCAAAAUAGAUAAGAGCAUAACACGGAAGCCCUUAUACUCAAUUUAUCAGUGAAAUUCUGCAGAAAAACAGCUGCAUUUAAGUUAGAGAAGACUACCAGAUCUAUAACGCCUUAGUUUAAAAAUGUAGUGAAACAAUAAGCUCAGAUUUUUGCAUGAGAAUUUAUGAUAAAACAAUACAGGUUACAUCAUCUUUCGUGAAACUUAUAAUAAUUCUUGUGAAUCUCUAUAUAUCCAUCUUUACACGAUAACUUAUUGCUGCCAUGGUUUCUCUCAGUUUCGAUAGCAUAUUGUAUGCAUUUAAAAUGUGCCAUUGUUUAAGCAUAUGGAAUCCCUUUAAAUUAUGGUCUUUUGGUUGAUCCAUAAAGCUAUGGUUAUAUGAUCCCCCAGAAGAUGUAUCUGGUCCCAACUGAUGAUGCUUGUGGUUUCAAAAGAUGGGGCAGUAGAUCUUUUCUUGAUACAGUAUCUGUCGUUGUUUCUGUUAUCUGCUCUGAUGAUUGGAUUAGAACUUUGAUUUACUCAAAUGCCUUUCAUAAAAUCAAAAGCUGCUUAUAAAUGUUGUUGAAUCCUUGCUAUAAACACAGAUAACUACUUUUCAGAGGACCGCUGAGAUUUCUAAAAAUUACUGCUCAGUGCUGAACCGCAUAUCCCAUAAUCUCCUACUGGCCCGUAUAUAAGUAUAUAGACUAAGUAACAUUAGCAUCCUUAUGUGACUCAUACUCACAAUCUCAGAAUGUGAAAAACGUCAUUGCAUGUUUCAAUGACACCAAAGACAAUGGGGUUGCUCUCAUGCUUUUUAAAAAGUACCCAAUAAGUACUUUUAAUGCCUACAGCUGUCAACGAUUGUGGCAAUAUAUAUAUUUCCUUGGCCCUCCCUGUAUUGACCAUCCUCAAGCUACUUUUGUCCACCUCCCCUUAUACCAACCACCAUAUAGCAUUUACCAGUUUGCAAAGAAAAAAUCCAGUUUCAAAUUUAGUGCCAUAGCAGUUCCACCAAGACGCUAUAAAAUGUUCAAUAAGCAAAUGAUUACUUAAAAUGUGACCAUUUAAGCUAGCUUCCCUUAGUCUAUGCAUACACGUUACAAUUUCACAGCUAUCUAUUGAAAACUGCAUACCCUGUGCUUGCAUUUAGUAUUUUUUACAGUCUAGCAUAGAAACCAGGGGCUAUAUCAUUUUUAGUGACUUCCACUAACCUCUGAGCAGAUAGUAAUUACGAGUCACUAAAUCAUUAAUUCUCUAGCAUGGAAACAGUUCGCACUAAAAGCCAUUUUAACAAUUACCACCUUAUAGCUAAAUGAUUUACACAUGCAUUGGAAUGAGCCCAAAAUUGUUGGACUUUAUCGCGCCUUUAAAAUAUAUAUUAAAGGGACACUAAGCAACAUACGCACUACAUCAAGUUCUAAUUGGGGGUGCCCAAAUCAUGUCCAAAGUGACAAUCCUUCCACAUUACAGUGCCAUCUGUGUCCAAAAUGAAUGACAUUGUUUGACAGUGCUGUUGACGGGUAAACCUGGUGCUUUUAGCCAAUCAGUAUCAUGCAGACGAAAUGGACAAUGAGAUUUGGCAGUCCCUGGGCAAAGAUACUAUUUAUAUGAUAUUAAACUGGGUGACUGUGGCAGGACAUUCUAGGUAACAUAAUCACUAGUGGUUGUAUUGCUUAGAGUGACUGUUCAAUUACACUUUAAUUAAACGUUCUCCCUAAAUGGACCAUUUACAGGUUACGUUUAGACAACGAGAGGCUGCAGGGAGGUGUUGAAGCCGUGUGCAUAUUUAUGCUGUGUCAGUUUUAUCUCAAGAGUCAAAAAAAAAAAUAUUUUCUCUGUCUCUUUCCCUUGCCUUGAAACUGCCUGUAAACUUUCUCUCGGGUCAGUAGGGAGUAAUGUUUCCUGCAGAGGAUUUAUAUCCAGUUGGCUUCAAGCCAAGAAGAGAAACAUGGAAGAUCUAUAUUAAAGGACCAGUGUUUGCACUGAAUGGAAAGCUUAUAGCUGAAGGAAAAAUGCCUGAUGUAUGAAUUUUCAUAAAUUCACAAAUAAAUUCAAAAUAUAAAAAGAUUUUUAACUAGCAGCAUAGCAACUUGUCGAAGAUCAGUGUACUCCGGAAAUGUGAUUUGCAUCUAACAAGAUAGCAUAUAUUGAACACAGUUUUGUACAGGCAGAAUUACACAUUAUGCAUUAUACCAUGUGUAUACCACUCACCCCAUUAUUUUUAACACAUUGUGUAGAUUACACAUUUUUUUGUAAAUGUGCAUGGAACUAAUUUGAAAUAGAAAGUUAAAAAGGUACUGAGUUACUCAAUAUUUAUUGCAUAACUGCCAACUUUGGCCUGGUAGGAAUCGGGAUGGGACGUGGGUCUUCUGAGAGGACGUUACCAGUGACACAAAUUGUAUCACUCCUAAAUAGGCAUGCCUGUCCAGAAAAUAGACGGGUCCACCCACUAAAAGGAGGACGCCAUACUCGCAGUCAGCAUAUAGAGGAUCACACAGUGAGCGCUGGUAAAGGGGGUAUUUGGGGGUAUAUAUAUAUUAAGUUUUUUUUUUAAUGCAGUUUUUCUUUAAGAUGCAGAAUACUGGAAAAGUUUUUCUUCUUUAUUUGGGGGGGUGGGGGGGAGGGGUGAAACAUUGAACAUAAGAAAAUAUAGGUAAUUAUUUAAGCCAAAACUAGAAAUAGAAUUAAAGUUGUGUUGCAGUGUAUGAAAUGUCUCACAAGAAUCUGUGUAAAUCGCCGUAGACCAUGGCACAUAUUGAUCACAUCUGAAAUAGUUCUAUAAGCAUAAUCUUAAUUCUUUCACUUUAUAUAAAGUCAUACUGUUAUUCCACUUAGGAAGUCUUUUAUAAACCCGUGGAAUAUCAAAUGUUGCAGUCAGAGGCGUAACUAGAAAUCACUGGGCCCCAGUUGCGAAAAAUCCACCCGUCCCCUCCAUCCUCUCCCAUAGUCCCUCCAUGUGUCUCAUUCCCUCCCGAUAGGUCCUCCAUGAGUCCCAUUCCUUCCUAGCCCCUCCUUGCAUCUCAUUUCCCCCCCCCCCAGAUACUCCAUUCGUAUCAUUUCCCCCCCAUCCCCUCCACCUUCUCCUGUACCUGCUUCUCGCUUCGGUACCUGGUUUGACAGGAAGUGCUCUCCCUGCGAGCACUUCCUGUCAGACCACUUGGCCGCACUACACAGAGGCAGGAGGGGAGCAGCACAUCUCUCCUCUCCUGUCGGCAACCGGGGGCCCCCUGGGCCGGUGCGGUUGUGCACCAGCUCAGGUGUUAUGCAGAUGGGCCAUGGUCACAGGGGGUCCCAGCCACGACUCCUGCGACCAUGGUAGGCACGCAACUGGUGGCAGUGCUAAGUGGUACAGUAUUCUAGGAAAAUGCAUUUGUCAAAUGUAUGCUUCCUGAAGGGCUACUCAACUUUAAAAUAUAGUUAGGAAUGCAAACCUGUAUUCCUAAUGCUUAAGUGUCACUUUAGGGUGUCUCUAAUUAGAGCAGUGCAACCCCCUCUAUAUGUGCAAUAAAAAUUAAGAAAAUAAAGACAUAGGUCCCAACAGUCCCAGAUUUGGCUGGACAGUCCUCCAUUUUGGGGUGCAAUCUCAGAAAAUACAAGUCACGGGUACCUGUCACACAUCACUCAGUCAAUGGCAUUAGACCCUAAUGUUUAGGAUUUUAUUAAGAGGCGGGAAAGAGACCAUGUUUUUGAAGAGCAGCAUGUAUUGCAAGUAACUAAAAGGACAGGAUUUUGGUUUAUUUAAGUCCAAUGUUCAGUGGCAGGUGCAAAGGUCCUAGUGCAACACAACAACAAAGUCACAUAGAUUACUCCCAUGUUUAUGUAGUUAUGCUAGGCACCAAUAACAACAUACGACAUCUAGUGUAGAUACUGAAUAGAAAGCCACACCAUCAAAGAAUACUAAAGUUUUGUUUGGCAGAUACAGAGUUGUAAACUAGAUCCUUCAGAUUAGCAUACAGACUCCAAGAAAAAAAUACAGCAAAGCUAACAAAAACACAAAUCUGAAAACAUAGAGUUUUCAGUAGUACCUGGUUCAGGUGGUAAACAUCAAGGGUUUCGAUGUACAGGAUUCCAUCACUUUGCAAUAAUCCUAAAAUGUAGCUAAAGUUUAAAAUAAAAGGUCCUUACCCCGGACAGCCUGAUCAAACAUAACUUUUAGGGCAGGUCAGGAUGCACAAGAAAACAAACUGCCACUGAUGGCAUAGGCAGUCCUGAUCGAGAAUUUUAUAUGGUCUUUACUCUGUCUUGAUAGUCAUAUGCCAUCGGUGGUCAGGAUCAGAUGGGCUCUCUGGUCUGGAGGAUGUUGCAUAGCAAGUGGAGUGGAGGAAAUGAGUUCUCAUUGCAAGACCAAAAUCUUGGUUUGGAGCACAGAAAGACAUAUAAAGAGAAGGCUCAGUAAUCAGAAUGAAUUCCACCAGCAACAUAAAUCCCAUCGACUAGGCAAGAAACCACAAUGGCUGGCUGCAUGCAACGUCAGCUGAAAUAAUCCACAGGAGACACUGAAACAAAGCUUUGCAGAUAGAAAUCCGUCUGAACUCCCAUCCAUCGUUUAUAGGCAUUCUAUCUUGGAUUUGUGAGCGGCUAACAUAGAGGUUGGGAUAUAGAUACUUAUGCCUGCAUAGUGCUGGGGAACCACGGGAAAACCAGACAUGAUCUGAAAUAUAAGUGACAAAUCUGGUCUAAUUUGGCAGCAUACAAUAUGUUUAUUCUUAAAUAGAUUAUUUUAUAGAACACUUGACCAGGCAUUGCCCAGUAUUGCAUUCCUUUUCCAUAGGUAGGCAGUGACUGAUCAUGAUUAUUUGCAAAUUAUUACCAUUUAUUUUUAAUGUGCCAGACAAUUCCAUAAACGUGCAAUAGACGCUUAAAGAGACACUGUAGGCACCCAGACCACUUGAGCUCAUUCAAGUGGUCUGGGUGCAAACUCCGAUCACCCUUAAACCAGCAGUGGUAAUUAUUGCAGUUUUUAUAAACUGCAAUAAUUACCUCUGAGGGUUAACUCCUCCUCUAGUGGCUGUCUACCAGCCACUAGAGGGACUUCCAGAAUUGAAACUGACUUUUGGUCCGUUAUCUGAUGCUGGACGUCAUCACACUCUGCAUGAGGAACUGCAGCGUCAGAUUUUCCCCAUAGGAAAGCAUUGAAUAAUGCUUUUCUGUGGGGAGACCCUAACGCGAGUGCGGCCAUUUUGUUUCCCCCCCGCCAUGCGUGGGCAGAAUUGAGCCAGCUCUGAGGGACAUCGGUGCUGGAUUCAGGUAAGUGACUGAAGGGGUUAUUGACAGAGGGGAAAUCUGUUGUGCCAGGGAAAUUAGUUUGUUUUUCUGGCACUAUAGUAUCCCUUUAAGCACGAUUUUGUACUAUUGACAAAGAGAAAUAGUGCAACGAGCAUGAGGUUGUCAAUUCUGAAACUCUCAAUUUUACACAAUAAAUAAGUAAUACUAAAUAUAAUGGGGCCAAAUUGUCCAGAAAUAGGCCGCAGAUAGUGGCAUAUGUAUACAUUUAUUCACAAGUGUUAUUUUUGGUUUUCUGUUAUUUAUUUCUUAACCCUCCAUAUACUGAUUUGCUUUAUUCAUUUGAAUUUGUAACACAACUGUCUGAUUGUUUCACUGUACACCAUUAAAUGUAGUCCUAUGGCCCUAUAACAUAUUCAUCCUCAAGGCACCCCCACCAGUCCAGGAUUUAUGGAUUAGCCAGUUGUUGUAGUUUCUUUUUUUCUAAAAACACCUAGACACAACUGGGUAAUCCCUAAAUCCUGGACUGGCAGGGGUGCCUUGAGGACUGGUUUGGGGAACACUGCUUUAAAGGAUUUUCUUACUCCAACCAAUAAAAUAUUUUUAAUACCUUUUGGUUAGUUACUUUUUGGUUAGAGUAACCCUUACUAGCAUUAAAGAUAAAGUCAGCCUGAUUAUUUUCCAGUGACGUCACUCCUCCUUACUGAAUGUGAGGGACAUUCGGGAGGAUGGGCUGAGUGGAGGACUUGGGCGGCACUAAUGGGGUGGCCAUGCUGUCAUGGUUGUAUGCAAAUAUGCACAAAUUUAAUAUUAGCCUGACCAGAACUCUUGUUUUGGGUUUGCUAAUGUCGCUACUGGAAAUGGAGUUACACCUCUGGAAGUAAAGGGCUUUAACACUGAAUGUGCCUCACUUCAAACUGACAAUGCUGCCCAUAAAGACUCCCAUACUAAAGUGAUCAUGGUGUGUGGAAUAACCGUUAUAAUUAUUUUCAUAAACAAACAGAUGUAAAGAAAACCUAUAGCGUUAGAUUUACAAACUAUAGUGCCCUGUAAAAGGUUUACCCCCUCAUUCCCCCCCAGGUAAGAAGUAAAAAUGCAAUUUUACAUUCUUUUUCUCCCUCUCAGAGUUGGUCUCAGCCAAACACCGCACUGUGCCAAUGACAUGGGCUCUAUGAGAGGGGUUAAAAUGACACCCAGGCCACUUCAUUGAGAUUAAGUGGUCUGGAUGCCUGUAGUAUCACUUUAAGGCUUUAGGUUACCUUCUAUGUAUAAUCCCCCAAAAAUAUUUGGUCAACUCACUUCCUCUUUCGAUAAACUGAAUUUAUACAGCUUCAUGGGAUGCAGCUUUACCUAAAGCCAUCUGCUCUAUGUAAAUUAUUACUCAUGCCAUAAAGCUCAGGAUUAUUGAAAUGUUUUGAUAGGUGGCAAACAGAUACAAUGCUAGCUAACCCUCGACCUUUCGGAAGGGUUCCUGGCACUCAUUCACGAUGUCAUAAUCUUUUCUAGAAUUCUCAUGAUUGAACUAGUCGCAUUGCAUUUAUCAUGCGCCAGUCUGUCCAAAGUAGAUUAAUGGAGUUUUUUUUCAUAUUACAUAUUGAAGGAUUGAGUUUAUCACAUAUCGCUAUAUUGCAGAUUGGUUGUGAUAUCAAAGAACAACUACAUCUUGCAGUGGGAUUCUGUAAAUGCAAAUAGGCGGUUUAUCUUUUUGUCGAGCUUAGGGAGCAUGCCUUAAAAUGAGUUAUUUAAAAUUACAGAUAUAUGAAAUACAUAUCAUUAUUGUGCCUACCCACUGAGGAUAACUUUUUAGCUUGUUUAGCAAUGUAAGUAAAUCAAGUUUCAGCAAAUGUGAUAUGUCACUUGUGUCACUUGUGUUUUCUCCAAAACCUCAGAGACAGGUUCACAAUUAUCCUCAAGUCUAAAGACCCGUGGUAUGAUGAGAUACCUGUUUAAUAUCCAAUCCCUAUGGUUGAACAGUUGCCUAUUAAUGGCAAACUAUCACCUAACUCCUAUUUUUUAAAUGAUAUAUAUAUAGUAAAAUAGGCAAAAAAGAAUUGAAGAUUUUAACCAUUCCAGCUCCCUGUUGAAAUGGUGUACGGUAUGUAGAGCCAAACACCUCAUCAGAAAGAGACCUUUAAUCAGGGAAAUAAAUCACUAUUGCCAAUGCACUGCAUUUUUUAAAUUCCUUUUUUUAAUUCAUCACUCAGUUGUGGAUAUUAAAGUAAAUUAAACCUAUAGAUUCAACGUUUCAGUGGUAAAAAUUUAUAUGGCUUUAGAAAUGUAAAGGUUUAGAUAGUGUGCAUUAAUCUGAAGAUAUAGUCACAUCAUAAAGUAAUGCUCCCAGAGCACAGAGAAGGAUAACCCCUAGGCAGGUUAUCAGUUUGGGCCCUCCCUAUACAUAGGGGUGGUUAAUGGGGCCAAGCAAAUUCAUGAUUCCAGGGCCCAUACCUAACCUCUGGGCCCUAGCUGGCUGCCAAAGGUUGCCUUAUGGUUAAUCCUGCUCUGCCAAAGCAUGUUCCCCCAAAAACGUUUGCUUAAAACACAGUUAGUGUCAAUUUGACAAAUUUGAUUUAUCCAGUUUACAAUGCCCCAAAAUCUGCAUUACAAAUAAAUGAUUAACAUAUUACUAAAACUAGUUUCGUAACUGGUGCUUUCUAACAAUGACACUUUUUUUUCCAAAUUAGUUUGCCUACGUUUCUAAACUAGUUAAUCACAGUGACAUUGGGUUUCUGUGCCGUGUCUAAGCAGAGAAAUACAUUUUGUGCAUCUAACCAGUUGUAUGUCAGCAUUAGUGCUGCAAGAGCAAGCACUAAGGUAAACACGUAGAGACACUAUUGGCAGCCUGAUUUCACAGAGGACAAUAGGCUUUGUCUACAACCUUCCUUCGCUGCCAAAAUAUAUAUUACUGGAAUCAAAACUUUUUAAAAAGGCAUCUGCUGUGGGUAAUUUUACCCACAAGAAGGAUCCAGAAAAGGUGGAAAAAAAGAAAAACACUUAAAUAAUAUUAAUGAUAGAAGUAAAUUCGGGAUAGGGAAUGGUAUUGACAGAAAAGGCAGAUAGAGACUUGACAUAAGAGUGUACAUAAAAAAAACAAAAAAACGUGGACACCUCAGUAUUCAGUCAAACAUUGUUUACCAUCUUUUUAAGUUCUAUAUUAGAACAACAAAAUAAAAGUAUCAGUAACAGUACCAUCACACUCAAUGGGAUCUUCUUCAUUAUAAAUACCAAAGCAUGACGUAGCCAAAAAAAAGGGUCCACAGAGGUUCUGUCGAGAAGUAUGGAGUCUCUAGUUAUCUAACAGGAAACCAGUGUCAAAUUCCCAUUGACCAUUGUCCAUUACAUCAUAUGACAAGAGGGAGGAGGGAUAGUGAUGUGAUGCCCAACGUCAGCCCCCUUAUAAUCCCACUAUGCCACUCAGGUAAAGGCACAAAGUGUACAGAGUCCCAGAUGCUCUGGGGGAGGUUCCCAGUUUUAAUAGAAUCCCUGCCACAAGUAUUCUUACACCAGUGCGCCCGUAAGAGGAAGACAAACUAGUAUCACCAGUGUAUUAUUACUCAGUCCCGUUCUAUAUAAUACUAGAGUGACUGUAAAUAUUUCUUUACUCUCAGCUCAUCUGAUGAGGGAGUUGGGGCUAACUUACAACAUGCUGAUCAAAAUAUAUAUAUAUAUUUUUUUUGUUUAAUUUUUUUUAAAUCUCUUAUCCCAAAGUUAUCUUAAGUCUUUGGCAAACCCCCAGAGAUUUGGCUCUUGCUAUCCACAGCAUCUGGAAGCAAUCAGUAUAAACAAUAGAGCACCCCCCUAUCCAAACUCCAGUGAGACAGCAAGAGGGAACAUGAGAACUCCUAGCCUCCUGUGGACACCAUGUGGUCUAUUAUUUCAAACUCGCAAACCUGUGUGCCUUCCUCUCUCCUUGUUUUACUUGGCACCGAGCUACCCCCUUUCCACAAUAGAAUCCAGCUGUCAUUACGUUGUACAUUAAGCUCCAAGCUACCAAAGUUCUGCAAGGUAUGGCGGAGCGAAAAAUUCCAAUCCCAUUUAUCUUAUACUAUCUUGAUUCUAGGAUUCGUACCAAGUAGAAGUUUAUGUAAAAUACCAGAUUAGUGGAGAAAGAGCAGGACACUUGGCUAAAAAUAGAACUUAUUGUACUCAGUUUAAAGCAAGAAUUAUAUGAAAUUGUGUAGCAAGACCUUCUAUUGUAAUAUUUUAAUAUAUAUUAUAUUGUACGUCUGAUUAAACAUUAUUAUUUUUGUUAUUAUUAUUUAUAAAGCGCCAACAAAUUCCACAGCUCUACAAUGGCAGAACUAACAGACAUGUAUUUGUAACAAAAUGAAUUGGGUGGACGGGGGUGUUGGCGCCCUGCUAAAACGAGAUUUUAUUCUGCUUGCAUCCCAGAUUACGAAUUAAUCCAUUGUACAGCGCUACGGAAUCUGAUGGCACUAUAUAAAUAAUAAUAAUAAUCAUUAUUGAAUGCAGUGUUUUGACAAUUACUUUACCGUCCCUUAGCUUGUAUAUGGAAAAUUGCAAUGUUCUAGCAAAUCAACCAGUUUUCAUCCAAUUCAAAUUGCCUUUGGGAUAAUAUUAUAAUUAUAGCUAACUCUUUAAAUAACACCAUAGGAUUUAACAAAAUAAACCCAAUGCACGCAAAAAAACAUCUUGCUUAGCCAAAUUUGUGUAUAAGUACUAGAUGUUGCUUUUACCCAAUUUAAUGGUACUUACUGUAUAGUCCUUGCAAGGUUGAAUGGCUAAGCUGGCCCUUUGAGGUUUACUGCAAUAGGUAUUGCCUUUAGAACAUUUAGCUAACAUACUAUGUCUAGAUGUCCCAUAAGGAAAACCGAAAGCCAACAGGGUGACAAUGAAAAGAAUGAAACAUUAUAGUAGAUUUUGCACAAAAGUAACCUCAAAGGGGAUGUCUGGCCAGCAUAUUUAUCUACAUUUUAUGAUGAAGGUAGAUAAAUGGGAAGACUGGUAGCAUCACAGAAAUGCAUAAAUGUCUUUUAGUCUUUCAUGCCAGCUGCAUUCUAAGGAUAGGAUGACCGAGCAAUGUAUGCAAUGGCGGAGGAACAGCACUACACACAUGUAAUGUGCGUCUCAACUGCACGCUCAACGGGGAAAAGGCAGGGCAAGGACUAAUUUUACAAUAUUGACAUUAACAUUAUUUAGAACACAUCAGCAUAGUAGCUCAACAGUCUUUGUAUUGCAAGGAGGGGAGGGGUGACUUUAUUGUUUUGCCCCAAAGCCCUUGUGUUCAGAGCCAAAUACGUUUAUCCAAACCGUUGACUUGAACUAUAUUCACAUUUUCCAAAGGUGGCAUCCUGAGAUAUAAACAAGUUAGAUAAUGUCUAGGUCAGAAGUCAGCAACCUAUGGCAUGUCUGUUAUGCAUGACACUCAAGGUUCCUUUGCAUGGCACUUAAGGCUGCCAGAGUCAAACAGGCUCUUGCCUAUCUGGAGUGGGACUUCAGCUAUCUGCUAGUGCAAACUGAGCGGUGAUUGCAGGUUGUAAGGGACAAUCCUCAAUUUACGCAUUGCAGCCCUUAGAGGAAGUUUAGAUCAAUUCCUCUGAACUUUUGAACAGGACUCUGCACUGCAGCUAUCGCAGCUCCAGCCCUUGACCUGCACCUGGCCAGCUGGUCCCCACUGGACACCAGGGAAGCCACCCACACUGCUAGAUAAACACAGAGCUGCAGAAGAAUCCUCCCCCUUGUACAAAUAAUACAAAUAGCCCACAUACAAACACACACAGUACCCACAAACACAACACCACUGACAAUCCACAUACAAGCACAAAACUCCACAAACAGCCUCACAUGCAAUACCACAAGCAGCCCCACAAAUACACACACCACCAAACACACUCUGUGGCAUAUAAUCCACGCACCCAAUUCCACAAGCAGCCCCCAUUCAUAGGUAUCAUACAUAAUACCACAAACUACUCAUGAACAUAUAUAACAACACGUACGCACAAAUACAAUGCUACAAAGCAACUGCAGCACCCAUAAAUAACACAAGCCAAAUACAGCAACAUACACACCUCAAUUCAAAAAUCUUGAAGCACGCAAAUGGUCUUCAAGAUUUUGUUUAAGAUCAGUACUACUAAAAAGCUUAGUCCCGUUUAGGUUAUUGUUUCAAAUAUAGUGCUGGAUGGUGGAUACCCCAAAGGAAAUGUUAAUUAACGGCAGUAUUUCUAUUCUUUGGAAAUACUCAAUGAGUUUCAGCAAAGCAGAAACUAAAAAUCUACAGACAUUGCUCAAUAUCAGUAAUGCCACAAAAAAGUGUCAGGCAUACGUAAAACAUUGUUUAAACAUGGUGGUAAUUCACCAAUGCAUGAAGUAGAUUUUUUUUCAUCAAGUGAUAUUUAAGUGUUCUAUUUCUCUAAACACAAGGCAUGGUUACGGAAUAUAAGUGGUAUGCAGAUCACUUAUUUUAAAGAACAUACUCUGAUUUCUAAUAGGUUUCUAUCUUUAUGUACGAGGCAAGGAAGGGGAUCAUAGAAUUUGGAAGCCACAGAAGUUAUUUUAACCAAGAGAAACUCUAUCAAACUAUUAGAAUCUCUUUUAAGUGGCUUGGGGAUUACAAGGUCAUUAAAUGUAACUUCAAAGACUACCCAUGUAGGGCUAUUUUUUUAUAUUUAAUAUUAGUUAUUGAUGCAUUGCUGCAAAUGCGUUGUCAUUGAUGGUCUUAACCUUAACAAAAAGAAGACCAGAAAUACAAUCUGUGCAAAACAUUACCCUGACAUAUUUCCAGGUUUUCAUUCACAAGGACCAAUUCACAAACUCUGAAUCAUAAACUCGAAAUCUCUGUCCAUUCCAGAACAGCCUGGUACUUGCAGCAUGUACCACAUAUACGUAUUUUCCUUUCAUGAUGCCAUUUUGUCCACAUGAAGCACUAUGGUAUAUGAUAUUGUCCCAAAUAUUCAACAAAUGUUCUCCCUUGUUAGGUCAUCUGCAUUACAAAAACUGAAAACUCUCCUCACAAACACAAAAAAAACAAAGUAAAUUACAAAAUGUUAUCUUGGUAAUUUAUUGAGCCUAAAAUUAGACUUCACUUUAAAACACUUCACAUCACCAAGCAAGGUUAUUCACUAAAGUAUCGCUGUUCGGUGAAUUCAAAGUAUUUAGCUUAAAAUUUGAAAUGCACUUUGAAAACAGAAAAUUGACUGUAAAUAAUCUGGUAAACCUUAAAUUAUGAAGGGCUGCAGCAGGUUUUGAAAGGAAAAGAAAUACCAAUUUCUAGUUUGCCAGAGUUUGAUUUUUCCACCGUGGAGCUCACGGUUUAGACACAGCCCCAGGGUAUCAACCUUGACAAACCACACACCACAGUGAACUCUUUACCAGAGGAGAUCUAAGGCAAACCACACACACCCACACAUGGAGAUCAUAUCUGCUUCCAACCACAGCACUGAUUAAAAUAAGGCAAGCCUUCUGAUGCUGUGAGUCCUUUAACCAGAACUUUGAUAAGGACUUAUUAGAUCGUUGCACUGAACAGCAGUGAGUAUGCUAGAUUGCCAACUCCACAUGGGCAUUGAGCAAACAUGCAGAUCAUAUGUAACGUGUUUUUUUUUCACAGGCCUUCCAAUUUUCCCAAUUUUGUCAGGACAGUUCCAAUUUUCGGGUCAUGUCUCUCUGGUACCGACUUUGGAGUGUCCCCACCAAGCAUCAUUAGACAUGCUUGCACUAUUUUCAGGGUACAAGGACCCUGUAGAAUCUAAUUUUAGUUGACAGACAGCAUGGCAUGCAUUCACGUCUGGCUGGCCUGUCAAUUCUAUGGGCGAAACGAACCCUAUAGGCAGAACAUGUGAAUAUCACUGGCCCGCCUCCUUUUUCUUCCAUCGCUAUCCCGUGGGGCACGAUUUUACACAUUAUUACUAUUAUUAUUUAUAUAGCGCCAGCAAAUUCUGUAGCACUGUUUUCUUUUUUAGUAUCCUUUUUUUUUAACAAACAAACAAACAUAAGCAUUUCUCAAAGUCUCAAAACAUUCCAUCGGAAGUUGGCAAUAGGGAAAAAUAUUGUGAUUGUAGAAACUAUCCAAGGAGGGGUGUUUUAUAAUUGUCCCUAUCUAUCGGAAGACAAUUCUGUGCAUGAAUUUACUGUUUUGUGACCUUGGCUUUAUUGACCAUGCUUGAUUUCUGUUAUCCUGACCUUGGCUUGACUAUUGAUUCUGCGGAUCUCUGUGUACCCCAGCCUUUCUCUUGUUUACUCUGUUUGUAUUCAGUUUAUCUGUUUUCGGUACUAGCACAGCCAGUCUAAGGACUGUUAUAUGUUUCUUUACGGUUUCUUUUAGGUUUGUUUGUUAGGCUCUCUCUAUUUAUGACAAUGUCAUCGUCACUUAUGCCAGAAGGAAAAUGGAUGCAAAAUCAUUGAACUUUUUGUUGAACAGUUGUUUUGCUAAACUAAUCCAUAAUUUGUAUAAACUGACAGUAAUGAGGUGAAAUCUGUAUGACCAUCUUGACAUUCGCUGUUUAUGUGAAUUAUACUUGUGAUUGUAUUUUCUGGAAUUUAAAAAUUAAAUGCGUGAAUUUUGCAAGGAUUCUUCCUAUCUCGUUGCACAACUCGCCUUGUAUAAUUCUUUGUCAGAAGUAUGCAGGUAGCUCGUUUGGACAGACUCUUCUCAUACUACACAAUAAAUUCUUCUUUCCAAAACGUUGGCAUAUUUUGAGUACGUUUUGCUAAAACAAGGAUGUGGGAUCAUAAAUAUUCAUAGAUUGUAAAUUUGUUUGAGCGGGUCCUUUUUCACCUCUUGUUAUUAGUUUGUAUGUCAAUUACUUGUUUUCAAAUAUCCCCAUUCUAUAACUGUAAAAGUGCUACAGACUAUGUUGGUGCUAUGUAAAAUCUAAGCAGUUUCACCUUUGUGGACACCUACUGAUAAUGGCAAUUAUUAUUUUCUCUAAACCAAUCAAUCUUUGUGAUAUUUUUCACCUGAGUCCAGCCCCGGACAUCGGGCAUACCGGGCAAAUGCCCGGUGGGCCGUGAUGGCCAUGGGCCGAGGCCAGCAGGAGAGAUCACCAUUACACACACAGCACCCUAGAUCCCUAUAUACAGUCUGAAUCCUCUAUACACAUACAUACACACACAUGAUGGUCCUUUACAUACUAGAUCCCCUACACACACAUUGCACCAUCUACACACACUACAUUCCUGACAUACAAACUCUGGAUCCCCUAUGCACAUACUACAUUCCUUGUAAGCAAACACAUACUACAUUCUCUAAACACACACUCUCUACAACCCCUACACACACUAUGUCACCUAUACACACACACACACACACUACAGCCCGUAUACACACACUCACUACAUCUCCUAUACACACUAUGCCCCCUAUACACACACACUCUACAGCCCGUAUACACACAUAUUACACCACAAACACGAAUGAAAUCAACCUAUUUACACAAUACCACGCCACAAUCAGCUCACUCUAUACACACGCAAUCCCACAAGCAGACCCCAAACACAUGCACCAUACGCUUUCCUGGCCCUUUUGUCCUCUGGUAUCCCACUUAUGGAGACACCAGAGACAAGUUUUUCUCACGCUAGAGCUCUUCAGUGGGGCUCUGCGCAUUAAACUAACAUGCUCACUUUGAGAGGGGGCGUGCUUGUCAUUUGAGGGGGCUUCUGAGGGGGCUGCUGUGAUUGAAAAAUGCCCGAAUGUUUUUCCCAAUCCGGCCCUGCCUGAGUCUAAACAAGCCUGCAUUCUAUAAAACAUGUUAACUCUUUAACUGCCAGUUUAGCAUUUGCAGGGUUUAUUUGUCUUUAUUAGUACAAACUGCACAAGCUAACAUGUAUGCAGGACCAGUGGAUCACACCAAAAAAUGCACUGGAGAGAACAUGGUCACACAAAAAUGUUUUCUGGUCUGCAUUAAGCUCACAAGCUCAUUGUUAACCAAUCCUGUGCUAUUGUAAACAGAACGUUUAAAGUGCAAAUAUUUAAAAGAUAAUAUGGUCGAUUGACGAUUCUUGAUUCUCAGAAAGCCUGGAGAGUAUGGUCCUGCUACAGCUGGAGGUGAUGACUAAUUUUCAGUGGUAUUUCAAGCUACACGUAUAGGCUACAGCCUGCUUAUUGCAGUUUUGUACAGUUUCAGGCCCUUGUUGUCACUCCCUAGGGAACAUAACUGGCUUUAAUUUGCUAGGGGCUGGAAGCUUGCGUGAGUGUGUAUAUUAUGCAUUGGGAUUCUUUAUUUCCACGCCCUGACUUCUUUCACCACAGUGUACGUCAAUAUUGUUAGCACAUUUUUUUUGUUUGUUUAACUUUAAACAAAAGGGAUCCCGUGAACUUUUUUAUAACAUCUAGAAAGCUAGUCUACAAUCAUAAAUAGAAGGUUAUAUACAUUAUACAGCACUCUCUAUGGGUAGAUACAUGGAUCACGUACUCCUAAGAGACUCACAAAAGAUGUUGGUGUGUCCAUUUCCUCCCCGUGUGAAAACCUGUUUCCUUGUAGUUUGUCCUUUUAACUAUGAAUGUCCUAUAGAUGCAGCCCCAUGUUUAGUAUCUAAUUUAGUAUCUAAUACCAAGAUAUAGGAUUAAUAAAUGCAAAAAUAGAUAUGUAUGUAAGUAUUUUGCGGGUGUUCGGAUAGCACCUCACAAUACCCAAAACUUUUUUUUAUUUUUAUUUUUUUAUUCUUUAUUUUUAAGGUGCAGGAGUAAUAUGUAAGCUUAGGUAAGCACACAAAAUAAUAAGCAUAUUAAUACAGAAUAUGGCAUUGGUGGUUUCAGCACAUUUUAAGUAAUAAAAUAUAUGUCAAGCUAAGCAUACCUGUUUCGAUAGAGGACUGAAUCAAAUUAAUUAUAUAUGAUAAGAGGCUGCCUAAGACAGGGUAAGUGAGAACGGUAGCAAUAUAUUAGUUAAAGUAUUCAAGAAAACAAGUUUGAACAAAAAGGAAUUGUGCCACUGGUGCACACUGUUGUUGAAAGAUAUGAGGAGUAGAGGCAAGCCCCAGACCCACAGACUCCUGGCCUUAAUACAAAAAAUAUAGCAAUACACUAUAAGUCCACAUGGUCACUCAGUUUAUUCUUGGAAGUGAGGCAGGCGAUUCUCUGGUAAUUCAGUCCGCCGGACUGUGGAGUGGUACUUUGCCAGCCUCAAUUGUAGAUGUGGCACCGCACUGCACUGCCAGAUAUCCUGCCAAAUGCAACUUUUGGAACCAGGCCUCCAGACAGUCCCGCAGCACGUUGUAGACAAUGCUGAGCGAAGGCUUCCCAGCUGCAUGAAGUGCGCUAGUUAGUGUGGUCAGAGUAGAGUCGUGACGGUGGGACUUGGAAGGGGGUAGUCUAUUAGGUAGAGCCCGCUUUGACCUCUGUCCACGCUCUCCCACCAUCCGGUAGAGAUGUCAUGGAGACAUUGCUGGGUCUCUGCCGCCUGGAGCUUGAAUCUGUGCUGCCAUUCCUGGUCUUGUAGGCACAGCAGUCGCAGUUCGGGCAUUGAUUCUGACCUGAAAUGCUGUGCACAGGUUGUCAAACUCCUCCAGCAGAGAGUCUAGAUGAAUAGGCUUCUGCACGGUGAUGGCCAUCUAAGGGAGCAGGCCUCUGGCACCAAGUUCGCAGUUGACUGGUAAUUCUGUUUGCCAAGGACAAGGGGCACAUCAGUGGGGACCAGGUUAACUACUGCCAGCCAGAGCCAGACUGGGAACUAAAAGCAGCCCUGGAAAAAAUUUAUAUACCAGCCCCAUAAUGCAUCGCGCCAGCAUAGUGUGCUGAUACAGAGUUAGAAAAGAUAACUUAAAAUUAAAAAUUAUUACUCCAACGUGAAAAAAAAACACUCAUAGGCUUCAAAAUAAACAAAAGUGUAGAUUUAUUUUAAGCAGACGUGCCUUUGCAUGUAAUCAUUGUUUCAGGCCAACUACCUUGACAUAUUAAGGAAAGCUUGGUAACGGGACUGAAAUGGUGAAUGUAUGUAGGGCACAACUGUAACAAAUUGAUGUUAUCUUGUUUAUUUCCAAGUUCUGUGCGUGCGUUCUUCACUUUAAAUAUGUUAUUGUGCUGGAGUAUGCACCUAGCAACAAGACUGGGCAAAUAUCUGCUCAUUACAUAUGUUACAUAUUAAUUACAUUUCUCUGUGUAUUAUGCAUAUAUAAAUGUACAUUAAUAUAUGUGUAAAUAUUAUAGGCAUAAUUAUAUAAAUAACGAAUACACACAUUAAUAUACAUGUCGUAUAUAUAUAUAGCUGCUAUGUGUGUCUUUCUACCUCCAGCCCCUCUGUGUGCCUCUUUGUCUCCCCCCAGUUCCUCUGUAUGUUUCUUUCUCCCCCUCACUGCUCCUCUGUGUCCAUGUCUCCCUUCUUCUUCCCAGUCUCUCUCUUCCCCCUCUGUCAAAGGGGGCCGGCUGCGUUCCAUGCUGGUGGUGCCGGGCAGGGUGGUCGGAUAGCCGAUUCGGCGGCACACUCACUAAUGCGGACAGCAAUGAGCUAUAAGCAUAGGAGAACUGAAGGAGGGAGCAUGUCACUCUAUCUUGCUCCCUCGCCGACGCGGUUCCCACAAGUCCCAGCACAGCCACAUCAUGAUAGAGAGACAUGCUCCCUCCUUCAGUCCUCCUAUGCUGACAGCUCACUGCUGUCAGCAUUAGUGAGUGUGUCGCUGGACCGUCUAGGUUGCCACCCAGCCCGGUGGCACCAGCGUGGCCCCCUCAGAGUAUGCUACCGGACCGGCCACCCAGUGGCACCUACAUGCGCAGCCCCUAGGUGCCGCGGCCCACCGGGAAAUUUCCCAGUAUCCCGGUGGGCCAGUCCAGCCCAGCUGCUGGCCCAGAGGGUGGGGCGAGAGGCCCCUUAUGAGGCAGGAACAAAGCUUCAACAGAGGAUUGGCCGCCUGAGUGACUGACACUCGAAUUGUCCCUAGGCAGUAAUGUAAACACUGCAUUUUCUCUGAAAAGGCAGCAUUUACAUUAAAAAGCCUGUAGGGACAGACUGUAGGAACCAGAAUAACUACGCUAAACUGUAGUUAUUCUGGUGACUAUAGUGUCUCUUUAAAUAACUAUACCAAUACUUUAAUCCCACGUGUUGUUAAACUAUUUAAUUUCUCUCCUAAAUAGAGAGCAAGAAAUGAAAACUAGGAAAUUAUAUUUUGAAGAAAUUUCAGAAGUCAACAUUAUAUGUUCAUACUUGGAAAUUGCCUUGGGUUUUACAAAUGACCUCCAAGUCAAAAAUAAUUACACUUUUGCCUCUUUUGGGUAAUUUUGUUCUUAUCCAGGUAUAACAUUUCCCUCUCUUCUCUUGGGGAGGAAGAUGUAUAGAAUUUCAGAGGGCUUGAUCCUGGCAUGUUCCCAAGAAUAAAAUAAUCAUUCAUAAAGACUAUUCUUCGAGAGGCGUAGAAUAUGAAAAUGGUACAAAUAUCUGGAAGUACACCUUAGAAAGAGAGCCAAGUUGCAUACAGCAUAUGUAUGGUUUGAGGCUUACCUGAUAAUAACAAACAGCCCAGUUCACUAAACAGUAAACGGAGUUGUGUAUAUAUUGAUAGCUUUCAUCGUAUGAUUGCCAUCAGCCUAUUGAGCAGUUCAAAUCAUUCUAUGUGAUGAUUGGACAGCUCUAUGUGCAUAAACUACUUUGCUACUACUGCAGAACAGAGAAUAUGGAAUAAGAACGGCCUCGGAGGUGCUCUUGAGGGAACAGACCAUGAGGCAAUGCACCUAUAGAUACUUUAAAAGAUGAGUAACAUUAUUGGUUUGAAAUUUUUAUUAAGUUUUUGACAAUUUAUGUUAAUUCAUUAUUUAUAUAAUGCAUUAAAAAGUAUAUGGUCACAUUUUUGGUAGACAAUGUCAUUUUAAGGAUGCAUAAUUUACUGUUGCACUAUAGAAUAUUGCUAUUUAAUGUUGUUUGUGUAAUGCAUACAUGAAUUGGCUACUUGGUAGAGGUGAAAUGGCCAGUUUGAUGGUAAAUAAUAGUUGUCAGAAGGGGUUAAUUUAAAUUAUAUAGGAAUGUGAUAGAUGUCAGAAGGUUUACAAUUCUUUUAAAACUGUGACUCUAGAGCCCCUCUGCAUGGUGUGAAAAGUUACACGAGCUGCCUCUAAGUCUAGUUUCAAUGUAAACUAAUUCUCUAAUUUAUCAUAUGCCUGUAUCUCCUCUUUUAUUGUGGGUUCUUUUGAUAUGCUAAUGUCCAUUAGGGAUGUGCAUGGCCAAAAAAUUAGGUUCGGUACGGCAUUCUGAAAUUCGGAACUUCGGAAAUUCGGUUCGGUUUGGUACUUCCGAAAUUCGGCACUUUGGGACUUUGGCACUUCGGGAUUUAGGGUAAGUGUAGGUUUAGGGUUGGGUUAGGAGUAGGGUUAGGUUUAGGGUUAGGUUAGGUUAGGGGUAGGUUGGGUUAGGGGUAGAGGUACCCUAACCCUACUCCCAACCCUAACCCUAACCCUACCCCUAACCUAACCCUACCCUAGCCUACCCCAACCCCUGCCCCUAAUACUACCCCAAUCCUACCCGUUUUGCCACUUUUUUAGAAGUCCGAUGUCAGGAAUUUUAUUUGUUUAUUACUGGCCCUUUAAGACGGCAUGAAAGUACACACCCCUUGGUUAUAUAAACUCCAAUCUCCAAUACCUCAGUGCACAAGUAAUGUGUUAAGCUGACUGAUUGCAUCAAGUUCCUUCCUAAUCAUUAGAAUAACUCCUAGAGAGACCGUGUGUUCCAUCACCGGACCCCUUCUGAAUCUCCUCUUCAUACCCCUAUAUCUUUGAUUACCUGGUUAACUAAUUCGGACUGGCCUUGACUCUGCUUUUGGAAUUUCCUUCAAUACUGCUUGAUCUCCUAUUGAACGACCUCGGACUGGACUUUAACACUGCCUCUGGAUUACUCCCCUCUAACUUACUUAUUGCAUCUGUUACUGAAACCGGACUGGAUAAAGGACAUUGCUUAUGGACUAACCCUGUACACAUCAUCUAAACUUCUAUUUUCAAGGACUGUCAGUUUAUCUCUCUGCUUUGCUGCCACAUAAGUUUGCCGUGCUGAAACUGCCUCAAAAUAAAAUGGGAGAGGUUCUUAUUUUUUUUUUUUGUUUGGCAUUUGUUAAAGAAAAAAAACAUGACAUCCGAAGCACUUCGGCACUUCCAAAAUUCAGUUCGGUUUGGACUUUCUAAAGUCGGCACUUCGGCCAUUCGGAAGCAUCCAAAGGAAUAGACAAGCAGUUUGGUCUGCUUUUCCACAUCUUCCUUUCCCUGAGCCUAUUAUCUAUAUGCAUCAUAUACAUGAGAAAGUCAUUCAACCCCUUAGGUAAGUCUUUAUCGGCAGUUUCGUAAAAUAAGGUCUCAGACAGACCCUCAGCAAAUGCUGUAACCAAGCCACUAUUGGUCCAGUCGACAUCAUGAGCCAACGUAUGAAAUUCUAUUGCAUAAUCAGAUACCGAAUGAUAACCCUGUUUUAUACGCAUCAAGGCUGAUUUCUCCUUCCCUAGUGGUUCAAAGGAUAACUUAAACUCAGUAACAAAUUACUUGUAGUUAUAAGUUAUAGAAUGCUCACUUUCCCAUAAGGGUUAACCCAUGCCAAUCAACUUGUUCAUGAAAUAACCUAUUUUGGCCCGAAAAAGAAGAAAAAGAUCUAGGCAAAGCACUAUGUGGUUCAAGAAUCACCGACAUUCUUGGGGGUCACUACUAAAUCUAGGAGGAGGCGACAGGUUUAUAGAAGGACUUUUGUAGUAGGAGGCCUCAGAAUCCGGAAGGCUGUUGAAUCAUAACAGUCUGAAGUGCCUGAGCGAGUUCUUCUACUUUGGUCUUAUAAGUAGUCAUUUGCUGGCUAAUAUUUGCAGGAUCCAUGAUGGCCCUGUCGUAAUGUCACGGAUAGACUGGAUCCAACAGGCACAUAUAAGGAAAGCAAAUACUAAUAUAAGGGUAUUACUGGACUUUAGAAUGGACGGAUUAAACGCACCAAGAAUAGUACAAGACAAGCUGAGGUCAGGGUUACAGAAUAGAGAUGAAAUGUAAGGAAAAGGCCAAAGGUCAAGAUAAAUCAGAAGGGAGAAUAGUCAAAGAUGAGCCAAGGUCAAAAUGCCAGACAAUAGAAGAAAUAAACGCGUUCUCGGAUAAACCACAAAAUGGAAACAGGGCAUCAAACAAUAGGCAAGGUGAGUUCAAAAAGGCUAAGAAGAGUUCCAUUUGGUUGCUGGGACCUGGUGAUGCCAAAAUGUGCGUGCAUGUUGAUGACGUAACAACAUCCGGUCCGGCUGUGUGACAGGGACAAAUUGAGGAAGGUCCCUGGCUUAGUCAUCUAAACCUUAUGUAAAAUCCAAUGCAAAUAAUUUUACAUAUUUGAGAAUGAAAACUAUAAAAAUUACUUUCUCAGAUUAAAAGGCAUGUAACUCUUGUGCCUAGAGCUUCCGGACUUUAAGACUUGAAGUAGUUUUAAGUAGUUAGUAUCAUGUACAUGUUAUUUUUGAUUGAGUAAAAUAAGACUAUUAUAAAGAAACAAAUAUUUAGUUCAAAAGGGUAUAGACCACACUUUUAAAGUGCCACAUGAUCAUUUAAAACGUUAAGAUUCAAAUUAUUUACAACUAUCCAAGCGUAAUUUUACAAUUCUGUUUAUUUACAGUCCACUUGGAGAGACAUCUGGCAGUGCAUUAAAUCCAUGUUUUGUUAAUAGCGCUAGUGUUAUGCAAUGUCACAUGUCAUCCACAAAACAGUCAUUCAACAGGUGAACAGCAUACCACUGACCUAUGUAAGUUUUCGAAAAGAAAAAAAAGUAUUAUUCUACAGACUAUACUUAGAAUUUGUAAAGUUAUUUUGGGGUCUGUUAUUUCACUGAUCUGCAUUUGACUAUCAACUGAUGUUUAGAGCUUGUAUUCGUUUCAUUGAUUGUCCUGGAAGAAUGAUCCUAAACCAAAACGAAAUUGUGGUGGAACUCCUGUACUCUUAAUGAGUAGCUCCGCCAAAUCUGCUUCAUGGUUGCUAUCAGGGAUCCUGCGUUCGCUGAGAAUUUCUUCCAUCCUAGACCAAGCUACACCACUCUCCUUCCAGGGAGGUAUUUUCCCAUCUGCCUCUUCAGCUUCUCUCCCAGCCAGGUAUCAUUAGCCUCUGCCUACACUGUGACCAGCUACUGACUUUAGAAAGGCACUUGUGGCACUCAAAUCUAGCUUAUUUACCUUGUCCCGAGAAUCAGACACCAAAUCAGCCAGCCAAAAGGUCCAAAGACUCUCUUACUGGGAUCCCUAAAAAAACCAACCAGGACACCCAGUUCCCAAUGGAACUAACACACAAAGCUUUAUUUUCUCUCAGGACUAGCCCGUAAUCGCAUUCCAUUAACCCUAGUGACCAGACCACUUUUAAAUUUUCUUACCGUUUUGGACCAGGGCUGUUUUUACAUUUCUGCUGUGUUUAUGGUUAGCUGUUAUUUUCCUCUUAUUCAUUUACUGUACCCACACAUAUUAUAUACCGUAUUUCUCGCCAUUAAAUGGUCUUUCUAAAGAUACCAUUAUUUUCAUCAUAUCAUAAUUUACUAUUACAAAAAUUCCAAAAUAUGAUUAAGAAAUUAAAAAAUAAGAAGCACAUGGAGAGACAAAACACAUAAAAAAGCUAGGUGCAAACCAUAUAAACACUCCCUCGGGUGUUCAAGGUAUCUAAACAUCCAUGAACUACAGAAUGCACACUAUAAUCACUUACGAGUAAAAAAAUUUAAUUUAUUAUGUACAUAAAUAGUACCUCACAAAUAAUACAAAAAUCAGAAAACAAAAUGACAGUAGCAAGGGCAAAUACAAUAGCAAAUAGAACAAUACCAACAAAGCUCCACACAGCCCUAGGACAGAAGCACGAGGCACAAGACCGCCAACGUUUCGGCAACCAACUGCUGCCUUUAUCAAGGGUAACUGAAACUGAUAAAGGCAGCAGUUGGCUGCCGAAACGUUGGAGUCAUUAAGGGGAUAUACAUAGAUAUAUAUAAUUUCAUUCUAAGUGUAUUUUGAUAUAAAUAUAUAUAUACAUAUAAUGUACAAACACAUAUAUAUAUUAUUUUUAUUUUUUUUAAAUGUAUUACCUUUAUUUUUAUUUAUUUUUUACUUUUUUCACCAGCAGGGGACUGCAUGUCAGUUCAGGCAGUCCCCCUGCUGGCAGCACUGUGGACACCUAUUGCGGCCAUGUAACCACUCUUUUAGACCUGGGGGUCCUAAAUUACAGAAUAUGACAGAUUGCCGGCGGGGGAACGGCGGUGAUAGGUAAGUACAUGGGGAGGAGAGGGAAGGAGGGUAGGGGUUAAUUUUUUUAAGUUUUCCUGAGUGCCUCAACCCCUGCCUGAUGGCUUCCAAUGCUCUGCUCUACACUGCCAGGUGCCACUUGCGGCAAACCAGAAGUGAUCAGCUGCAAGGGGGAGUGAUCACUCGGGUGCCUGGCAGUGAGGGGGGAUAUUGUACGAUGCCUUCACAUCGUACAAUACCCAUAGAGCGGCUGGAAGUGAUCACGAUCGCUUCCAGCACUCAAAUUAGCAGUUUUUUGUUGGACGUACCUCAUACGUCCACGGUCCUUAAGGGGUUCAACCUAUGGUGACAGACUCAAUCUAAUACAAAUAAUCAAAUCAUAUGGGCAUCACACAGGAACUCAUAAUAAAACAAUAACAGAUUGAUAACGAGGUGGGGGAAGACCAUAAAUAAUAAGAAAUAUCUCCUGUGCCUGCAGAAUUCAUAAUAUGCAAAUCUUUUACAUUUGAACCUUUUGUGAAAUGCACAGUGUCUUUAAUGACAAUAUUAAAGAAACACUAUAGUUUCAGGAAUACAAACAUUCCUGAGACUAUCGACCUGAAUGGAAGCUUAGGUGACUGGCCCCCCUCCGAUCGGAAUAAAAUCUUUAUUUUACUCACCUUUUCUCCUAUUCCACGCCGUUCAUGUCGCUGCUGGCCAAUCGUUGCUCCACCUCGCCAUGGUGGAGAUCAUCAAUCCUGAUGAUUUCAGCCAAUCCAAUGCUUUCCCCAGCAGCCAAUGCAUCUCUUUGGGGAACAUUCAGCGCCUUCAUGCAGAGCGGUGAGACUGAGAAAAUUAAUUUUAAUUAAUCUAUUUUGCGGAACUCAUUUUGAUUCUUGAAUAUCCUCUGUCCCAUAUAGAAAUCAGUUGGAAUUGAGACACAUCUAACUUUGUGCCUAAAACUAAGCGUAAACUCGAGCUGGUACUAUCACAACCUCUAACUUAUUAAUAAUGUUUAGGUUUUUCUGUUACAAACAUUACUAUGCUUUUACUCCAUCCCCCUCUUUUAUGACAUUUCCCUUCUCUGACAUAUUUUUAUAGUUAGAACUUAUGAUAAUUGUGCAGAAUCCAACUUCACAUGGUACAUGCAAUAAAUAGCCAAUUACCACCCAUCAAUGGGACAACAUAUGACGCCUAAAAAAUAAUAUGAUGGCUUUAGAAGAAGUAAAUUGUAGUGAAUAAAUCAAUGCAAAAUAUGCAAAGCCUGUUGUUUUCACUCUAUUUCAGGACAUAAACCUUUAACUACUAUCGAUUACUCUGGUUCUUGUAGAAGGAAAAUUGUCAAUCCUGGAUUCAUUUAUUAAUGUUAUGUUUCUUAGAAUUUUAACAUGACACCGCAAGAAAAAUUAAUAACUUUAUAUUACCAAAUAUCUUCCAUUUUUGGAUAUCUACCAAACCCCUAACAUAUUUGGCAUAACGGACCUGAGAAUAUGCACUGUAAACGAGCCACAAAGGAAAAAUGAAAAACAAUGGUAUGCUAUUUUAUUAUCCAUGUUAAAUCAAGUCACUCAACACUCACGGAGACAUGGAAUGCUAUGUACAGUAGUCAGUGGGUUAAAUGUGACAUUUGCUGUUUAGCCUCUCUUGAAUAAAAGAGGUUGAACACUCCAUUGUUUAUGUAGCACACAAAACUAAAAUAUAUUAGAGUGUUUGGAAAAUGGAAACUGAAAUAAAAUAAAUAUUUAUAUAUGUUAUAUAUAAUUUCCAUAGGGUGCACAAAACAGGAGAAAAAUAUUAAGUAUAUAGGCCUGGAAAAAAUAUUUUUAGAGCUAGGGCACUCAUAUAAGAGAGGUCUACUAGUUUUGUUUUAUUAACAUCACAGUGCAACCUUUGAAAUUGGGCUUCUAGUGAAUUACGAUACAUUACGAUAUAUUCCUAAAUGCUAAUCAUAAAUGUGUAUCUUUUGACAAACAGGCUCGUCCAAAGGGUGAAGGACUAACCCCAUACCAAGGGAAGAAGCGAUGUUUCGGGGAAUACAAGUGCCCAAAGUGCAAAAGAAAAUGGAUGAGUGGAAAUUCUUGGGCUAAUAUGGGUCAAGAAUGCAUAAAGUGUCACAUCAACGUAUACCCUCACAAACAGGUAGGUCAAAGGCAAUACAGACUUAGUCGAGUGGCUCAACUCAUCUAACUCUGGUUCUUUUGAUUCAAUUAAAGGAAACUUGGUGUUGAUAUUAUGAUGACUAUAUUCUUGGUAGAAAAUCAGGUGUUUAUUGUACUUUUUGUUUGUUUUUAAAAUAAUGUUCUUAGCCCUCUCAAUAGUCCCAAUUUCAGAGUUGGGAGAGUAUCUGUCAGUUAAAUGUUUUUUUCUUUAUAGUAUCCUAUUUGGCACUAUUUGGUAGGGCUUCCAAUUAAUUGUUACCAAAAAAAACCAAUAAAAAUUAGGUUAAAACUUACCUGGAAUCUAGUGUUAGACGAGGAUCUUCCACUCCCCAUCCUGAAGUUGCAUUGCAUCCUUGACUUAACCUCUUAGGUCAACCACUCCCUUCCAGGUGUAUAUGGGGCCCUGUUCUCUCCAUAAUAUGAAAUAUUCCUUUUUCAAUCCUUAAGUGUUUUACUGUUGGUUGUUACUAGGCUACUUACUACUGUACUACUGUAUUUACAAGUACUGCUAGGCUGGUAGCAAUGUGGGUAGUUAUAGAUCCCUUGGGUUCUCUUGGGUCGGAGAAGGAAACAUGUCAUAUGUUGGGUCAGAGGCCCCAAGCUGGGACUGACACCCCUGGAUUUCCAUUACAUACUCACAUAUUAUUAUGUGAUUACCCUGUUGUGUCUAAAGUGGUAGUCCCUAAAUCCUGGACUGUUAGGGGGUAUGUGAGGACUGGGUUGGGAGCCCCUGAUCAAGAGGAUACACAUUGUAACAAAACCAUGCUUUUAUAAACACACACCUUCCACUUAAUCCUUCAAUACUAUUUGAGUAACACUUUCAAUUGCUAAUGUCAGUUGAGGAGAAACAAAUUCUUAAUUUGUGAAGACUCUGGAUUGUGAAAUCACUGCUUGGUGUGCAGUGGCUCAGGGGUGCAGUGCUUUCUUCAGCUCCUGAUGCUUCAUCCGCCCUCCUAUGUCACUGCUAUAAUUUGCGCAUGUGCGAGAGUACAACAGUGAUGUCUAUAGUGGAUCUCUUAAUAGCCUCCAUAGUUAUUGUCUUACAAUCAGAGACAAUGUAUUUCCCCACAGCUGUUAAUAUUGAUAGUUGUGGAACUUGACAAAGGCUGGUGGCAGUAACUCGAUCUAUUGUCAAUCAGAGGGCAAAGUAGUCUCUCUCUUUUGAGUGCAUCUUUAUCUUUUGGCUGGGUUAGAAUUUCAGUGAAAUUCUAACAUAGUCACUGUGAGUAUUUCAGAAAUGCUUUGUAUCUAUGAAAUACUCAGUGGGUUUUUGGAGAUGGGAGGUUGACAGAGUCUUGAAUGUUAAAAAAAACAAAACCGUUGUAUGUCUUUCAGAUGCAAUAGUUCUUUCUUAUUAUAAUCAAUAUAAAAGUAAUUCAUGCAAUUUACAUGUUUGGAUACUAAAAACAUUUCUUUUAAAACAAACAAAAACUAGAAGAGAAUGAAUUUUUAUUAACCAUAUAUGCUUUCCAAACUGCAUCUCAUGUACUUCACAGUGAGUGACCCUCGUUAUUAGUAACCCAGUAACAAGUACAUAAGCAGACUUUUACAGACUGACCUUUAGACCUUUAAACCCAUGGUCUUUUACCUUAUCAGACCGUUCAGAAUAGGUGUUAUGUCAAGGCAAGGCUUAUCUUUGACAGAUUGCUUGUUCUCCGAGUUAUCCUCUAGUUCUAGGUCACAUUGCCAUAAACAAGCAAAAGUAAAUAACUACAAAAUAAAAUAAAUAAAUAAGUAAAACAAAAAGAGAAAUAGUUAAAAAUGAACAAGCUAACUUACGGUAAUAAAAGAAAUAUAGAAAAUAGAAUAUUGGAAGAAACCAAGAGUCCAGAACCCAUCCUUCCCUCAAGACCAUCCAUGCUACAGAAUUCUUUUGAAACAAACACCCUAGAGUAAUUUAGCCUAAGUAUGCAUUACAGAUAUGGGGUAAAUUCUUCAUACAUAGCACGUUCUCACUUGCAUAUUUCCUUCUGAUCUUUAUUUAUAAGGUGAAAGAGCUGGAGAUAAGCCUGAUGGUUAAUGAGUUACUAUAAUCCUACUGAUUGGGGAGACCUUUCUGGUAUAACAUGCCCUACUAAGCAUUAUGGGGAAGGUCCCCCUCUCUAUGUGUAUUAAAACCUGAAAUAAAAAAGAAGGUUUUACUCACCUUGAAUUCAGCACCAGGUAAAGCGAUCGGCGCUUGGAGAUCACCUUAAAUUUGAAAUAGAUCUUGAAGGAAUAAAAUAUAGUAGACUGGCAAGAAGAGAAGGUGUGUUUAGUAAGGAAGAUAAAUAUGGCAGUACUAUUUAUUACAUGUAGACGUGGGCGUCCGUGGAAUUUUUCCAGGGGGGUGGGCAUAAUUAUAAUGACAUCCAUACUUGGUACCUUUUUUAACAGUGUCAUGAAAGGGAAGGGACAUAGUCAUUAUCACAUAAACCCAGGGUGAAUAGCAUUUUCACAACUAUGGUGUUCCUUUAAGCAAAUAAAAUGAAUAUUCUGGUCACCAUAACAACUUCAUCUAAAUGAAAAUGCUAUGAUGCCAGGAAGCCCCUGUGUGCUCUCUUUCCUUUAAGGGGUUAAACUGCUCUCAAAAUGGUUUAAGCCCAAAGGCUUCCUCCAGCUCCAGAUCUCCAGGUUGCUCAGUGGUAUUCAGCUUCUGAAACGGAGUGUCAGGAAGUGCAGAUUGACGUCAGGCAUGGGUGCCGCUGAUUGGCUAGAGUGGUCAGUUGACGCUCUAAGCCAAUCGCUAGUUCCCGGUUCAUAAAAAUGUUUUAUUUUUUUAUGAAUGGGGAGCUACUGCUUGGCUUAGAGUGCCAGCUGACCGCUCUAGCCAAUCAGCAACACCCCUACCCAGCGGCCCUCUGUGCUUCCUGACACUCAGUAAAUAAAAGUGAAUACAUUAACACUGAUAUUGUUUUUCUGUGUUUGUUAUCUGUGUUUCUGUAUGUCAUUUAUUUCUGUAUUUUUGUACUCAGCACUGUGAAUCCUUUUUGUCAGAUUAAAUGUUUACUUAAUCAGCUUGUGUCUUUGUUCUCUAUGAGCUCACUCUUCUGAGGAAAACUCAGGUAAACACAUUACCAAAAGGGUUAAUUAUAUAUGUCUGAUCAGUAAAGUAAGGUUGUGAUACUAUAAUCAUCUGUGUAUAGGGUAACCUAAGACGCUGCAUAUAAAGUCUUGGUGGUAGCAGUAAAGUGUGUACUAGGGUGUUAGUGUAGAAGGGAUUGCAGGGGUUAAUGUAGUGGUUGCUGGGACUAGCAACAGGUAACCAGGGGUCUGGUGUCAUUAACCCUUUCACUUUCACACUCUCCCAACUGUCUUGGCUGGGCCAAUAGCCCUUUGAAAUGACCUUUAAUGGUGACCUCUGUAGAUAAAUAAUUUGGAAGGUUUUUCUAACAGUAUUAAAUAAUUUAUUGGAAAGCUUAUAAAAUCGAGGCAUUUAAAAUGAACACAGGUGGACUCUGUACAUCAAUCGAUAUGGCAGCUAAAGGCUAUAAUUUUUUGUGGUUGUGUUGUUUUUGUUUACUUAUCUUUAGUGUAACAAUUAAAAUGAGUUUGCGCGUUCAAAAUGUUAGGUUUGUUGUGAAAAUUAAAUGGCAAAAAUCCCUAUGAAAUAAUUUCUAGUUACACAUUGUAGCACAACAACAUGUUAGGUAAUGACUAGUUAUGCAAGGCACUGUAGUUCUGAAUCAGUGGCGAAAAUGAAAGUUGAACGGAUAUUGGAUGAAUUGUAGAUUGUUCGUUUUUUUUUCCUGUUUUUUUUCUUUGUGAAUAACAGAACAGGAAAAGCUUAGUGCAAAACAGUCACAUAUGUUAAGCAUGAUGAGCAUGUUUCUGUCUUUUUUAUUAUUAUUAUUAUCAUCAUCAUCAUCAGCAGCAUUAUAUAGCUCCAAGAUAUUCUGAAGCGUUUUACAAUAUUAUAAAGCGGGAAAUUUAACAAUAGAUGAGACUAUUACAAAUGGUUACAGAAACAAUAGGUUGAUGAGGACCUGGCUUGAAAAAGCUUACAUUCUAGAAGAGAUGAGGUAUAAAAACACAAAAGGAAGGGUGGGAGGUAGCAACCAACCAAGUAACAGGUUUAAUACAAACAAUAUGUAUUAGAAUACUAAGCAAAAAUAAAAAGAGAACGUUUUAAAAUAUGUCUCCCUUUUUAGAAUUUCAAAUGUAGUUUUGAUUUGAGCAGAUUUUACUCUGUAAAAAGAAAGUCUUGUUUAACCAGCUAAUAUAACUUUAAAACAAAGAGAUAGUUAAACAAAAGUUUAUUUUUGUCAUUUUUAUUUUAAUUAAUUUAUAAGCCUGUCUUUGGCACAGAAAUGAUUCUUCAUUUUUGGACUUGUACAAAUAGAUGGCACAACAGCAGGAAACCCUCACAAGUCACUCCCUGAACACAUCCUAGUUCACCCACGUUUAAUGAUUUCCAUAAGGCAUAAGUUGAGCCUGAACAGUCUACUAGCUGUACAACAACGUGCUGAUCAAUUGUUACCUUCAUCCCUGGUUUUGGCCCAAAUCUUAUUUAGCAACACUAGCUUUUGCUAUAUACAUUAUUAUACAAAGUAGAACAGACAAAACGCUUUUAGAAACAUUAGAAUUGUUUAAAAUAUAAACCAAAAAUGUUGGUGGUAAUGUCCUAUUAAAAUGGAGUUUAGAUGCAAUUUAUGUUCAAGGAACAAUGUGAUUUUUUUACAGUGAUGAAAUGGCUGUUUAGAUAAAUAUAGCACAGACUAUAUACCACCUGAAAAAUGGUUGUCCAACACAAAUAUAAUUUAUUAUAGAUCCUUCCUCUAAUCUGUAUCGAGAGCAAUAGAAAUUUGUUUUUUUCACCAAAGAUGUAAGAUGGUUAGGACUACGUUAAAAGCAUCUGAUAAUAUUUUGAAGAUUUUUUUAUAUAUAUACAUUUGUGUCACUUUGAGUUGUGUGCUGCCUGUAUGAAUAUUGAAAAUGGUUUUUGGUUUUACUUUUUUUUUUUUUUUAAAGACCUAGCCAAUCUGUAACCUCCUUUGUGGAAGAUAUAUUUUCUGAUUAAAUAAAUGUCUCAAUAUGCAACAUAGUGGAAUGUGGUAUCACGCUAUAGAAAAUAAUGUAUGAAGUCAUGAUUUGUUAUUAACACUUAUAUUUUCUUUUCUUUUUUUCCCAACAGAGACCUUUAGAAAAACCAGAUGGCCUUGAUGUGUCUGAUCAGAGUAAAGAACAUCCACAGCAUCUUUGUGAGAAGUGUAAGGUCUUGGGAUACUACUGCCGUCGUGUCCAGUAAACCAGCCAAGCAUCACCAGCAAUCAAGCAGGCGCAAAAGAGAACGGAAACAUAAAGAGAAACAUGUUGACUUGCGUAUAAAAUAAUAUACCUUUUUGAAUAUUAGAAUGUAACAUUCUUCCUGUGUAAGUGUACAAAAUGUAUUUAUGGAAAGUAUUAGAGAGUGUGUUUAAACAGAGUUAGCAUGGUUGCUAUCUAACUCCAGAUUUUUCAUGUUUGGGAUUGUAAAAGUAGGGCCCUUGCAGGAGAAUCACUUCUGAUGCAGAAAAAGCAUAGAAACAGCUUUUGGUGAUUCAUUUCUAAUGAGCAAUGAUUUACACAUUGUCAUCUAAAUAUCUUUAAAAAAAGUUACCACUCAAACAGUAUUUUUUGUUUGGAGUUUUUGUUUUUGGACUUAAAAUCACAGAUCAUUUUCCAGCUACAUUUAUAAGAAAAAUGCUCUGGAACAACAAGUAAGAUACCCUAUCAACUACUGCCAACAUGUGUUUGCCAUUGUGCAGCUUGUUGUGGGAAGGAGAAUUGAAAGUUUAACAAAUUUUCCUUCUAUAUAUCGUAUACUAAACUAUUCAAAAGUCUUUUUAGGCCAAUAAGUAAAAACCAAACAAUCCUUGAGUAAAUCUGGUUUGUGAAAUCCCAAAACAAUAAAAUAAUAAAAUGAUUUAUAAAAUCAAAUCUGGAAGCGAAUGGCAACCUUUAGUUACAGAAAAUGUAAAACCUGCCUCCAUUUUUAGGGAGGCAAUGGGAAUUUGUUUACAUAGAAUGCCUAUUUUGUGCUGAUGGAAAAGUUCAUAAUAUAGUUGACAACUCCAGAGCGUUGAAAUUUUUCAGAAAAAAAAGUGUUAAAAAAAAAAAUAAGUAAAAAGAAAAAUUGGCCUGUGCAUGAAACGAUAAAACAAUAUGCAUAACACAACAAAUAAUGGCCAUGUGGUGUUUAAUAGAAGCAGUGUUCCAUGUUGCGUUCUGAAAAUGAUUUUUCAGCCAAAAGCACACAAUUUUUUUUAACUGUGAAUAUGGGGUCAUCCAUGGAUGAAAAUUGUCCCAAGUCUUUGAGCUAGAGUUUUGCAAGAAUAACUAUUUAUAAUAUAUGUUUUAGAAGCCACUUCUGGAAUAUAUGUCUGUCGUUUUAGGAUUGCCUGUCUGUUUGUGUGUGCGUGUGCAUGUGCCUUCGUCUCUAACAGUGUGCUAUAUUGUUUACUCUACGUUUAGUAGUUAGUUAGAUUAAAGGUGGUAAAACUUAAAGUACAAUAUCUCCUAUAUGAAUACUUUUCGAUAAACAAAGCAAACCAUAUGACCCUUCUCAACAUUAAAAGGGGUAUUUGUAGAGGCCGAGUUUCAAUGCAGCAAAUGAGGCCAAAUGACAAAUACAGCAUAAGUUGUCUAAGUUUAUGGUUGGUUAAUUAUACUCUGCAUGCUCUAUAGCAACUUGCCAAGUAUGGUAUUCCACAAUUUUGUAAUAGAUGCCAGGAGCUAAAGGUAACCUUAAUACAGCCAGCCACCUUUGCAUGAAUUUAAAUAUUAUCUACUAGCAGCAAAGGAUGACAUUAAAAAUGUUUAGAUGUCCUGAGUCAGCUUCCACCUCUAUGACCCAUAGAAUCUGCCCAUUCGCUCAGAUUUAAGGACAUCAAAACUUACUGAACUCUCAGUAAAGCUAUGUAUCCUGACAAAUACCACUAAAAUGCCUUCUAGAAUCAGUAUGCUCUGGGUCAUUGCCCAUUGCCUUAAUUCUUCUUUGUCCUCGCAAUUAAAGGAACACUCUAAGCUGCAUACACACUACAGGUUUACUGUAGUGGUUAUGGUGCCUGGGGAGCUCUGGAACCCCUGCCAUUGUAAGGAGUCGAACUGUUAUAAAAUGUUCGGAACCCUUAGAAUGCGCAGACGCAAGGGCAUUCCUUUGACCAUAAUCACUACAGCUUGCUGUAUUGUGUAUGGUGCUUGGAUUGUUGCUUUAACAUACCAGUCACAUUCACACUACUGGACAUGGCAUUUUUUUUUAUUAUUUCUAAAAGCUGUUGGUUACUGGCAAAAAUGAUAUUAAUAAUUCAGAGAACAGUAACCAAAGUAACAAUGGGAUUAAUCAUCUGCGUCAUGUGCUUGCCUCAUUCUGCACUAAGACACCUAAAUUCUUGUUCUUAGAUCAGAAAUAUUUCUGGUGAACUGUGUUUUUCGGUUGCACUUAUUUCUCAGUUUGUAAAUUGCAUUCUUCCGAUAUGUGUUUAUCUUUCAAAGUGAAAGUGAAAUUUCUCCAGCGUUUCACUCUGCUUCUAGUCUUUAUUGCAGGGUUAUUCAUUAAACUAUGAACGAUCGGGAUUUCAUCGAGCAAUUGCAAAUUUUAGGCAAGAGUAGUUGGACUGGAACAGUUCUUCAACCAACCCAUAUUUCCAUCUCAGCUAUAUUGGCCUUAAAGGGUUAGUCCAAUAAAAAAAAAAAAUGCACAGAAUUGACAUUAGCCAGCCUGGACCUUUGAGACAGAGAUACAGCUCCGGCAGAUAAGGGAUUAGUCUCUGUAUGUGCGAAACGCUGCACAUACAGACUCUAGGCACCAUCACCAUUUCAAAUCAAUGAAGUGGUUAUGGUGCUCAGAGUAACUCAUUAAACUUGGGAUUCCUAGGUGAUUUUAAAACAUCUCACAGUUUGCUUAAUACGCCUGUCAGGUCUUUUCAUGUGGCUACUGCGGUUGAGCUGCUUUAGACCUUUACAAUACAUAAAGAACUAGCUGUUCAACUGAGAAUGCCGUUAAUACAGAUUUUAGUUAGCCUCACAGGACGUUAAAAAUUAUCACCUGUACAGGUUUUUAAGUGGUGAAAGGAAUUCUUGUGCUCGUGCAUGCCCAAGGAUUUUCUGCUGUGUUGAAAGUUGGAAUGUUCAUAUGUGAUCAAAGGGCAGUGGUAAGAAUAUAUUAUUUACUGGUAAGCAGUCAUGUAGGUGUUAUUGAUGAAAGUGACAAAGGAGUUAUUGAUGAAACGUGUUCGCAUGUAAAAUGUGUAGGAUACAAUGUAAAAGGUUACUGUGGUGCAUUAGUUGGACUGAACAGUAUCUCGGAGAUAUUGGUGCAUAGCAGUGGAAUGAUUUUCAGUUCUAUGCACUAGGUUUAGCUUACUGAGCUGAUCUUACAUGUUUAUAGAAGGGAAUGUUUAUAUGCAGUAAUAGGUUCACAUUAUCAUGCUAUCAUUGUUAGCCCUUUCAGGGUUUUCAAAUGUUCCUAUACUGGAGUAAUUACAGUUUAACAGUGUCAUUAACACUAGACACAAGUUACUGACAAAAGACAUAUAUAUGUAUACAUACACACACACAUAUGUACAGACAUUCCUCACCUACCGACCGGGUUCCGUUCCUAUGACCGGGUUGCAGAACGAAUUGGUCGGUAAGUGAGGAGUUAAGGGAAUCCCUGCUCUGGUGCGUUCAUCUAUGUUCGGGGAAAUUUCCCGAACAUAAACGAACGCACCAGAGCAGGGAACCCCUCUAAUCUACGUUUGGGGAAAUUUACCCGAACAUAGAUUAGAGGGAUUCCCUGCACUCAUGCGUUUGUCUAUGUUCAGGGAAGUUUCCCCGAACAUAGACUUGCGCACCAGGGCAGGGAAUCCCCAUGACGGCCGUCAUAAAACAGGUAGGGUGCUAAAUCGGGACCACCUGUAUUCAAUUUAUAUAAAUAUAACUUUAUGGACAGCAUGUUAAAGAUUUUCCAGUUGGUUUUUCUGUUUACAAUAUUGUUACAUACCUUCCAAGUGUCCCAAUUUAGGAGUGACAGUACCUACUUUGGACCCACAUCCUUCUGUCUGUCUUUUCUAUCUUAAUGUCCCUGUUUUCUGCGAGCUCUAUAUUGUUGGUGUGUCUAAGUGUAUAACAGAGCUCCACAGCAAUAAUACUCACCGUAAAACUACAAUAAAUGUGUUUAGAAAUCGGUCUAAUAAGAUAAAUUGUUCUUAAAGUGUCCCUAAUUGUCUAUUUUAAUAGACACAUCCAUUGCAGGCUUAUGAACCUACCAUCAAAACAAUAAAAUGUAUAUAAAUGUUAUAUAAGUUACGUUAAGUCUCUUAAGAAAAGUUAAAUAAUACAAAAUAACUUUGGGUUAAAAAAUUUUUUUUUUGUUCUUAUUAGUGAUAAACAUCAGGCACUGGUCAUAUACAAACAAUUAAAAUACAAUAUUGCUGGGGAGCACACCAACUUACCUAAAAAAAAAAAAAAAAUGUACUCACCUUUUCUCCCCCAGAUCAUCUAUCUCCGUGCCACUACACCCACCUACUUGGCUGAGAUAAUGAAGAUCGAUGAUCUCAGCCAAUCCAAUGCUUUCACACAGAAAAGCAUUGGGAGGCUAGUGCAAAUGUGGGUCAAAAUUACUCACUGCACUAAUCAGAUGGUCUCUAUGAGAUUAUCUGAUUCCAAUAGCAGUGUUUUACUCUGAGUGGUCUAGGUGAGAUUAAGUGGUCUGGGUACCUAUAGUGUCCCUUUAAUUUGUUUAGCAUUGACACUUGUAGGGAAGUAAAAAAACAAAACAAAAAAUACUAGCUUUUAAAUACUGUAGUGAAUCCAACAUAUAAUCUAUAUAACUGACUGUGACUUCAGGGUUAAUAUUGGUAUUUAAACAAAAACAAAAUAUAAAACAUUGUUUACCUUUUAAUGCUGAUCAUUUUCAGUAUACACACACAAAUAGCUAGACAUACAGUGUAAGAGGUUUUAAAGGUAACUCACUACCUUAAAGCUGAAUUGUUAAGUACUGGAAUGGAAUGUGAAGGAAAUAGCAGGUCAAAAGGAGAGGUUGAUGGAGGUUAGUUUUUUUCUUUGCUCAAUUUUGAGUUUGAGAUGGUGUUGACUUGAGUUAAGAUGCUUAUUUGACCCCUUUUACCCCCUUUGGGUACUGUUGGAAUUUGAUUUGGUUUGAAAACAAAGCAGCAGACUACACAAUAUAUGAAUUUAAAAAAUACCUUAUGAAAGAGUAUUUUUAAUUGAGAAGAUCUGUCUCUGAUCUAGGGUUUAGGUUAAAGUAACUUCAGACACACCUUUUAAUGUUCUCCUGGCUUUAUCUCACAAGCAUCACAAUAUGGUGGUGGUGGUGGGAUUACAAUUUCAACUAGCAAAGUUUUUAAAAAUCUGCUGUCUUUUGUACAGAAAGAACUAUCUGCUAAUGAAUAUGAUUUUAAAAAAUAAGCUUAAGUCUUUGCUUUAAAACAUGCGUUGUUUGUGGCCACUAAGGACAAUUUAUCCACCAUGCCUUGGCAGUUUGGAAUGUGUCAUUUUCUACUGUCUGUGUGAGUGUGUGUUGUGUGAAAGUAUUGUUGUUUAUUUAUAUAGCAAAGUUUAAGGGAGCUACUGGAGGGCAAAUUAUUUGAGUAUAUUCAUAUCACAAUUGAGUCACUGUAGCUUAAGCCUUAAUCUGUGCCUGUCAUCUUGCUAUGUUUUAGAAGGACAUGUUCUCCAUUGCACACCAAUCUAUGUAUAUUGGAUGAUCUUAUAAAGGGACAAUCGUAUAAUUAUUGUUUACCCAUAUUUUCAGUCUAGAACCAUUUUGCUUGCAGAUAAUUAUUUAUAACGAGUUUUACUUGACAUAGCGUUUCUUUUUUUUUUUUAAUACUAUUUGUGUAUUUUGGGGAUGGGGAAUCUUUUAGAUGUUACAUUUUAUUUGGAAGUAGAGACAGUGAAGUUGUCAUUAUUUGGAAAGUUUGGUAGAAGAACAUUUUGCAAUAAUGUCGUAUUCUGUAUAUAUUUUGAGGCCUUCUGGUUUAUUAGUAAAUGUUCAUCUUUGAUGUUUCAUUUUUCUUAAACGGUUUUUAAAGUUCUUAAGUAUUAUUAUUAUUAUUAUUUUUUUUUUUUUUUUAAGGGCCAUAUUCCUGCUUUCCAAACACUAAUGAAAGUGAAUUGUUUUCAUAUUUCUUUUACGAGUUAAGGAUGUAUCCUAUAGGAAAUAUUUAUGGAAGAUGUUUGUUUGUGACAAUGCUUAUGUCUGUAUAAAAUAUGUAACCAUAUACCAUCAAGAUGAACAUAUUAUCUACAUAAAAGUAUUAUAUAAAAGGUUGGUACAUAAUGUCUAAAAAACAAAACAAAAAACCUUUACACAUAUAUGUAAACAAUGUAUUUUUAUUGUGUUGUUAAUGCAUAGUACUUUAAUGGAUAAAAAUAAUAUAGCAGGUUAGCUUUGUGCUAUCAAAACAAUAUUUUGACAAUUCUGUUAAUUUCAUAAUCAUAGUUUUAACUUCUGCACUUGAAAAAAGUGCUUGAGGUGUUUUUUUUGUUUUUGUUUUUUAAUCACAGAGCACCCUUGCCUCAAAGGGUAAACAUUACAUUAAUAUACUUGCGUAUGAUCAAGUGUAUUUUAUAUUUUACAGAAAUGUCUUUAACUCUUAAAAAGGGAAAUUGCGCACUGUAUGUAAGCAGCAAGCUUGUUUUUGUUGUUUUGUUUUUUUAAAAAUUCUCAAUCUUUAUUGAUAUGAUUAGUCUGUAGUACAUAGGAGAUAAGAAUCACAUGAGUUGCUUGGUUUCUAAUGCCUUAAAGAAAUGUAUUUAGUCAUUAGUUGGUAAAAUUGCUCUUUUUUGUUUUUGUUUUUUUAAACUUAACUGGUCUAAAUCAAAAUGGUAAUGUUUCUGACAUUUCAAAGUAUAGGACUAAAUCUCACAAAUAAUUAGUUUUUGCUAUAUAUUAGAUACACUAAACAUAAUGUACACUACUAUAUUGAAUAAUAGUGUAGUACAUUGGGCCUAUAGUGUGAUGAAUGUACAUACAUAUAAAUCGCUGUUUCAGUCAGAGGACACUAUUGAUAACCUUAUCAAUAGAGAUGUCGCGAACCGUCCGCGAACUUCUGGAUGCUGUCCAGGAAGUAGGAGGGUCUGCUGGAGAUUGGCCGGGACGUGUCAGCUGACCGUAGUUCGCCGACCGUUCGCGAGAAGUUCGCGGACGGUUCGCAACAUCUCUACUUAUCAACCUUGAGAACCCUAUAAACUGCAUGGCAUUUAUACUGAUCAGGUUUAAAACCUGGUUUGACGCGUAAAAGAUAUUUUAAUGUACAUAUGGAAAUUUACAGACAAUGGCAUUUGUUACAUCGUCAGAUCUAUAUAUCUAGAUGUUCAAAAUCAAGUCAUUUCCGCAGGCUUACGUAGGUAUAAAAAGCUCAGAAUUUCAAGUGAACUUGAGAAUAGAGUUAUGUACACAUUAGUCCCUAUAUGCCACAGUGGUCACACCAAUUUAAGCAGUGUUUACAUGUAAAUAUAAUGAAAAAGGAUUUUUGAUUGAUUUAUUUUACUAAAAAGCCAAGAUUAAAAUUAAGAGGUGCAUUUAAUAAUUCUAAGGAGGUUUAGUUAAUAACUGACCUACUUUGUGCAGUUGUUUAUACUAUACUAUGCACCUCUAUAGUCUACGUUAAAUAUUCUACAUUGAAAUGCUACCUCUGUAUCAACUGGUAACUUUUUAACCAAGUCUGAGAAGUACAAAUGAGAGUUUUGCUUCUUUUUUUAUAUAGAGAUUUAUUUGAAAUUAAUUCAAAACAAGUUGUUAUUUACAAAUGUUGACCAUUUUGUAGGUUUAAUUUCUUUUAACAUUAGUCUUUCCAGCAAAAGCUCCGAUAAGAACAGUGGUAAACCUAUGGUAUCUGCUAAAUGAUGGUUAAGGGGGCAGUUUAGGCAUGCUGCAAUCCAGUCUCUGGAAAAUAAGGAAGUAUUAGCAGCAUGAAUUUAAUUUAUAUCUUAUAACCAUGCAUUGGCUGAGCACACUCAUUUAAUGAAUGGUUUUAAAAUAUGGACUACACCUUUAAAAAAAAUUAUUUGCAUUUAGACAACAGCUGAUGUAGCUUGUGUGCUGUUAUUUAAAGUAACACUAUACAACAUCUCCACGGCUAGGACCUUGGAGAAUUCUAGAAUUUUUGAAUUUUCAUUUAGACAUCAGCUGAUGUAUCUUGUGUGCUGUUAUUUAAAGUAACACUAUACAACAUCUCCACGGCUAGGACCUUAGAGAAUUCCAACAUAACAAAGAUGAAUUAAAACUUGUGAAAUAUAAAAAUCUAAUACACAAAUAACCUUUUCCUUCCUUAAAUAAGUACCUGCCUAAUAAUUAGCGAUUUAUAUUAAGAAAUAACAAUGAUACAAAUAGUAGUCAAGUUGCCUAAAUAUAUUCGUUAGACUGCUACAGUGCAACUCAGAAAUAAACAUGGUAGGGGAUACAGUAUAGUUUAAGGUUAUACUUAAAGGAAUGCCCUGAAAUUAAAAGUAAAUAUUUAAAUGAGAAGCGUUAGCCACAUUUGGCAUUUUCAUGCUGCAUGUGAUGUCACCAAACGUGAAGACCUUUUAUUGGGACUGUCAUUCUGACAGCCAAUUGAGGCAUGUUCUCAACCAAAUGUAAGCAUUGCCAUUUCUCGGAAACAGCAAUGUUUUACAUUUUCUGAGAAAAGGGGCCGGGUCUUUAUACCAACUUCUUUACAGAUGUUAAGAAAACUGGGGGGUUUUUUUGGUGCUUAAAGUGUCCUUUUUAGAUAAAAUGUAGAUAUAUUAUACCUCUACAACAUACACAAAGGUACAGUACACAUCAUCCAAAAAUACAAUUCUCUAAGUUUACAGAAAAUGAAAAGUACAACUGUGUUUUAUGUUACAGGAAUAUAUGAUCAUGAAAUAUUACUAUCCUACUAAACGUUAGGCACUGACUAUAUAAUUGUAAAAUAGAUUAUAGAUAAACUGGCUAAAUAUUAUCUCUCUACAAACAAUAGAAAGCCAUGAUCUAAUUUUCAAUAUCUCGGUUGAGGUGUGCAUUAGGUGUAGAAUUGCAUUGGAAGCAAAGCCAUCAUAGGUCAUAUCAAGCGGUAGUUUUUGGGAAGACACUAGUUUCAUAAACAGGUUAGGACAUAGGCAAUAAAUACAUAACUGCAGAUAAAGCAACAUAUGUAGGUAAGACGUUAUUGAUACAUUUUCUACAAUGCUAAACUCAACUGUUUUACCAUUCAUUCUUUCUUCAUGAGGUGUCCCUUUAAUAAAACAUACCAUUAUUCCAUAUGUGUUUACAACAGGAAUCUGGUAUGCAGAAUCAAAGUUUGAUUCAAACUUGUAAUGUAACCAAAAGGGCAAACUGUGACUAUUGUUUGUUUUGUGCAGAGAUAAUAUUCCAAGUUUGGUGGAACAGGGAGACAUUAUGCUGUACUAAAAGAAACUCGUCUAUAUUGUAGUAGAGUAAUUAGUUAAUUUGUACUCUGUUAUGUUAUGAUCUAAACAAGGCCUAUUAGUUUAUUCUUUAAAUGAUUCUAGCCUGUAAAUACUAGGCAAAUUUCCUGUGUAUUUUCUUAUUUUUUUUUUCUGCUGACCUUGUAAACAUUUUUAUGUAUAGAUUGAAUUAAAAUGUUAAUGGGUAACCAUACAUAGAGCUACAAAUGAUGGGAAGACCCCAAUAUCCAGAAACCACAAAGUGGAAAUCUGGAAGAGGGUGCGUUUCCCAUAUUGGCAUUCCGACUUGUGCCUUAAAUGCUUUGCCUUCAGUGUAGUGUUGUAGUAUUUUAACAACCAAUUAAAAAUUUGCAAACCAAG
This is a messenger RNA of Pelobates cultripes (western spadefoot toad), 96286 nucleotides long. The record is from the annotation of a GenBank genome assembly. Lineage: Eukaryota; Metazoa; Chordata; Amphibia; Anura; Pelobatidae.